GCUCCUUUUGACGCUUCAGUGAUUUGACGCAGCGUCAGGAGGAGAGAGGCUGCUGGUGCACGAGGAAAAGAGGAGGGGAAGUGAGGAAGAUGAGAAGUUUGUCUGUUGAGGUUGGCGAGUAAGGUGCAGUCAGACGAUGUUCCUUGACUUGACUUAAGGUUAAUGGAAACAACAUUAGAAUAGUUUUUUGUUUUGUUUUUUAUUUUUGCUCAGGCAGCAGCAGAGUUUCCUCCUUUUGUUUGAAUUCCGUUAAAGGAGAACUACUCACGUGAUUAAUUAGACCGGAAAGAUGUUCUCUUUACUUUUUAAAUGGACAUUUUUCCUCCAAGUGUUUUUAAGCUCCUGCACUGCCUCACCGGAGGACACACCGGGGGAAUUUGGAGGAGAGUCCGGCUCUGGGAUGCUGCAGACAGGUAAGAGUUUGACACACCUGUGCAGAGACAUAGAUGGCGAACGGAAGUGACGGGUAUGCUAGUUCGAUAAGCUAAUCUAAGUGUGAAUUAAAUAUUUGGCUUCUCUCAGAAAAUGGCAUGGGUAUUUUUUUUAGCUGUUUUUUCUGCAUUAUUUUGUAAUAUUGAAUGACUUUUAUUGACAAAAUAUACUAUAUACUACAGUUGCCCCUUGUUUUAAACAUGUUUUAAAUGGUAAAGCAACAUCACCUGUUACAGCCGUUAAACAACCAAUCCCUGCAGCAGCUGAUGGAUAGGUCAGUCUCUCAGCUGCAGCUCAUUACAUCAUUUGGUCAGAGUAAUUUAUGUCCAGAUGACACUUCUCCUCUCUUCAACAGCCUUCCCUCCAACACUCAGCAUCCCCAGUCCAACUUUGAUGCUCUUAGUAUCCUCGUAUUUUCAUCUUUUAACCAGUAACACUUGCAAAGCUGAGUGUAUAACUCUAAUUGACCAGAUGUGAAGACUCAAUCCAGAGCACAAGGAAACAAUAAGACUUCAGCACAUGCCAAUGGGAUUGGAUGUUUUUCCCCCUUCAAUUACUCUAACAAGUUCUGCCAGUGUAAAACGACUAAUUAAGAAUCGUUUUUAAAGCACAUCUGUAAAUAAAAUUAACAGCUUUCGGAUGUUCCUUCAACAUCAAUAAGUCUCCUUUCAUGCUGUCAAAUAUUUUAAGACAUUUACAACCAUAAACCACCUUAAAUCCAUGUUAUUGCAGUUGUUAAUGAAUCAGUGUUUACUACUAAAUCACUUAUCAAAAGCCACUAAGCUGAUGUAAAAGUCGCCAAAUAUGUUAAAUCAGUUGAAAGUGAUUAUUUGGUCAUGUCUGGUAGAAACUCUAAGUCUAAACUAAUUAAACUGAUGCUUGGAGAGGAACACAUACAUUUGUCGGAGUUUAUUUUCAAGGGUUGUCAUGAUUAGCUUCUGUUGAAUAUGUGCGAAUCCCAAGUCUUGAUCUGAGACUUGUAUUUGCCUUGGUAAUAGAACUGCACAAUGUUGUUUUUUAUGUUUGCUUAGCAAUGACAUAUGGUAAUGUAAAAUUUUAACUGUAAAGCUAGCAGUCACAUCGUGUUUUAAAUAACCAUAGACAACAUACCAUAGAUCUAAAGCCCCAAAACGGUUGCUACUGUUAGGAAACUCUUAUUUGUGUUGUGUGCAAAUUAUACACAGUUUAAUGACCACUGAUGCACAUGAUUGGGGAAAAAAUGAUCAGUUCAGAUUGCCAAUCCCUAUUCAGUAAAAAAAAUGUACAUGUCAGCUUCAGUCUGAUCACUGAGAUUCUGGUGAGGAACCAAUAUUUUGAUUGAUUGGGUCCAGUCGCUCUUUAGGGUGCUCAAAAUAGUUGAUGGACUUGCUGCAUACACUGUCUCACAAGAUGUCUAUAGCUAAAGCCCAAAACUCACACACAUUCUGUUCAUUCUUAUGUGCACACCGGUUUUCCACAGUCACAUGUAUUGUCUUACUGUGUGGAUGCCUGUUAUUUUAUUAGCUCUGUGAAUACAGUGACAUCUGCUCUCAACCUUUCAGUUUACCGUGUGUCCUAUGGUUGUGGUUGGGGUUUCAAACCCAUCCAUGACCUGUUGAAAUUGAUCGUAGAUUGGACCUCUGCCAGGCGCCUGAGUUUGUCAUGUCUGGAUUCCACAGCAUCUCGCACUGUUUAUGUUCCAGUUUGGGUUUUUAUCACAUAUCUCAUUGCUAUCAUCUGUAGGUUAUAGAGCCAAACAGAGAUGUCAGAUAGAAGGGGCACCAGCUGAGAGUUUGGAUUAGACCAGUGAGGUGACAGAUGAAUCAGGCAGUGUGUUGAUUGAAUGUAGCCUGCUGAAUGUUUUCAUUGUGUGUGUAAGCAUAGAUGUCAGAGCAUGAGAGCCUUGUGCAAACUUUCAAGGUAUAUCACUGAAUAAGCUGAGGGUUAUGUAAUACCGCUGUAAAAAAAAAUCCAUGUGUUUAUUGGUUAUCAACACACGUUUCCAGUGUUAAAUCUUGCUCCUUUGUAGACAUAACUGUGGACAUGGAGGAAUUUGUGAUUUCUGCAGAUUUCCACAGAUUAAGGACCCCACUGUGAGGAAAUGACAUAAGGACAGAAAACUUUACAAGAGUGUUCAUGGAUUCAGGCAUCCCAUGGAUUGUCAGAAAAAUUUAAAAGGCAGAACUAUUUGAUUCUGUUUAUCUAGAUAGUGAAGAGUUUUCCUGCCUGUGAGAGAGCUGUGUAACAUUUGGUUGUCAGUCCUUUUAAAGCGUAUGUUUUUCAUUAGACAAUGUACCAAGCUUGUCAGAAUUUCCAAAACUUAAAGGGAUAUUCCGGCGUAAAAUUAAGUUAGGGUCAAACACACCGUAACACAGAGUUAGACACCCCGUCGAGAGAUGAAUGUUGCAGACCGCUUGAUCAUUACUUCAUCAUUUCCUUGAAGUAAUAAUCACCGUAUCAAUCAUUUUGCACUGAUGACACGGUAGUUCUUCUGCCUUAGCGUCUUGGUCUGAUGGCAUUUCCAUGAAGAAAUGAUUAUAAAUGUUCUUCCUUGAGCUGCAUCAUCUAGCUGCAGUCGGUAAUGGACUCGUCUGAGGUCUCUGUACAAACAAGUGGCUGCUGGAAGAGAGUAGGUGAGUUGUGUUUAGUCUCUUUGCUUAAGAAAUUAGGCAAAGCUAAAAAGAUGUUUGGUGGCUAGUGCUAUGGCUGGGACCAUGUACUGUUGAUGAAGUUAGGUGCUGUUUUGAACAUUAUUUGUGGCUACAGAGUGGUGUUUUGGUUAAGCGUGUGGCUCCUGAGACCGCUGUGUAUUGCUAUCGUGCGGUCGUUACUAAAGUUGAUAUAACUAGAGAAGCAAGCAGUUGGCAACAUUCAUCUCUCGACAGGGUGUCUAACUCAGUUUUGACCCUAAAUUAAUUUUAUGCCGGAAUAUUCCUUUAAAUACUUUCCAAUACUGGGUGCUUUAAAAUUAAAAAUUGACUAUUUGUAUUUUUGAAAGUAUCGAAAAGCAGCAAAGCAGAUCUACACUCUUAUUUUCAACCUGCAGUUGACAUUGAGAUAUAAUGAGAAAGACCACUGAGUCAGAGAACACCGUGGUAAACGUGGAAAAAAGGUUUUUUUAAUUAUAUUGUCAGUGGUCAGACACUAAACAAUGCAAAAGUGCAGAUAUAUUGUUUUUCCGUCCAGCACACUGCAAAUAGAUGAAAGAGCUCUGAAAGUACAAGAUUUAAAGCAAAGUUUCUCCUUUAUUUAAGCAUCAAAUGUUCCUGCCAUUUUCAAUCCAUUUAUUCUUCUUUUCAUCCAUCCAUCCAUGUCAGCCAUAUUUAGCUGUGAUAUGAGACUCCUUUAUGUCAGGAUAAGCUUACUGUAGCCUCUGACCUUUUGAGAUUGGUAUCUCUGCAGCACAGUAUGCAGAACAGCUGUAACCUGUAGCAGGAAUUUGGAGGUGUGCCUGUGUCUGAGUGUCUCCAUACUUCUCAGCAUCACCUGUCAACUCACUUCACCGCACACCCAGCACUUUCCUCAGAAGUGGAAAUUGCUGACUAGCCCUCUUGACCUCCAGCAGGAGAGUGUAAGUGUAGUCCUUUUAUGUCUCUCAAGCCCUUUAGAAAUUUAAGAAGAAAUUGUGUCACAGACAGAAAUAUGUUUUUGAUUAUAAAUACUUUAGUUGACAUUAAGUGUUCUCGGAUAUCCAGCUUCAAAAAGUUUUGUCUGUCAUUUGAAACCCCACGAAAGAUGUCAGGAAAACUACCAGCAAGAUUACCAUGAAAUUCAACAGGGGGUCACGCUACAGAGAUAUUGUUCCUAACAUGGUUGGAUUUCUGUCCUCACGAGAGCUAUGCUGAUAAAUUGAUAAACUGGUCGACCAUUUUUGCCAUUUAAAGCUAAAUAUGUCACCUUUUAAACAGAAGAAAAAGAGUACACGCAUGCAAAAACUUGGAAGUUUUAUUUAGCAAAGAAAUAAAAAUGUAAAUCAACGAAAACUUACUUAGAAAACGUCCAUCAAUGAACAAGUCUGAAGACACCACCCUUGCAUUUCAAGUCUUCUUUGUGUGUUUGUUUAGGAGUUUUAUGCGCAUACUCCUUGUCUUUUUCACUAUUUUUUGUUGUGUAUUUCUGUGGCAGUGUUCCAGCGCCACUUACAGGCCUGGCAUAUAUACUACAGUAUUUUUAGUAGCUUCGACGAUUCCAUGUUUAUAAAACAAAGAAGAAAUUGAUGGUCUCCAUGUUGGCACAAGCUAAAUACACACCUGGUAAUGAAUGAUGCAACACAAUGCGAUAGCUGAACUUAGUAAAACUGAAACACAAGGAUCACAAGGAGAAAAAUGAAACAAGAAAACCACAUGACAAAAUAUCCUGUUCUUUUCUUUGUCAAAUGAUCUAGUUGAGAUAAAAGUAACCUGAGUUUUAUUCUACUUGCUAAUAAAAAAGGAACAAAGUGAUUGGUAGACGUAAUAGCCACAUGGACUUAUAACCCUGUGUUCAUGGUCCCAAAAAGAUGACUCCAUCCUUACCGAAUUCGCCCCAUUGAUUCAAGUUUGUUGACAAAUGACAAAUGGUAAAAAGAUUCAAUCCAAAUUUGCUUCUUAUGGUGCAUUUACACCAAAUAUGAAUAACAUCAUUUGUGCGAUUGAUGUACAUAUAAAAUCAACAAUAAGAUGUAUGGCUCAAUGCAAACAAGGCAGCGUGAGUGGUGCAAAAUGAGCAGAGUAUUUUGGCAAAUUGAGCGGAUCAUUGACUUUGACUUUAGUGGUCAUAGUGGUCUGUUACUUUUCUUAUACUUGAUAGUUACAGAUGUUUUAAUAUCAGUAUCUUAUGAUGUGAUAAUCAGAUUAGAAUAAAAAGUUAAUUAAAAGAAAUUGAAGCUCAGCAGGCACACUUUUUUUCUGUCACUGUUUUUUAAAUGAAAAAAUAUUUCAGUUUUGUUACACUGCAAAAUUUAUGUCACAUCACCAAGCUCUGGAGUCAAAGUGGAUCAAAAGCACAGUCCCGGCUGUGUCGAUGCUUCUUCGGCAGGUUGAGCUCAUGAUGUCAUUGCCAAUAUAAUGCCAGAUCCAUAACCAGGCAUCUGCAACCAAUAAAACGUGAUCUCGGCCCUCAGAGCUUGGUGAGGCAGUAUCUGGAGCCCAUUAGCCAGCUUUAACCAGACAGGGGCCCACAUGCCGUGGCGUGCAUGGUGUAACAUUCUCUCGAAUGUACACAGGGUCAUUGGUCUGGUUCUGGGUGUGGAGAGGGUUACUGCUUGUGGUUAGCUUUGUGUGAACAAAAGCGGGUGGAGAGGGCUAGGUGCAAACCACAUGUUGGGCCAGAACCUCCUUCCGCCAACUAGAUCCAGAUGGCUGAUAAAGAGGGCUGAUACUGUUCAGACCAAGUUCUUCAGAUGUUUGGCAUUAAAGAUGAAUGAAAGAGAGAGCUUUUUAUUUUUAUUUAUUUAUUUAUUUUUUUUAACAUUUAUAGCAUUACCUCAGUGACCACUUUGUAGUGUCAUUUCUCAUGUGUCUUUAAUUGUUCAGUCACCACAGAAAGUCUGCAGACACAUUACAGCCUAAAGGACACAAAGACACAGAUUUAUGUGGAAAGGUUGUUUAAAGGAUGUGGUUGUUUGGUCCCCAAACUAUGCUGUUUGCGGUUUCGCCUCAACUCCAGUGUUGACACUCAUUUUUGUGCCUUUUCUCUGUGCAGAUCACAAGUUUCUAUGCUGCUUGCAAAUGUAAAGCACCUGCCUUGCAGGGCUGAGCAAGGCUGGUGGUGAUAAUGUGCACCUGGCAUCACACGUAUAGUACCUGCAGUUAUGUUUAUUGUUACUGUAUAUCAUUACUAUACUUGUUUAUAAGCAGUACAAUGGUUCGAACCAUUUGCAAAUUGUCUAUGAGAUAUAGAACUGUGAUGGUUAUGGAUUGUGUCUUGAUUUGUUGUGUAAGUGCAAUAAAAAAAAGUGUAAUUGUCUGAGGUCACAGUAAUAGUAGCCUGCUCUUAGAAUAGUUCGGUCUGUGUCUCUGACUUUGUUUAUCUGCUGUUAAGGCUGAGUGGUAACCCAGAGGAGAAGUAGUGUUUCCUCAGUGAAAAUAAGUGCCUGAUGGCUUUGAAAUGAAGAUGAGGUUGGAGACACAGUGACAGUGAUUCAAAAGGGCAAAGUGGCAGAUCAGACUGAUAACAAUGAUUUAAAGAUUUCCUUUUAAAAGAAUUUAAAUUAUAAAUUUUCUGAAGGAUCAUCACAUAAGCACAUUUGGAUAUCAAAACAAAAAUACAGAUAAAGCCACUAUCAGCUGUGCAAAACUUUUGAUAUUGUUAUGCUAGAUUUCCACGAUGAUCGGUUUAUUUUCCCCACACUCCCCGUCAAGGUGGAAACUUCCCUGCUGCCUUCAGCCAAAAGUUCAGCUGAGGGUUCAGUAACAGCACUUGGCAUGAGUUUGGCUCUGUGUCUUCAUCCCUGGCAGGCGUGCGGACUGAAAUCUGGUGCAGAUUGGUGUCUAAUAGCAGUGUCUGACUUUAUUUGGCAACCAUUUACCCCAUGGGACACAUAAGAACUAUCAUAUUAUUGUAAUUCAUCAUGAAAGAAGUCAGGGCAGAGCCAGGAGGCCCGUUUUUACAACUGCAGCUGUGACAUGUGUAACUGCCCUACACAAAAUGAUGCCAGGUGAUGAAAUGUUGUUUCAUACCUGUGAGACACACUUAAUUUCUACCUUUUCUACACAUUCUUGUGCUUAACCUUGUUGAACAAGAAGUUUUUAAUAACAUAUUAGAAGUGAAGCACUAUUUAAACGAGCAAAGUUUAUAUUAAGCCUUACAGAAACUAUGUUAUAGUAUAUAUACUGUUCACUGACCCUCAGCUUUUUUGUUAACCCCUGAUUGAUAUGAGCAUGGUAAAAAAUUUAACAGGGCAAUGAUGGCUGUCUUAGUUGUGAUGUAUAUGACAUGGUUGACAUGGUCAUUUCUCCAGUUGAAAGUGGGCAAGUUACAUGGCAUGUAUAAGAUUUGUGAUACAUGCGGUAUACUGUUUUCUUCUUUUUCUGCAGAACAAGUAUGCCUGACAUCGGACAGUGGAUCUGCUGCUGCCGUUCACUUUGUGCAGUGAGAGUUUUGAAUAAAUGUGGAAAGUGUUUUCACAUUUCAGACGUGUUUGAUGUCACUAGUUUUAUCCAUGACCUACCACUUAAGCUUGUGGUUAAGUAUCUUAUUUGAUACUAACUAGUAAGUGCCAUCCAAGAACAAUGAUUGUGGGUUUCUUAAGACAGAAUGAGUCAAAAACAUGAAUUGGAAUCAUAAUAUUUUUUUUUAUCAGGGCUUUUAUCGUUAUCACUCGGGUGGCAGAACUUAUCAUCAUAAAUCUUUUAGCCCAUAUCGCCCAUCCGUAGUGCACAGUUUAUUUAUUAGCAGUUAAUUUUAUUGUAUUGUAUACUAGAAGGAUGCCCAACCUACUGAAAACACUCUGGAAGACUAAACAGAUAAGAUAGAGACAAGAUAUAAGGAUAAAAAAAUACAAACAAUGACAGACCAAAUAUUAACAUAAUGUUGCACCACAGACCCAGUACUGGCCAGGCUUGCUGACUUGUUUCUUUCAAUGUUCAGGACAAAGCUUUCAUGCUUAGUGCGCUUUCAGAACCAACUGCACCUGGUUUGUUCGUUAUCUUAUAAGAAUUAUGUCAAAAAGUCUGGUUAUGACAUUAGUCUGUGCUGCGAGCUACUGUACUUGAGGAUGGAGUUAGACCGAUGCUUUUGUUUUGUUUUGUUAAGGAGAUUUACUGAGACUUUAAAAGAUGACAGUACAUCAUAGUGUGUAUAUAGUUCAUAUGUUUAUUCAGCUGGGUGAAGGUAUCACAGAUUAGAAACUACACGAGAGUUUGGAUUUUAUUGGCUCACCCACAUUUCCUGCCUUUGUGUGAGGUCGAUGUCUGUCUUGACAUGGCUCAAGACCAAUUAAUGUAAUAAAUUAGAUUAAAUGGCAGCGCCUCACUGUUCUGUCCCUGUGGCAUUCAAAAAAUGACUUCUGCGAUUACAGUUUGAGCGCUUUCCUGAUCUUUGAAACCCGGUCUCUGAAAAGACUGAACUUUAAACUUACCAGUUGAAAUGAAGAGGUCUAAAGUUAAUUGAGUGGUGUGAUAGUUGGAAUGGAUACCUUUUGACAUGUUCAUAAACGUCCUCUUUGGUGAGGAACGUGCUGAUGCUUAUCUUUAUUGGUUUGGCUGAACUUGACUGAUGCAGGUCCUGAGGUGACAACUCUGUUAUGACUAACAGAAAUGGAGCAGAUCAGACGUGGGACAGCCGGAGGGAGAGACUUUAAAUUAGAUUCGUUUCCCUUUUUUCUCCUUUGCUUUGCUGUGGCUGAGCCAUAACUUCACCUUUACGCUCCGAUCAGCCGCGGUCUGUCAGGACCCAUUCAACCUGUUAAGCUUUUGUUUACUGUAAUGUGAUUGAUUUGUUUUGAAAUCUCAGCUCUGUGUGGUUUUCCCUAGUCACUACUCACAUUUCUGCUCAGACCGCUCAGGUUUUGACAGCCCUCUGGGAUUUGUUUCAGGGGACAGAAAUCUCUUUUUUUUCUCUUUCUUUCUUUCUUCUUGCUCGACUGUGAGGCACUGUGCCACUCUUAUCAACAGUCUCACAAUAGCACAAUGCAUGCCAAUUAAUACUAAAAACAUUGUUGUUGGAAAGAGAUUUCUCUUAACCAGAGAAGGGAAAUGCAAAGUUUUUCAGAUAACAGCCUUCUCAAAAUGUUCAUACUUUAAUAAUUAAAGCAGCUUGUUUACAUUUGACGCACAUUUAACUAAUUAGUGUCUUUCAACAGUUUCCUUCCAUAGUUGGAGAUGUUAUCAUGUCAGGACUAAAAAAGGAUGUGAACAUGCACUAGUAACCACCUACUAUGCUAAUUACACGCUAGCUCCAUCAUCCUGAUGUCAUCCUGAUUAUGUCUGUCAGUCCGUUCGGUUUUUAUACUCCUACAUUUAGCAGCCGGACACAUUGUCUCUCAUCUUUGUGAUGACCUCAUGUAAUAACAGCGUCUGUAACCAUUCAGUAAUGAUGGACAUUACCGCAGCAUGCACAUGUUGACAAAAAAAAGACACUGAACACUUAAAAGAAGCACAGUUGGGGUGAACACUAUGUGACAAACUGUAACAAGUUUCGUCUGCUCAGUCUGCAGCCCAGGUCCAGAGAUAUAUGAUUAUGUUUCUACUGAUUGACAUGAUCCAGAUUAUGGCUCAGUCGGCUGCAUUCCUGACACACUUUUUACAAGCUUAAUCUACAUACUGUUAACAGCUUUAGCACUCUCUCAGUCACAGCCUAUAGAAAAAGGAAGGAGAUCCGUCAUGUGAAAUGGAAGUCAGGGGGACUUAAGUUGCUGCUUUAAAAUAAAUCUCAGAGUCCAACAUCAACAGAUUUUUUUGGAGUCGACUGCUCUGUCAUAGGCAACAUCUAAAUAUAUCUGCCCAAUUCUCAAUUCAAACAUGCAGAAUGUGAAUCAUUUCAAAGAGCUACAAAUGUAUAGCAAUUACAGAGCUGUGUUAGAAAACUGUUUUUACUUACAUCUUAACUUUCAAAAGCCAGAAACAAUGUCUGAAAAGAUUUUAGCAUGUAUUUCUGUACAGGCAGACUUUGGUGUUAUGGUUGAAUGAGUUACCCUGUUAGCUGGUGACCUUUUUGAAUCUUGUGCUGCAUUCCAGUUACCUUGGAAGUCAGAUGUUGGAGCUGGGAAUUACAUUACACCUAAGUUGACGGCAUUCAAGUAAAGUAAACAAGUUGGAAAACAAAGAUGGGCGCCUACUGUUAACCGUUGUUAGCUGUUGUUAGCCGUUGUCAGCUGUUUUUAGUUAAUGUUAGCUAUACCAGUUGUAAACAACGCAUAACACAGUAUUUUACUCUUACAAACACCAUAGCACCGUGUUCAUAGUUGGACGUUGGGCAGUACAACAUAUACCACUUAUUUAAUUUCACAGAAACAAAACAGAAGUGCUAAUAAAUAAUACAUUACAAGAGCUUUCACUGUUUCUCUUCACUGUUGCUGCACUGCGCUGCCAUCUUGGAUUUUUACGUUGUCGUCAAGUCGGGGUUGGUGACGAUCGACCGACUUUCCGAGUCGGAAAUCUGACUUCAGGGGGCUGUUCCAGAUGAAAUUCUGACUCGGAGCUCUGAAAUCCCAACUUCAGAGUACAACUGGAAUUCAGCAUUAUGACACAGCCACUUAGACAUUUUAUUGAAAGUCGCCAGCUAACAGGGUUACUCAUAGAACUGUAACGCCGGUGAACUUAGUUUCAUUGUAGGGGUUAUAUUCUCUGUUUUGUGACAUGACCACAAAGCGCCCAAUUUUUAACACAUAAGACAAUCGCUGUGCUUCCCACUUUAAGUGUGUAAGAAGAUGGUUUAUGUUGAAUGGAUGCAGAAUGGAGAUGGUGUGAAAUUAAUACUUCCAUGUUAAUUUUUUUGCUUAAAACUGUAGGAGAAUACUUCUGGAAAAGACACCUUCUUGAAGCUGUAAAGAUCUGCUGUGAUCUGUCUAGUAUCACGUUAUUUUGUGGCCUCGGUUUCCUCCUCAGCAAAACAAAGAUAACCUGGAGCCCGUGAACUGGCUGUGUUCUCAUGCCUGCUGAUUAGGUGACAGUGAUGUAAUCUUCGCUGGUCAGCGGUGCAGACAGAUGUGAAGAGAAAACCACCGGUAUCUGAGCUGCUGGCGCCUUGACAAACAGACACAUGCCUGUCAGGAUCUCUUAGUGUGGUUGUCAUUACAGUUUCGCAGGACCUAGACUUGGCACAGCUCAUGUCUCCAUAGGAAACAGGUCAGUCUGAGGACAAAGUGUAUGAGAGAAGUUAUUUUCCAGCAUUUAUGUCCAUGUCAGAAUAACAGCCAAGUACAUGCUACACCGAUUUAAAUCCAUCAUCCUGGAAAACGAGCAUUUCCAGCAGGCUGACACAGUGUAACAAAUCUGACAGCAAUGAAAUACAGCGUUAAUGAAAAUUUCAGAUGUCUUCACUCCCGUGACAGAAAGAGGAAUGGGCUUUUUGGGAUGUUUUGCUCUCACCGUCACUCUGUCGCCUGCUUCGCUCUCCUGUGAUCAGUUUUCUUCUCAGGUUAAUCUCUUCGGUAUUGAUACAGCUCCUCAGCCGCUCUGUUUGUUCCUAAAAAGAGACUAACUGAGCUGAAGUUGACUCUAAAGGUCAGGAUUCAUACAGCACAGGGCCAUUCGACAGACCUGGUAGAGUCUUGUAAAACUUUUUACAAGACUUUUUACAAGCCUUUUAAUGACUUUGUCAAUAUAACUACGGUGUUUUCUUACCCCGUUCACUGUGGCCUGCCUUAUCAUGGUGACCUUAACAAGACAGGCCUCUGGUUAUGAGGGCAGUGAAGACCGCUGAGGUCUUGAAGUCUCUUUUAACAAAGGUCUGGCCAAUCUCAGAAGUAACUUUGAGUACAGUGGUCAAAACAAUAUAGUAUAAUACAAUACAGUUUAUUGUUGAGGUCAGGAGUUAAAGCUUUUUCAUUGCCAGUAAAUCUUAAUCCUUUAAGCUACAGCCAUGAAAGAACAAAAAGCCACACACUGUUGGAAAGGUUCAUAGUGUCUGAAGUUCAGUGGGGUAAGUUUGGGGCCCAUGCACAAAAACAUUGUGAAUAAAGUGAAUUUAAAAAAAAAACUAAGUUUGUCCUGUGCAAGGAUCACAGUUAUGAUCAAAUGUCCCCACUGUGCAAAGGCUUUGAAAGACUUUUAAAUGAGGAAUAUCAACGUUAUUUUUACCAAUUUCAAUUCUGCAAAUUUUUUCUAUAAUUAAAGAUGCAUCAUGUGUGAAAGCAUAGAGUGAAAGGUAUCUGGCUGUUUUCAAGGAAAAUUGUAUUAUCUUAACAAAAUUACAACUUCACACGAUAAAAACAAGCAUUAAAAGCUGCUUUCUUGUCUUAUCAGCAAGCCUGUAUAUUCAGACGCAGUAAAGGUGGCAGUAUGCCUUUCUCUUACUGUAAAGAGAACCAGCAACAAGCUGACAGAAGAGCAUGGGCCCCUGAUGCCUGUUUCAUAGGGGGAUCAAUGGAUUGCAAUGUCAAAACACAUAGCUAUUUAAAGGUGAGAGAAAAUCCCCUCGACCUCUAACACAAUGAAUUCUAACAUGAAAAGUUAGCGACAAAACAGGGUUUAGUGAAACAUAUACGUCUUAUUUAAGGAAUGGAGAAGCAACAGUAGCUGCAGCUAGCAUAAGCGUCAGUGCAAACACCACCUGAUGCCCCACCUUUCUCUUAAAACAAUUCACCAGCCAAUGGUGAAGUUGCUUUGCAGAUGUAAUCUUUUCUCACUCACAGUCUGAUUGACAACAGUGUGAGUAAUGCAAGUUUUACGCUGGACAUUUGGACUUCUGAAGUUGAUGCAGGAUGUGUGCUUUGUGUGACGGCCCGGGGAAUUUAGGCAUUGUCUAAAUUCAAACUUAAAUGAUAAAUUUAAUGUUGCGCAAGCAGUUUAGAGAGUUUGUUAAAAACACGGUUGUUCUUUUAAACUCAAGACUAUCAUGCAAACUUAAAUGAUUGCUCGUAUGAUACCAGUUUUUUUGUGGCAAUCCAGCCAUUUCUCUUUUAAUCUAAAGAACCAGUAUCAACCUGCUUUUAGAUUUUAAUGAUCCCUGCAUUAUUCUCUCAGAGUUCAUCUCUCCAAAAACAUGAAAGACUUUCCUCGUCUAACUGACUAGCAGAUGUAGAGCUUUGUAUUUGGACAAAGUUGCAGAGCAAGCCACAUGGACAAAAAGAACUGAAGAGGGUGUUGGUUGACAAAAUGCUUUCAAAAGUUACACCUCAUAAUCUGUUGAAUAAGGUUGUUGACCCUGUUUCAUAAAAACGGUGCUGGCGAGAGAAAGAGAGAGUAAUUGAGACAAAGUGGGUCCAUUUCACACCAUGUUUGAUUUAGCCGUGGAGUGUUUGCUACACAAAGACAGACGCAGCGCUGUAAAAAUGUUUGCUUAAAGGUGAUAACGGCAGCAGCUUGAAUGGAGCUCUGCCAGUAUCAGGGGGCAGUUCCCAUACACUAAUAAACCCGGAUCCCGUUUAUUAUGUCAGUCUGAAAACCUGUCUAUGUUCCAGCUCCAUAUGAAAAAUGUAACAUGAAACAUGGAGAUAAAGAAUCAGUUAUAUAAUUUGGAAACUCUGAUCUGUUUCUCUGCACCGGCUCGUGGCUGUAUGCUUUGCAGGUAACAGUAACAAUCAUGGAAAUAAACCAACAAACUCCAGAAGCCUUCAGAUUAAGUAUUAAUAUCACACUGAUGAGAAAGUGUUGGAAGCUGAUAUCAUUCAGAGGCCUUUUCUUCCUCGCUCCUGGUCAUCAUCUCUCAUUUGCUGCUGGGACCUGGUUGGUUGGUUUGCCUUUCUUCCAUCACAUACCUUGUUUUACCUCUCGUGUUUCCCCGACCGUAGAGAUGUGUUUCUCCCUCAGUGUUUCCAGCAGGCUCAUUACUUGACUCACCAACUCCCUCGGCCAUCCAAAAUCCCCGUCUCUGCUUUCCUCAUUUCAUGUAAAACCCUCAGUUGCAGACCGUCCGGCUCUCCCCUCCCUCCACUGCUUUGUUUUUUUUUCUCACUGGUAUGUAAGACACAUGUAGCACAAAGGCUUUCUCCCUCCAUCUGUUUGCAAGUUCAACUGACACAUUCCUCAUCUGGGCCGUGUGUUUCAUGGAGUUAGAAAAAAAGUCGGUGAGAACAUGGCAAGGAAGAAAUAAUUAAUUAGAGAGUGUUAAUGGUCAUGUAAUCACUAAUGACUGCCUUAUAGUUGUCUGUUUUCGCAGUUUCAAGCCAAAGCCUUAAAUUAAAACUCACUAAAUACCAAACCUGACAUGGUUAGAGAUCUUUUCAUGUUGCUCAUAUAAGACAGGCCCGUGGAUCACCACAGGUGUUGUUUAUGUGUCUGGUCGGAGUCCAGCUUUAGGGACUCGCUGUUUUUAAAACGUUGACUUUCCAGAUGUACUCAGAGCUCAUCUGGUAAGGCCUUUUUCACCUCUUUCAUCUGUUUUGCAGCCCCCAAAGGUGGGGUCCUGCAUGGAUCCUGUCCCAGAGCUGGAUGUGCAUUGUGCCUGUGUGUCAGCUUUGUGAGAAACGAAACAUCUCUCAUGCAAAGCCGACUGUCAGAUUCACAUCUGUGAAAACAUACAGCUUAUUUGUUUUAGUUAGAUUCUCAGGAUUAACCCAAAAUGUUUGCUGAAACUUUGAGAUAAAUGUCACGCUGAAUCGCUGUUUGGCUGAGGCUUCAACUCGAGAAAGAUUUUUUACUUAUAGGGAUUUUUGACGCCCUGACCCUUGGCAUUUAAAGGAUAAGCUCUACAUACCGGUCUUCUUUGUCAGCAGUUUUGGCAAGUACCUUUUUAGCUGCCUUGAACUGGUUUUGGCACAGUGAUGCCACCGCAUUGGCAAAAUGCUGAAACUGCAGUUAAAAAUGACUCACUCGUAAAGUUUUGUCCUCAGAAAACAGUUCGUGUUGAAGACACUGUCAGACAGACGAUGACCGGCGGCAGCACAGAAAUGAGGCUGCCUUGUUGUCUCAUUGUUUGAUAUACAGAUUCAGAGUUAUGCAUUACUGAUCAACACUGGCCAAUGAAUGUUGUAUAGACUAGAGAUGUUUUUUUCUGGAUUUUAGUGGAAGUUCAGAUCCACAGAGCAUGUAGUGUGAUUUUACAUUUAUGCUUACUAAUGAUUUAGUUAGGUAAGGUCUAUAAGCUGUCUCGUCUGAUCAAUGGAAAAGGAAAUCAUGACAAUAAUAAACCAACAUAUACAUGAUAUUCAGUUUACACGCUAUCAAAACACAAUGUUUCAGGACUGGAUUUAAAGUGACAGACUGGGUGAAAGUAUACCUGUCAUAUAUCAACCUAUCAUGCCAGGUUUUCCCAUUAAAUCUCAAAUCCUCUUUGCUUGUCUGUUUAGUCACACUUACAUUGACCUUAACCUCAGAGACCCGAGGGCUGUAAUGUUGAGGGGGGCAGUGUGUCAAACAGUGGAACAAACCUGUGAUAGAUGGCCCGGAUUCCCCUCAGUCACACUGACCUUUGCCCUCUUGUCAUUCACCGAACACAGAAACUAAUUUUUGCACUUUAUCAUUUGGAUGUCUCAAGUUCAGGAACUAUUAGCACAACAAAGAAGAAAAUUAAGAUCAAUACUGGACAUUAGUCAUACCCACAGGCUGCAUAGUUUCAGUGCUCAGAAUACCUCUGGGCAAAGCGAGACCAUAACCAUAUAAUCUGUGCAAACCAGUAGGGAAUGUGACCUGAGGGUGUGCUCAUCACGCCAUCCACUUCCCUUGGUGUCCUCUGAUGAAUUUUUCAGUCCAGAGGCAAACCAAGGCAAGUGUUGACUGGUGCUCGUCUACGUUUCCUCUCACUGAAGAAAAUCUGUUCCAGGUUUUAUUUCAGAGGAUCUAUUGUUUGUUGAAAGCUCAUCUUCUAUCAGUCACUUUUACACCAUAGAUGCAUUGUCACAGUAAAAAAUAGAUGGUGGUAUUUAAUGGAUCAGUUUAGAUUCGCCAAAGUCUUGGUAGGUCCUCGUAUUAUUCAUAGAUUUUUCUCCUCAUAUUUUCCACAAUCACAGGUACCUGAGCAAAUACUGGGCUGGAGAUGGAUAUUAAACAUGAUCUGUAACAUUGCUAGAAAUCGAUGACUUCAUCAGUUGUGUUUGUUUGUGAAUUUAUUCAGGAACCUUUCCCUCUACUUGCACUCUCUUCUUCUCCUGGUUCUACUUCUGUGAGUGCCAGAGCAGCUUUCAGCGAGCUGUGGUAAAGGUAGGAGGUGGAUUCAGUUUGAUUUUUAAGCCGAAAAUACUAUCCAAGACCCAAAUAAUGACAUUUUGAUCAAGUUAUUGAAACUUUCAAAUGUUUACGGGGACAUAAAAUACACUGCACCCUGGUACAAAUGUCCAGAUAUUUUUAUUUUCUCCAUUUAGUAAUGUAUAUCGCAGAAAGGAGAAACAUAGCUAAGUUGUUUUUUGUCAGCGUUGUGUAGUCCCAGUCGAGACCGAAGAUUGCCUUGUUGAUCUUGUGUGUUGUUGUUUCCUCCUUGUGAGCAAAGAAACAUGACCUGACCAGCCACCUAAGCUACUGUGAGUCUAGUAAAAGCUAAAAGGUCAACAGUCUUGAGUGUGCAGUCAUAACACAACAAAGCCUCAGUGAACCAGACCACAGCUGUAAAACUCGACCAUCAACCAAUUGAAAUGAAUUUUUUCUAAUCCAGCAGGCUGGAGCGCUUGGAUUCCAACAUCAAGAUUGUUAACGGAUUCAGAUUAGUUAAUCUGUACACCCCUAAUGAUUUGUGAUUUUGUUGAGUUGGAAACUGCAUUCAUCUUUCUGCUGCUGUUGAACUCUUACUUUGAGACAUGAGUGACAGCUUUAAUAUGCGAGUAAAAAUGCACUAUCAAUGGUGACAGUCUCCAAGUUCCCUUAGAAGAACCUUGUAUAAUACAAUGGAAAAAUGGCAUGAAACAGAAUGAAUAUUGCAUGAACCUGAAAUUUAUAUUGAAGUACCAACAAAUUGUGGUUGUGGAUGAAUUAGACUACUAUCUCAUCAUCUGUAAAAAACUUGAAUCUGGACCAAAGUGAUGAAUCAACUGACCAAAUGAGUAUUUUUCAUUCCCAUUGUCAAACAGACAACAAUUGAAGAAAAAAAACAAAAUAUUCUUCUAAGUUACUCUGAGAGACCAUUUCUCAAUAGUUUGAACUCAAAAGAAUCUAUUGCAUUGUAUUAAAAGUUAAUGUAAGUCAAUCAAACCUGCACUAAUUCAACUUUCUAAAGCCUCACCUGGAUAGCAUUGGCAUUGAAUAUCUACAACAUGCGUUUUUAUUACUUUCUACCAUUAAUAUAAAAACCUGCAGAUGGAAUCCCGCUAUAACCACUAAAUACCACACAGCGACUCUCCGUCUCUUUAUGCCAUCAUAAUAUUUAAUUGACUCUGCUGAUGACUGGCUCCACUGUUCUUUGAAAGGAUUACAACAGCACUUAAAUGAGAGAGAACCAGCGCAGGAAGUUUUUAUGUCCCUCUCAGUUCUCCAGGACUGAGUGAUUAGUUGCUGUGGAUAACCACCCUGAAUAUACGCAGGAAGAGAACCAGUCCUGCGGUUUUAAUGGUCCAACCUGGAAGAAAAAAAAAAGACUUAAAGAUUUUUUUUUUUUUUUACAUCAAAAACAAUGGAGAGUUGGAAUUAUUCAUGAAAUAUCUGCAUGUUUUAUUAGUGGGAGUUAGCCGGUGUAAAAGCAGAUGUGAUCAGAACUGUUUCCAGAAGUUCCUGUUAAAAAGAAUAUAUUAAAUUGUUCAUGCUGAAUGUCUUUUAUUUGCAACUGCUGCAACUCUGGUUUCAAUCUGUGAUCAGAUCCCUCCUUACCCUUCCUAGCGUUAUUCCUCUUUAACACCCUUAUAUAGCCCUGUAAUUCCCACUAAGAAGGCGCAUGCAUCCUGCCUGUAGAUGAAAAAAAUGCUUAAGACAAGGGUUAAUAUCUUCUGUGCCCUGAGCUGGUCACAGUAGAGCUGGUAGAUCCAUUCUUUCCUCUUAAAUCUCUCUCUGCGGGAGGUAAAAGGCUGCAGGUCCUGUUAACAAGCCUUUCUACAUACAGGUCCAGAUUUUACGUAAGCUCAGGGAUAUCCUCGGUAAGGUACACCCCCCUUGAAACAGUAUCCAAGCAUCGGAUCUCCUGCCCUCUAUUAGCGGUCAUAAAAGCAAGAGUCUGAGAUUGCGUUGACAGAUGUGUUUUCCAUUGCAUCUGUAACCAUUAAACAGUCUGUGGUUACAUGAAAGCUUAAUGUUGCUGAAGGUGUCCUCUGCUCAUCCUUAAAGCUUUGCUGAUGGCUAACUGAUUGAGAUGUUUAGGAACACCGAGUUUCUUUCCUGUGUUCACCCCAACUUUCCAUCUCUCAUUUCCUGCAUAUCUGACCUGGUGAUUUCGCCUCGUUUUCACAAGGGCAGGUGGAAGUCUUUAAUCUUCUGCUAGUUGGGGCUGCCUCCCUCUAGCAUAGCAGAGCCCAGUAAUUGUACCAGAACAGUAAUGGACCUAUGUAUCUGCUAGUCGUCUCAGACUAUUAGAGUAAUGUGAUCCCACUGCAGAACGGCGUGGCGGCUGGCUCCACUCGUCCUGAUUGCGGCUGCUGGAGGUCCGCCAGAGCAGGAGGCAGCGGUGUCCAGGCAGGGUUUGUUUUAGAUUAGAAGGAGGACGUCUUAUCAGUCCCUGUUGUUAUCACUGUAGAGCCAGCCAUCAUACAACAUGGCUUCUCCACAGACAAAGGAAUGCUUUCUUAAAAAUAGAUGUAUGAUAUCAGCUGUGAAACACACAACAUUUGGGAAUGGUCAGACACACCAAAUUGGCAAAAUCGUUUCAGCAAACUGUUGCCUAUUUGCACAUGUGGAAAACACGCAUCAUUAAUUUACAGUCGUGUUUGUGUCCACAGUGUUCAUGUGGUUCCCUUCUGGCUUGGUUUCUACCAACUCCUGAUAAGAAAAACAUGACUGUGUCGUGGACAAUUUCGUUAUAAAAUUGCAACCUAGUUGAAGUUUAAUUCUGCAUAAGUGGCGUACAGUGAGUUUAUCUCAGUUCGGUUACGUAAAACUAUUGAGUGAAAACUUUGGAGUGGACAGUCAGCUGGAUUUUUAUGUACCACCUCUUUCACGUUACGUGUGCAAGCCGUUAUCUUAUUUUCUGACACUAGUGGGCACUGUGGACAGCACUAGCGGACACAGGUGCUGCACACGAUUUUUGACUGAUUGGCAUAUCUGAUCUGUUCCACGGUUAUUUUUGGCACAUGAAAAGGACACUAUGGGGAAUGCACUCAGGAAGAAGUGAGCUAUGCAUACUUGAGUCAACAACAUGCAUGUGCAUCAAAAGUUGAACAAACUCCUCAGUAGUGAUACAGAAUUGUUAUCUCUUUCCAGCAAAACUGCAUUUUCCUCCAACAACUCCAAUGAUGUGUGUUACACAGAAAUUUCGACAUUAUGUUAAAUCAUUUUUUGAUUAGAAAUUAAAAGUAGAUAAUCAGGCUUGGCUGUAUUUCUUUGUAUUUUCCUUUUUAUUUAAUGAAGGAGGUUUAAUUGAAUAUGACAUCAAGACAAUAUGUUGGAUGUAUUCUGGCCUCAAGUAUCUGACCAUAAGGCCCUCGGGGGCUUUACUUUCUAGGGCAAAACAGGUUGUAUAAGCAGCUGACAGGUAUCAUACAAUAGACAGUUCAGUUAAAACUCUCCACCUGUGCCCUUUUAACCCUUUAAAAGUCUGCUGUCUGCUCUACACAGUACUGUAAACACUUAAGUUAAUAAACUCUGCAGGCUCAGUUCCCUUCAUCUCCCCUGGGGUUUGUCACGGUGCACGCUGGGUAAAAACUAUAAACUGUAGAAACGUGCCUGUCUGUGUUUGAGGAGGAAACAGGCCCCACUGAUAGGCCCACAAAGUCAACGUGGCGUAAAGACGCUCUGGUCAGAAAUGGGAGAACAUGCAGUGUUUGUGUCCUGUAUCGUUGACCCUCAGAGACCCCUGCAUGCCAUGUCUGACCCUCAGUGGCUGAAACAGCUGCCUGAGCACCUUAACUGUUCCUGACUCGACUGGAGGAACUCUGUGAACAUAUCCAGGCUCUGCCAUUCAUUUAUUAAUAAAUUGAAAGGGUAUGUGCCACAGCUGUCUUUCUUCAGAAGCUUAUACAUUUUGGCCUUCUAAAGGCAAUUACUUGAGGUCUUGUAAAUUACCCAUGAUAGUUUAAGUCCCCAAAACGCUAGUAAAGUAUUUUUUUUACAAUAGUUUAUACCGUAAGUGCUUGAAACUGGUGCGGUUUUGGAACAUUGCUUUCAUUAAUUCCAUGUAAUAUGUUUUUUUAAUCACUUAGAUGUGUUACAUUCUUAAAUCUGACUAGUCAAAACCACAUAAAAAAUCUUCUACAGUUAUAUUAAUGGCAGAGAUGUCCUGUUCCAGUCUUAUCAAAUCAAUCUGGAGAAAACAGCAAGAAACAGUGAGAAGAGGUUAAAAAAAGAGGAGAGGCGUAAUGAUAGAGAUGUUGACCAAACUGAAGGAGACUAGAAGAAAAUGAAACAUGUACAUGGUUCGGGCUUUGGCCCUUAAACAUUCAGAGUCGACUUGUUAAUGUUUUCAUUUAGUAGCUAGGUAAUAAGCAGGAUUAAAUGAUGUGGGCCAACCCAAAGUGGAGACAUCUUGCCUCAUUUGCUUACUCAACACGACCCCUUUACCUAAUGGUCUCUUAUUUCUAGCUUGAUGGAUUAGAUAAAACAAUUGUUUUAAUGUUGUCAAUGUAAAAAAAAAACAUUUCGGCUUGGAUUAGAAUUGACACUCAAUUUGAAAGCUAAUCAAUACGGAAAAAAAUCAUUGUCAUUCCAACUGGAUUUGCUUCUUCUUUCACAUUUCACCUUUUGCGACAAACCAGUAUGUUCAUUAGUUUUAUACAGAAAGACACAAAGGAUUGAUAAAAAGAUGGGGGUGGGUUCCCCAGUCUUUACUGUAUAAGAGCAGGAUAUUUUGACCACAGCAUAUGGUUGUGUUAAGCUUGAAGUUUCUCUCCCUGAAAACUGAAAAUAUAGAUAUUUUGUAAUCUUAAAGUGAAUGGAUGUUCAGCUAAGUUUUUUCCCUCGAAGUUUAUAUGAUAGUCUGUUUACAAUGUCUGCAACCACUUCCACCUGAUAGCUGAUUGAUUAGUUUUAUCUUUCUUCUGCAGGCCAGUUUUUCCUCCUUUCAAAUUGCCUACAUUGGACAGACUCAGAGCUGGUUAUCAGCCAAGCCCCAUAAUUGCAGCAGCUAUAGAGAGUAACAAAAAUAGAGAAAUAGUAGACUGGCUUUACUCUGGCCUCAUGCCAUUCUCUUUUGUUGGCUCAGGUUGGACCUGAGCUUCGGUACCCACUGUAACAGUCUGGCCUAAAGUCUGUAAGCUUCUUACAUGCUCCACUGAUGUCUGAGCCAAAAGAAAUUAGUUCAAUCAUUAGAGGUGUGUCCAAGGCUAAGUGCUUGGGGAAUGUGGAUUGUAGAGGAGUGCAUGGAUUUUCAUUAUGACCUCGCUCUGCUCCAGAACUGGAAAGCCAGUUUCAGAUGAAACCCAGUUUUCAUGUUCACACGAAAGCAUCAUCUCUCUGGAAUGAGAAAAUCUGAAUGUCUGAGGUUUUUCACCCUGAAAAUGCAGAACAGGCUCAAAGCUCUCCUCCUUUUAUAUCUCUGUAUAUGCUGAGCACUUCCAUUACUCAUUUUUCAUCCCCAUCAAAAUGAUUUUAAUCAAAGAUUGUGAGACAGUAUGCCUUUCUUGAGGCUGAUUAAAUGGGCACAGUCAGUGGAUGAUUUAUAUGGUGCGGUUAUGGAGAAACGAUUAGAUGGAUGCUGUGUGCAGCUGGCAGUUAGGCUCGACUUUGACAGUGGACCACAUGUAAAAACAAACAAAUAUGCACCAGCAUCCCAUAUUACAAACUGAUGUUGGUUUUUAGCUUUUGGUCAGUAGAUUUACAAUUUGUGUAUUUGUCUCCUGUAUGUUUGCAUGCAGGAUACUGGUAAACAUCUGUUUAGGCUGAAUAUCGGACUAAAUCACAGACAGGGAUUGUUUUGGGGUAUGAUGGGAAUACCUAUGUGGUAGGGUACAUGGUUCUUACACAGCAGAUACCUCAGGCAAAGGAAUCACUACACAGUGAAGCACUGAAUCUCACACACUGACAACAACACGCCAAGACUAACAUCAUGUGUCAGGCUCUGUGGUGUUGUAUUGAUUCUAAGCGUAGUGUAUGUUGUUAACGCUGCACCUGGAGCACAGUGAAGAAUAUUUAGGGUUUCUUUUCAUUAUUAUAUUUUAAUCUCUGGGCUCUUUAAUAACAUGAAUUUAUAUAUUAACUUUCUUUUUGUACAAACCAUCAACCAUCUCUGCUAGCAAAAAAAAUAAAAAAAUGGUUGCAAAUUUAAGACAAAGCUAACAAAGUGUCUGCAGCCAAUAUGUGCUUCAAGUGGGGCAGAUGGUUCUUGCAAAGAUACAACACUUGAGUGUUUCUGUAUAUUGCGAAUGGAUUGGUGUUCUUUGCAGACCUGACAGAGAACUGAAUUGCAGCUCCUCUCAUCAAAAAAGUAAAUAUACUUGUAUUUAUUUUAAUCCUCUUAUCUCUAGACAGAGGACCAAGCUUUUAGGUCUACUGCCAAAUCUACACUCCAAUAGCCACUGAUCAGUGCCAUGCUCAAAAAGAAAUAAGAAUAGAGACAUUGCAAUAUGUAUUUCCCUCUUGUCAAAAUGUGAUCACACAUGGCUGACUCGAGGCUCCCAAACAUUAACCCAAAUCAAAGCAUAGCUUUGUAGUGACGCCUACAUUUCCCAUGUACAGCUUUAGGUUUGAACUAUUUCCUCCCUUCACAUCUAAAGUUCUUGUCGGUGAAAAAGAACAAAGACAUCUCUGCAUGUUUGUCAACCAGCAAACAUAAAACCGUGGACACAUGGUCUGACAUGUGUAGAAAUCAUGAGCAAAGAUCAAUAUCACACAGCUUAUUAUUGCAAUACAGAACGCAUGAGAACCAUAUGUGUGUCUCAUAAACACAAUACCACUUUUAAGAAGAUCACAGAUGAGUUUCACAUGAUCAGCCUGUCAGAGAGAGUUUCCCAGAUUGCUAACUCUGCUUAUGUUGAAACUACAAGCGUAUACAUUUCUGGAUAAUAAUCAACAAGGAGAAGGUUUUUCAUUGUCAUCCAAAACAUUGUAAUCCACUGUCAUCACCCUCUGAAGUGUCAGACAGUGUUUAUCCCUCCAGUGAAUCAAGUCAGAUCUUUGCAGUAGCUCUUGAAGUCAAAUAAAAACAGAAUUACUAAAGCUUUUGCUUUAUUUGUUUUCAUUUUUCUCCAGAGGCUUUUGUAUUCUUUUGCAUGACAAUGGCAGAUAAUUUCAUGCAUAAAUUAUCUUUUUUCCCUCGUUGAAAGACCACUGCGGAAACUUGUGGAGAGGAUCAGAACAUGCCGUGAAAAUAAAGAUGAAAUGCUUUACAAUGAUCGAUGAAUUUAAGACGAUCUUACACAGCUGUUUGUGAUUUUCAGUAUCUUUCCCCCUGUCGCAUUGUGCUCUGUUAUGCUCAUCUCUCUGAGUUGAUGUAUUUGGCUCGUGCUCAUUCUGCUUUUUCCCACCUAGAAACAGUUAGUCAUGCAACAUAUGGCCAUGUUAUUGUUAUGAUGGGCUUUUUACAUAAUACCACACCGCAAAUGGAAAACAGAACCUUUCUAUUGACUAGAAUUUCACAGCAACACUCUUCUCCUGACUAUGGGUUAAGAAGGAGCAAAAACAUAACCCAAAGACUACUCUUCCCCUGAAACUCCGCACUGUUCACACGUUUCCUUCAGUACAGGACUCAAACAUCUGUUUUACUUUUGCCGGAAACGGAACAGGCAUGACUGGUGCCCCCCCUCUUGUAAUGACUUGAUCCUUUGAUUAUAGUGUUGGGAGAAAAGCACAUGAGUAUGUUCCUAACUUUCCUUGAGGGCACAGUGUUGGCACAUGAAAUGCGCUUUCAUGAAUACUCUCGAACAAGUGAGGCUUAAUGGAGACCAUCAGAGCAUUAGUGUGUGUGUGUGUGAGAACAUUUUCCAGUUCCUGCGGCAAUAAAUUACCGCUCAUUUAGACGUUGCACCAUCAACAGUUUUACACACUUGCUUCUCGACAAACAGUGGAGUCUCUGCAUUGUGUGAUUGAUGUUAACCUUGUUAUUAUGGUUCAUUGCAAUUUGUAAAUGGUUAAAGCGUGGGUAGUUUUUGAGUCUAAACAAAGAGUAAAAAAUGAGGAAGUAUUCUGCGUAACUGUGGAGAACAGACACUCAGUCUCUACAUAAAUAUACAGUUCUGAUCAGUUCAGUUCGCUGGAAAAUAAACAGUGAUAUUAUCAGCCUCUUGGCUGUGGUUUGAAGGUUUUCCUAUUUGACUGUUGUGAUUAAAAUAAAUGCGUCUCAUGUAUUCAAUUGUCUCGUGUGUGUAUAUGAUAAUAGGACUGAUUAUCCCCCUUGGCCUAUAAUGAGACUGAGCAUUCAGCUGAUGAUCUGUAUCAGUGUUUUAUUUUACUGAUCAUUAAUUAGUGAGAAAGUGCGCUACUUUGGCUCCACAGCUAGUGUGUCUUUCCCUCUUGAUUUCCUUUUACUCACCACUUUAUCUUAAUCAAUACUCCACUCAUAACACAUUCUGAUUGUCUAGAAUCACGUGUCUGUAACUGUGACCCAAGUGCACUGUAAUUGUAAUUGCUAAUACUGUAUGUCCUCAGUGCUGAAUUAGCUACCUAAAUCAGUGAUUGGCAGCCAAUCAGGAACAAAUCUAUUAUUUGCUACUGCUUUUUUGUCUCUAAACUAACUUAAAUACUUGGAUUGUUUUGGGGUCUUUGACUUUCCAGAGUUGUUUUUAAUCGAUCAAGUAGAUACUGCUGAAGCUGUUUUUUCAUAACAUGCUUGAACUUUACUGCCUUCUUAUGCUUUAUGCUGUAGCUGAUUUAUCAUAUUCAUGUCAGUACAGAGAGCAGAUAUCACCUUAAAGUCAUUUUAAAAGGUAGAGUUAAUAGAGUGUCUCUGUAUUAAGCAACAAAGCAGCAACAUUUUUUGAGAUUUAUGUCUCCGAGCAGACUUUGUAGAUGGUCUUUCCAUCAUUUGUGUUCCUUGAAGUCAAAGAUGAAUAACGUAAGUCUUUCAUUUACUCAUGGUUGUGCUUUGAAGAACAUCUUGUUUUCCUGUUUGACCUCACGUCCCUUGGGGCUGCAAACUUCAGGUUAAAAACACAAAGGAGCCCAUUAUUAAAAUCAUCUCUCCUCUCUGAGAGGUUCUCGUCCAUAUAUCAUAAAGGAUUCCUGGAUGAUUGGUAUGCUGGAAUUUGUAGUGCUUAGACACCAGAUAUGUUUCCCCAGUGCCAUUCCUGGAGGCAGCAGAGUGUGACCACACUGCUGUCUUUGGACCUGUGAGUCAUCUGGCACUGCUGUCAGCUCAACUCCAGAGGUAGAAGGUGUCACUAAAGAGCCGACAAACAAAAGCUCAUUUGAAAAAGCGCUGAAGUGGUGAAGUUUAAUCAGCUCGAGCGAUCUCAUACCUGGAGAAACAGUCCUGAGGCAUGAGGAGACAUGCUCACAGUGCUUUAAUCCCAGGGUCUCACGUUCGCUGCUAUUGUAAACCGAAACUCUCCUGAUCAUACACAUGGCUCUGGCAUGGCUGCUCUUAAAUCAAAUGGCUUAUUUUCUCCUCUGUGUUGCCUAAAUGAACCCUCUGUUGGUCUAAUUAAACUUACCCUCACCUCUUACAUUAUGACCCAGACAUUUAAGUCAGGAAUGAUCUCAGCUCCCAGUUAGGAGUGUGAUCCUACAAUGCCAGUCUUUAAGUGGUGACUCAUGUCCAACUGUGAUGAAUGGCUUUGUUAGUAAUCCUCUGGGGAAUUAAGCCGAAAACCCACCUGUGCACAGGACAUGACGGAAGGCUCUUUAACCUCGUGCCAUGAUGUUAAAAUUUAAUACGUGUAUAACCAUGAUAGAAAAAAGCCCUUGGUUAGGAGUUAAAACAACUGGGACUGUAACAGGAUGAAAAUUUAGUAACUCUUUGCAGCUUUGGAAGGCUAUCAUCUCUGCAGGAGGGGUCACUGAGCUCAGACUCCCUAAUCUUUGACAGCACAUGCAUUUAAUGAGUGUUAACAUCCCUGUAACUGUUGAGCAUGCCACUCUUAAACCAUGGCUUUGGCUUAUGUCUACACUUAUACUGAUUAUUUUGAAAAAAAAACCCAAUUUUUCUCUCUCCAUUUACAAGAAAUAAGAUAAUUUCUACACCAGAUGUGUUUUUGAAUGAUCCCCCGUCCACGGUCACAAAAGCAUGUCAGGUUAGUAGGUAGCUUUCAAUCUAUAGCUUUAAACACCAUAGAAGAACAUUGUACCCAUACACAUUGAAGGUCCUACUAAGUUGUAAAUAGCAUUCCUUAAAAAUUGUGUCAAGUGGCAAAUAAAAAGUUAGAGCAUGAUGUAUUUAUCUGUCUCCACACCCCAGUAUAAUGAAGAACAGCGAGUUCUCUGUGUAAACAUACAGUCAAACCCAACUCUACCAAGCAGAUGUAAACAAACCAGUAGCCUGCCAUCUUGGUGCAUGUGAAGUACAUACACAUAACAGUCAUCUUGCACAAAUAGAAUACCCCAAAACUUUCAUUUUUACAAAGUCGAGUUUUCGAAGUCUCAACUUCAGAAGGCACUCACAAAACCUCAUUUUUUUAGUGAUCUAAAACAACAGCCUCAGUCAAUGUGCAAUAUGGUUUAGGGCUUCCUUCAGAUUUUGAAAUCUGAAUGCCAAAAUCCUUACAGAAUAUUCAUUGGCAGCUAUUUAUAUACCUUGGCAACAUGCCCAAGUAAAGCCUCUGUGUCAGAAAUACUUGAAUGGACUCUUCUGGUUGACUGCAUGCAUUGCCAUGUUGUAACAUGAAAAGGGCCUUCUCCAAACAGCUGCCACACAGUUCAAUGUCUAAUGUAAAGGACUGCUGGAUAAACAAAGACAAGGAUUUAUGGGGAGUCAUGGAUCAACCUUGGCUUGACUGCCACCAAUGAAGGAUAAGCUAAGGGUACACUAUGACUUGAUGGAAAGUGGGGGAUGACAAGCGGACAUUGGUUGUGGCCAGGAACCAGUGCUGCUGGGGCAGGAAGUGUCAUGAAAUUUACAUUCUUAGUAAUCACAGAUACUACAAAGAGUAACACAUCUGCAUAGAAACCCCACAUUUUUUAAAUCUGCAUGCAAGAGCACAGUUAAAAACUUUUGACAGACCCUCAAGAACAAACUGCAGUUUACAUACCUGCACAAUUCUGGAUGUCCUGGUAAUGUUGUGUUAUUUAACUAAAACAACUGAGUCCUUGGCUUCCGUUUUCUGUAUCGCAAACAUGCUGAGACUUGAAUCAAGUUAAUACUAUGUUGUUAACUUACGUAACAUUACAUAAUUGAGCGGAACAACACUAAAUCACUCAUGGAAAUGGUCAUUUUGUUCAUUUAAAGAGGGUGGAAGAAUACAUCAGUGUAUAUAACACAGUUACAUCCAAACAUUUUUUUAAGCUGACAGGACAAUCACUUUUCUCAGAUGGCACAAAAAAUUCUGCACACAAACUGAAUGUUACAGGGACUCUUAUACAUAAACCUUUAGCUUUAUCUAUUGUCUUGAUUGCAUAUAAAGGCGAACUUCUUUCACUCAGGUGUCAGAUGUAAAAAUUCUGGUCAUGUUACCAUGCAGUAUGUUUUUGUUGCUUGUACAGUUUACUCAUUUGCUUUUCUGUGCCUGCCUUAGUUGAUGCCAUGCUGUUAUCUUCCCUGAACUCUCCUUACAGAUGAGGUGAACGUUCUGCUGGAGCUUUCCCUUCAGGUGUCAAACAACAGUAAUGCAUCCAUGUCUCUGGAUGACAGUAGGUGUCCAGUGUUACAAGUGGGACAGUACUCCACCUUGGCUCUCCCUCUUCAACAGCUCCUCACUGACGGGUACGGUUUCAUCAAAUUCAUUCACUGGAACUUUUUUUUUAAAAUAUCAUCCUUUUUAAGCUAAAGUUAUCUGUUUGUGUGCAGCCCCUGUCCACAGAAAGGCUGAUGGGUAUUCUGUAUGUUUUCAGAAGGAGUACAGGUAAAUAAUUUGUGUCCAUGUUGUUUAGAUUUUCAGAUGAGUUCAGUCUACUGCUGCAGCUACGGAGUCUACAGAAUGAUGAACACAGCGUCUUCACCAUACUCAGCCUGGACAGCCACAUAAUGCUGCAGCUACUGAUCAGCAGUCACGCCAUCAUCUUUAUAGGAACACAGCAAAGACACUAUGAGUGAGCUCCCUCUUUCUUCCAAAUUUGAUCGAGUACAGAGUGCUUUAAAACCUCUAAAGCAGACUAAAGAAGCUUUGAUUUAUGAUUCAUAAGCUGGAGUUGUUCAGAAUGUACCGGCAAGAAAAAACAAAUGGCAUGCUUUUGACUUUAAAGCAUUACCCAUUAUCCAAAAAAUCCAGUUGUCAGCAUGUGAUUACAACAUCCAUCUCAGGUAAUUGAGGACCACUCAUGCCCAUUCCUGCUUCUUGGCAAAGUUCGAUGCAAAUCUGUCAGCAAAUUGAAGGACAGUUCUGCGGAACUGUAUUUGUUUGCAGCCUGUGUGUUUGUGGGACUGUAAUUUGUAUUUUGCCGUCUCUUUGGAGGGAUGAUUUAUUAGCAGUCUUUUGGCAGGUUUCUCCCCUUGAGGAACCAGAAGGUUAAGCAAUGCAUCACUGCAGACAGCCGACAGAAAUGGGCCAAAAGAUUGACACACCUACUGUACUCUCCUUCUGCUGUUUCCACGUAGUCAUGACAAUUUUAAGCCGAUGGGUCUGUAAAGCUGUUUCAGAUCAUUAGGGCGACUUCAGAGGUGUUAGGGUGUACCGCGUUUUAAAGAGGUGUUUUAAUCCUCUAAUGGCCUCGCAUGGAUACACAGUUGAUACUCAACUACUGACAGAGGCUUGUGUUGACCUUUGGAUACAUUCCAGCUGGAUGAAAACUACAACUGUGGGAUAAAAAUCUUAACUUUAUGGAGUUAGAAAUCAGUGUGCUUACGACAGACUUUGAUAGUAUUCUCCUUGUCUACUAACUUUAAAUAUUACCCACCACUAAAAGGAAAUAGUAAACCCAUUCAAAGCUUGAUAUAUGGAAUCAUCAAGGUCUCAUUAGUGUCGCUUUAUCUUGAAAGAAGUUUUUUGUUCUUGUACUAUGUGGACCGAAGAGAGAUUCAGAGUCAUUUACUUUAACCAGUCCUCUUGAUCUACAGUCCAAAACCUACUGUUCAGUAAAUGAAGCAGUUGAUCAUAUGGAGAUUUCAAAGUUUUUAAGCCAUAAAGCCUUCUUUAAACUCCUGUUCUGAUUAAAACAUGCAGGCAUGUCAAGAAACAAAAGCUUGGAAAUUUUAUGACCACACAACCCAUGUUUCUCUAUCAGGUUUCCAUUCACUGGUCUGUCUGAUGGAGAGUGGCACCAUGUGGCCGUCAGUGUGUCUGCCAAGCGGCUGGCCCUGUAUGUGGACUGCUCUCUGCUGGAGAGUGUGGACUGGGUGUACCACGGCAUGGGGGUCAGCAGUGACGGGCUGCUCAUGGUCGGAGGAAUCAUUGAGGCGUUUGAGACUCCAUUUGAAGUAAGUGGUGUCUGUCUGGUUUAAUGUUCGUCCUGCUCUGUAACUUGAGUUUUCUUUCCUUUUUUUGCUUGAUCAUAAAAUUAGGACGAAGAGGUCAAACUCUCAGCUGAGUAUCUUAAAAAACCUUCGAUUUUUAUUUUGCAUAUGCGUACGAUAACAUGUUUAUUACGAGAUGGUUUGUGCAAUAGCCACAUGAUAUCUGAAACAACUGGUCCUGGGUUAUAGGCCACAUGUGUUUUGUCCGGCAUAUGUGAAGUUAGUCAUGCUAAAAAGAUAUGCAUGCCUUCUCAUCCAUGCACGCGCAUACACAUACACAAUACACAGAGGAAGGAACACACAGGUAGAUAUUUCUGUCCACAGGCUCUAUCCAACCGUGUUUCCUUUUCAUCACAGACACAAAGAGGCGCAGCCUGUAAUCCUUGGAAACCAAGUGUUUGUUUUCCUAAAGUGUGCAUAGAAAUCCCGUAACCUGCUCAAAGCACAGCCUGAGUUACCUCCCAAGAACCAGUGUUACAUAAGAUUACAGAGGAAACACUGAUGACUGUUUGGAUCGAGGAUGAUUUAGGUAUCCUCAACCCUUUCCCUGAAGGCGUCUCACUUUACUUUAUUUUAUAGCCUUUAGAUUACACCAGGAAUCCUGUAGAGCAGGGCAUGUAAACUUGUAAGAAUCGUAAAACUUCAGAUUUUCCCCCUACAUUUGAACUCUAACUUUGCAUUUAUUGUAACAGAGAUGUAUUAUUAUGCCAGAAUGAUGUAUUUUGUAUGUAUUCAUCAAAAAAAAAAAGACACUACAUUAAGUUGCUCACUCCUUUAAGUUUACUGUCCAAAUACUCUUUGGUUAUGGCCAUUUCCUUAGAUGCAAGUUACAGCAAUCAGUCAUUUAGCCAGAGGAUCAGAGCAGACAGUGUGAGUUUAUCACAAUGAGGUGAGGUGGAGCGACACAGAUGCAGCAUCUGGAUCCGUUCUUAGCACCAGAUAAAAUAUGGAUUCUCCACUGCCUUGUUCCCCCCGAUGACAGAUUUUUACUGCGCUCCAAGGACAGAGCACGUCCACACUCAGAGGUGGUGACAGUCUUCUCUCCAGACAGUCUUUUGUAUUAUGCAAUGCUAGUGCUACAUUACUGUAUCCUGCUUUUAUCUAUAAUUUUCACUGUCAUCCGCUGAGCUCCAGCACAUGUUUGGCUGUCUGCAUUCAUCCCAAAGCACAAUGUAGAGAGCAAGAUCCCGUGAGCAUGCACUAUUAGGCUGAUGGAUUCUUAGAAAUCUUUAUUUAUGUGUUCUCAUGUUUUUAUGGGGAUUACAUUAUUCAUUUGUUUUAAUACAUUUUGUUUCCUCAUCUGCAUUCAGUUUGACAGUUACAUUUUAUUGGGGACUUAAAACCGACUUUUAAACAUCUUAAAGAUGAUCAGUUAAGAACUAACAUUAAACUUCUCUGACUGUCCUCAUUUUUAUUGAUAUUAUAUUAGUCCCAGUUAUUAUGACCAAAUCCAGCAGCUGCUUUUUUGUGAGGGAGCCCUGGCGAGUCGAUCACCAAGUGCAGCGGAGUUUCGCAGCUCAAGGAAAAACAUUUCUGAUUAUUACUUCAUGGAAAUACAAUCAGGCCAAGACACUAAGGCAGAAGAACUACCCCGUCAACAGUGCAAAAUGAUUAUUAUGAUGAUUAUUACUUCUUGGAAAUGAUCCGCUGCACUCGCCAUCGACUCGUCAGGGCUCCUCCCACAAACAAGCGGCUAAAAAGAUGUUUGGUGGCUAGUACUAUGGCUGGGACCCGAUAGGUACUGUUGAUGAAGUUAGGUGCUGUUCUGAGCAUUAUUUGUGGCUAUAGAGUGGCUUAUUGGUUGAGGUUUGCAUGUGGAGAUGUAGACCGCUGGAUAUUGCUAUCGUAUGGUUGUUACUAAAAUUGGUAUAACUAGCGAAGCAAGCACUCUGCAACAUUCAUCUCUCGAUGGGGUGUCUAACUUGAUGUUAAGGUGUGUUUGACCCUAGCUUAUUCCUAUGUCGGAAUACCCUUUUAAUACGCUUGUGCAGUUUGAAGUUGUUGUUGCUCUGACAGAGCGUUAAGCUUUUAGAAGGACAAAACUCUCAAAAUUCAAAGUCAAGUAUUGAGACAGAAUCAGAAGUACUAACAACCUCAUGGCCCUCACUAUCGAUACAGUAUGCAGGAUCCUUUGUCUGUAGACCAAUUUACAGUUUUAGGAAAAUCUCCCACAUAAACAAACUGUCUUACUCGAUGAAUAUAAAAGCCAAACUGAAUUGAUGGGCUGCAAAGGUUUAGACACCCCAUAGACCUAAUAUUAGCUGCACUACUUGAUGUCCUUUUGGUUUGAGAAGGUGUUUAGUUUUAGGUAACACAGACAUAAAUUGAUCAGCCAUAACAUUUUGACCACUUGCAGGUGAUGUGAAAUGUAUUUAUGAUCUGUUUACAAUAGCCCCUUCAGUGUUUGGGGUAUGCUGGGCUGCAAGUGAACAGUUUGUCCCUAAGAUGGUAUGUUAAAAGCAGGAAAAUGGGCAAGAGUCAGGAUGUAUGUGGCUAUAACUUUGGUUAAAAUUCUGGCGGUUGACUACUGGGUGGGACCAUCUCAAAAACUGCAGCCCUUGUGGGGUUUCUCAUUCUGCAUUGGUCAGCAACUUCCAGAAGACGUCAGAGGGGAAAACCAGUGAAUCAGCAACACGAUCACUGGAUGUGGGAAUAGACAGUCCUUCCCAGUUUGCUGUGCAGCCCCAUAGAUGCACAAUAUCAGUCAGGCUGUCAUAAUGUGAUGGCUGAUGAAUGAUAGAUGAAAAUGAUAGAUGACAAAACGAGAUAAUUCUUUACUUUCCCAGUAUACACAUAACUGGGUUCAAAUGAUUUAAACUAGAUGUCUCGUUUUGUCAUCUGUAAUGGUUUCCAUAAUGAGUUUGUAUACAUCAGUAUCUGUCCAGACUUACUUUUACCUCCUUUUCACACAAUCUACCUCCAGAAAAAAACAUCCUUGACAUUCAGUGUUAGGUUAAAAUGCUGAGUCAUGAUGAAAUAAAACAGAUAACCUUGAUUUCUUUAAAGUUGUGACAUCUGUUUUUUGCAUGCUUCGUAAAAACCCAUCACUGCGUCUGUGAUUGUUUUAAGACAUCUGCCCUGUAACUCAACUUCAAUCAGAAUUUGAAUCAGUAAAAACUUUUUUCCUUACAUGAAAGUAUACAGCAGGCUUUGCUCACUCCCAACAUAUGUGUAGUGAGUAUUUUUAGGGCGUUAUGGGUUUGUUCUGGGAAAGACUGGGUUUUUCUGCAGAAAACAUGUGAAACAUCUCUUUUAAAACAGCAUUCUUCAGCGAUGUGACUCUGCAUUAAAGAAAUUUUAAAAAGUUUAAGAGGUUCCUUGAUACCUUGCUGUCACAUGCUCACACCAGAUCAUCCUUGGAAGUGUUGGAAGCAGUUUAUGAGGAUGUGGAUGAGACCAGUGACUCAAGCUGCUCAUGACUCAGCAUUUUUGUAUGGACAAAGGUUCUUGUUCUGGGUGAGCUUGAAUCAAAGUUUUCUACAGCCAACAGUACAUGCUGGUUGUAGUUGUCUAUUCUGGGAUCUGAAGAGAGAAAACCUUCAAGAUGGUUAAAGAAGUGAAUAAAGAGGAAGGCUCGAUUGUUAAAGAGAGGUCAUGAUAAAAAAGAAGGAUAAAGAUAGUAGGUAGAUACAGUUAAGUGAGAAGUGUUUGUGAGGAAGGUGAGAGUAAGGUUAGAGAAGUCACAGACGGAAAAAAAGGAGAUGUUUUCCCAUGAACAGGGGAGGUAAAGGAAAACAGGAAUUCCCUCUUCCUGUUCCUCGAGAGCCAAAAGCAUCAUAAUUUUGUUUCCCCUGCCCUCACUGUUUGGCUUCAUCUCCUUUCUGAGCCUCCAGACUCCCCCUCUAAGUUUUGGCCUGACUUAUACGAAAAGCAGGAUAUCUUGGAGAGUGUCUGAUAUUCUGUAUUUGGAAAGUGCCUGUUUUCCUGCUGCAAAGCUCUUUCCGUCCCUCCUCUGAUAUCAUGCUGCUUCAGACUGAAGUUGGAUUUGGGCCUGUGUCCUAAGAUAGGGUUGUUAUUUUUUUGUGUGUGCUGGCAGCACCUCAGUUUCAGAGUGCUUCUCACUGGUGUUUACUGUUGCAUGGUAACAGAAAUUUUCCUAUAGGGCUCCAGCUUUCCUUACUAUUGAAAAUCAGGCCUGUUGCACGUUGCUCUUUAUGGUUUACAUUUGCUUUCUUUUAAUGCUGUUAUACAAAGACAACAUGAAAAUAGUUAUUUGAAAUCAUGUAGCAGCAGCAGGAGCUAUAAACCUCGACAUGACACUUUAGCAAAAGGCGUUGUUAGUUUUUCCUUUGUUUGGAUUUCUGGAUUUAUCAGAAGUCCCAACCUUUUUGAUUGGUAUGUACAGAGUAGCAACAUUGAUGUGCAAACAGUGAGAAAAGGACACUGAGGACAUGUUUGAGGACGUUGAGCACCGAAACUACUCUAACCUGGUUGUAAAGAGGAUUGAUUCUUCUAGCACAUAAAAACUAUGUUUAGGGACACAGACCCUCAUGUCCCUGCCUAACUGUUUAUCUUUGAGUUUGGCAGGAUGACAAUGACAAUACUUUUUUUGUUUUCUUUACAAGAGUUUAAAAUCCUGUUUUAGUUAAACAUCCAACAUCCAACAAGACAAGUUUUCUUUGUUUCAAGAUAAAAUUUGAAAAUAGUGCAGUAAUAAAAAGCAUGUUCAUCAGAUGUCAGAUGAUAAAUGGUUUCUUCUCUUUUUUUUCUAUGCACUCAGCUCUUAUACUCAAGGUAAAGCAGAGGAAAUAGAAACAAUAAUUCCUUUUUGGACUGAAGUGUCUGUGUUUACAUUCUGAAGAUAAAGAAAUUCAUUCUUGACUGAAGGAUCUGUAAUGAGGUUGCAGACAGACAGGUCACCUUUUAAGAGAUCACAGGUGAAAUCCUCUCUCUUCUGUUCUUCAUGGCCAAACCCCAAACUCAUGUAAAGAUGUAUCAGGCUUGAGGAAAAAGUCAGUUAAUUGUUGAAAUACCUCUCUUUAACCAUGAAGCACGAAUCCAAAACUGUUACUGUUACAGUAAUGUGAUGACCACGCUGAAAUUAUGGGAUCUGAGAACAUGCAGGGGGGCAAUUAUAAUUAUUAACCAAUCUGAUACCCCUACCACCCACACACAGACAGACACACAGACACUGUCUCUUGUGACUCAACCUGAGGCUGUAGGUUUUAAAUAUCUGCAGAAUUUUUGUUUUGUUUGAUUAGAUGUCAGGUUGAGUAAGAGGAAUUCAUGAGUCACAGUGAAAUGUUUGACCUCCAGUGACCCCCAUUAUGUGUGUGUCCACUAGUUUAUAUGCCUGUGCAUCAAUGUAUGUGUGGACAAAACUUUCCCCUCUAUUUAAGUACACUAAAAUUAUAAACUGUUCAUUAAAUCAAUUACAAUGAAGUAACAGCUCUCAAGGCCUUUUUUUGUCUGUUUUGUGAAUUGCAUCUGCAGGAUGUUCAUCUUUUAAAAAUAUAAAAUGUCUUAAAAUGGUAAAAAAAAAAAACAUGUCAAACUUGAGUUUCUAUGUGCUUAUCCUCUAGCCUAAACUAAAACAUAUUUAGUUUACAGUCAAAGAAAACUUUACCGAACAACAAUGAUUAAAACACAAGAUGACGCAACAAGAGAAUAACAACCCGAGCUGAUUUAUCUUUCCUAUGUUGCCUGCUAAGACUGCAAAAACAAACUGCACUUAAGUUCCAAUUUAUUCUCAUGUCUGUUUGGAACUUGUUAUCGUCAAAACAUAACUCAGAAAAUAUGCAUGUAUUUUCACUUAGACAUGAAAUUGGUUUGUCUGUCUCUGCAGGGUCAUCUACGACAGCUGACCUUUCUGAUGGGCGACCCAGACGCCGCCAAGCAACACUGCAGUCACCACCCGCCCCGCUGUGGGGAGAUUGCCCCCAAGCCUCCUCGCUCCCCACGCACUAACAGCGCCCUGGAGGUGAGGAAAGAUGAAUGGAGGAGUGAAAGAGAAGGGGAUCAGACAGAGUCAUGUCAUUUUCAAGCAUUGUUCCUUUUGAAUUAUGUAAACAGCACGGCUCUGACAUGUCCCUGAGGUGUUUAAGGUGAGACCAGAUGUCUUUUCAAGCCCACAGACCAGACACCCAGACUCCUGCAGUCAAUACUCUGACAUACUCAUAUACAAUGAAGCGUAAUAAAAGCUCACUGGAGGAUUAAAAUAAGAACUUCACAGUCUCCAGUGGUUUUUGAUCCAGUCUGGUGAGAUUGAAUCACGGUAAAUGUUUGGUUGUUCAUCAGUUUAACCCUGAACAUGGAUGGUUUGUGGUUCUCAGUUUUGGACAUUUUCUCUAAUGUGUCCGUACAGAAUAUGCUGCUGGCCUCAAAUGACCUGGAAGACCUCCUGGGGGAAGAUGAGUCAUUUUUUAGCUAUGACAGAACUGUAAGUUUGAUUCUUUGAAACUUUUCUUUCAUUGCUGUGGUGAGAGUUUCCUCUUUAUUGAACAGUUAAAAGUCUCUAAAAAAAAUCAUGCAGUGCCCUAGUUUGCUGCUGUUGUCAUAAAAGUAUGUGACCCACUGACUGGUCUUGGACAGCUAAAGUCAUGAGCCAACCACCCUCUCUGAUGUCACAGUCUCAACCAGCCUGUGAAACCAGCGUCUGUCAUUAAUUACGGCUGCGGUGCGAUGCCUCAGGCGUCUGAGGCAACAACCAGGCAGCCCACCUCUCGGCCUCUGCUGACUGGUCCACUUUGCACAUGUGUUUCUGUAUAUAUAUGUGUGUGCCUGUGUGUCCUUUGAGACGCCUGUGUGGCUGACCUGUCUGUGCUCCGGUACAUCAGUCUGUGUCUGCUCGCAGGUCUUUGUUGUGCGCUGAAAGCCAUUAAUCACGAUGCUGAAGUUAAAACUCUUAUGAUUAAAUACAGAUUUUGCUGUAUUUUUUUUUUACUCAAGUGGAGAAGGUGUGAGCUUUUUCUUGACAUUUUUGGCAGUAUUUAUGUAUUCUUUGUGAUCAAAAUGAGUCAAUAAACCACCUGACAAACAGUUUACACUCAGCAGUAGCUUAACCCUCCUGCUGAGGUCUGCACCAACCUGUUUUUGGUUUUAAAUGCUUAAAAGAACCAAUUAAAUUUGCAUCAAGAAUUUAUUUCAACAAAAUAAAAAUAAAAAAAUUGCAUUGACUAAAUAAUAAAAUGCUCUUAUUAAAAUUAUGACACUUGUGGUGUUAGGGUCGCUGUUGACCUGAUUAGAUUAAUAUCUAAUAAUUACUAAAAUCAUAAGUGCACUUCCAGGCACCACACUGACAGUCAGAUCCUCUUCCAAUCAUAUGAGAUUUAGUAAAUUCUCAUUUUGCCAUGUUUUUUCCCAGCUCAAAAAACAACAUCAGGCAUGUCCAAAGAUGUGAGAUCAAUUCAGUUUAGAUGUCUGUAUGAGGGGGGUACUGACAAAGAAAGGCCCAGAGGCCAACUACAAAAACUAUUAUAAGCAAUAAUUUCAUGGAUAAUGAAGCCUAACAAGGUAACCUGGAGAUGAGAACCAAAUUGGAUGAUAGAGAAUUGUUUUUAAUGUAAUUUACAGCUGAUUUAAGACACGGUCAAAACUGACCCUUAACAUGAUGGGUGGGUAGUAAAAACUAACACAAGAGGAAGGCUAAAGUUGAAUUGAUAAGCAGUAAAGAAGGCCAAACAGCCCAUGGAACAAGUCCAAAGUCAACCCUAAACGGAUUAGCCCCACCAAAGAGCACAUUUAUGAAGUACUGACAGUAUUACGUUCAAUAUUUAAAAUUGGUGCUGGUGAGGAGGAUUUAAAAAAAAAAGCGAUUUUUCAAUUGACCAGCUUUUUCAUCCUAGACUUGUUGGAUAUGCGUGUUCACACUCUGCUAAAUGAGUUAAGUACCUUAAAAUAUAUCACGGUUGUCGACACUGGCACUUACAGAGCACACCUUGUUUCUGGAAUCUGCACAUGCUAAAAACGGAAACAGAACAAAGACUGGAAAAGCAAAGCUGGUUUUAAUUUACAUUCUCAUGUCCAUGCAGUCUGCCAGUCUAGAAGCAUGGAGGAUCUGGUUUUCGAUCCAGUACACAGUACCGCCAGAACUGUAAGAAGUAUAAGACAGCAGACCAAACCAUGCUGUGCCAGCUCCACCUUAGAGUUUCCCCAUCAGGUUGGCAUUGAGAUGCCUUUGUGAUGACAUACAUGAAAAAGAGGUCUCCUGCUGUUUUCUGCUGUAGAUCCAUGUUUGCUGCAGCAAACUGCACCAAAUCUGUCUUAAUAGUCACUGAAAUUCCUUCAGCAGGGUGCAUCUCUUUCUCAUUACCCUGCCUCUGUCUGUUCAUCUGUUUCUGUUUUUCACUUUUUUUAUUGUGUCUGACUGAAUGUGCCUUCUCUGGCUGUUUGUCUGCAUAUGUCUUUCUCCUUAUGUUUCUGUUGUCCCUGAGUUUUUGUCUGUUUGUGUCUUUCUCUGCACUAUUUUCAUUCAAACGACACAUUUUAAUGUUUACUCUGCUGAAUUUUAAUUGGUUUAAAAAGUAUAAGAAUAUUUUAGUUAACUCUUUUUGUGUUGAUCAAAACUGUUUUGUAAAAGCUGAAUAUGGUUUGUGUUUGGGGUCCUGGCUUCAACUUUAGCCGUUUUCAUAGAUUAACUUAACAUGCAUGACACAACAUCUUAAACCCUGCAUAGUCUUGGCUUGCUGGUGGAUGCUGAGGAGGUUGUAGGUUAGAGUUGAGUGCAACCUUAGUGCAUGGCAGCACUGUCAAAAGAGAGGCAGGGAGCAAGAAUUCAAAGAUAUUUAUUUCCAGUCAUCUUAACACUCAUAAUAUUUGAUUAAAAACAAUUUGAACUAAUAAAAAGAUCUAGACAUAGAUGAAAAUUGUAUUCUUCCUCCUUUCUAAUUAUGAAAAGGGUUGAUUUAAAAAGUUAUUAUUUGUGUGACAAAUUUUUGUAUCGCACUGUUUACUUAUAUGGGAGGAACAAAAUAAAAUGAACAAAUUUAAUGAAUGAAAAGGUUUGUCUUUAACUGUAGCUUAUCAUAUAGGAAACAGUGUGAGUUAGAGAGUCUGUUUCUCAUUAAAUCUAUGCAGACCAGACCUACAGGGGUACAGCUGUCACGUCUCUGGCUCUCCUCAGAAUCUGCAUGUUUUAAAGGAAAAAAAUCAAAUAACAUUAACAAGAUCUAUUUCUUUUUCACUAAGGUCUGCUGCUGCCGUCUUUGAAGCGUAACAUUACUGACCGUGGGGCCACUGUGUCGGGGUUUUCCUGACUUUGAUGCAUGUCCUGUCUAGGGCCAGCAGCUCCCCUGACAGGUGCUCUUUUUGGAGACAUGGCACUCCACUAGUUAAUCUACUGCUCCUCCACUGGGGGCUUAGAUGUUGAACACUCCUGGAGGUCAGAGACCUUAAUCAUCAGACUAGAGUUAUGAACUUCAGCACAUGUUAAUGGCUUUGAACCCUCGUAAUCGAAAUAACCUGAAGUCAGAUUUGCUGUUUCUGUAUUUAGGUUUUUUAAUAUAUGAGUAGAGCAAAAUUGCAACACACUUGUUGCUGGGCAGUGUGUAGGCUUUUGUUCAUAAAGUAUCUAAUCUCCUAAAUGAUAGAGAUGUGUUUUUUUCUUGGCAGUAAAGUAAGUGUGCAUUUGAGUUAGAGGGAGAGGGAGAGCCAGAGCAUGACAGAGCUUGUUUUUUCUUUACUUAACGUCAGAACGAGAGCAAAUCCAGUUUGUCUGAGGGCUUUCAGUUUUAUAAAUAGUCGUCACACAGUGUCUGUCAGAGGUAGAGAAAGAGAAGCAGGCACAUACACACACACACAAACACACACACACAGAUAUACAAACGUUUGUGGUGGUUAUACUCCUGUUCCAUAUCCUAUCACAGCCAAGUGUUUCCACUGGGGUCUCUGGAGAGGCCUGCUUCAUAAAACUUGUCAAACAAAGGCUUUUUAAUGGCCAGCUGAGGCAAAAACAAAGUGGUGGAAAAAGCGAUCCAUUAUUUUCACACUACUCCGUGACUUUGUCAAUCCACCGGGGUCCAUGAAGUAUUUAUGUAGAGUCUGGCAGGAGUUGCUUAUCGGAGAACUAAAUCCAAUGUAAAACGUUUACAUCUGUAGAAAAGGUUUCAGCUGCUGAUGAACAAAUGCCUCAUCAGAUCCUGAAAUUUGUUUGAUUUUAAAUCGACAAUUGUAAAAGAGGAGAGUUCAGAUCCUGCACCAGUGAUGUAAACACUACAGAGCUGUGUAGUUUUGAAAUGGGCUUUAUUGUUCAUGUCUAGAAGUAACAAAAAAGUAAGUAGUUCUCAACAUUCUCUAUGGAUAGAUUUCAGCUUCUUAACCUUUCUUUUAGUCUUUUUACUCACUGCCUUCACUGACUUCCUGCUGCUCGCCUGGCCAGAGGUGGCACUUAAAUGAAGCAGUGGUCAGAGGUUAGAGCAUGAUCUUUUAAAGCGACACCAUACCUCCAUCUCACAAUACAAGUGCAAAAUUUCUUGAUCUGAUUAAAAAUUUGAGGGAUCUGAUAAUCUGAAUCCACUGUUUAUAUGUUUUUAUGUUUUAUGCCAGAGUGUUAAUAAUGAAACCUCUUGUACUGGCCUCAAGCCAAAGGCUAAAGAGAGAAGAUCCAAGAGAGUCAUGAUCGGAAGAAGUGUUUACAUGAACACAUUUCGGAAUAACAAUCAGCAUAAACCACCCCUCUCAAUCGGAAUACAAUUUCUUUCCGAUUGAGCUGAAUUGGAUCAGAAUGUUCCGAUCGACAUGUUUACGUGACACAUUUUUAUUCCGAUCCGGCCCUUAUUACGAUUAUUUGUGCCCAUGUAAACACAGCUAAUGUGAGAUGUGAAGCCAUAGUACUACCUGGUGGAGCGAGGGCAUGCACAGAGGAGAUUUGGCUGGCAGAGUUGCAAGGCUAACCGUUCACCCUUUCUGCAAACCAAAACAUGCAUUUAACUUUACAAAAACCACAGAGAUCCUCGGGGCUGGUCCAGUUCACUGAAAAGAAUCUCAUUUUGGUAGUAAACUAGUGAAGUUAAUGAAUCUUAAGUUACUGAUUGUUAAAUUCUGAGAGCUGUAAGUCAGAUAUCUGUUAAAUAUCUCAUAAGACAUUAGGAAUAAAUUUAUCCAGAAAAUAAACACUUGCACAUAAAUCAGUAUGAGGAGGACUUACUGUCCUAAAAGGAAGCAUGUUAGAGAAAUAUAUAUGUGUAUUUUGAUAAUCCAGUUUGAUCUGUCUUAGAUCUGUUAUAAUGGAGUGUCAUCAUGUCAGGAGAGUCGAGUCAGCGUAAAAUGCGCUACAGUAUGUGGACAAAAACCUGAUCAUCUUUUGACUGACUCGACUUUAAUAGAGCCUGAAAGGGUUAUGUUCACUGUGUUCGCCAAAAGCAACAAGCUCUCGUGCCAGAUAACUUCAUAAAUCAUCACUAAUCUUAAUAGUCACCUAAUUCUCUGUUUAAAUGGUUGUCUGCUGGAACAAGAGGGAUUAAAGAGAGACAGACAGAGGAUUUGGCAACUUUUCUCAGCAGCAAAUAGAGAUGAAGGAUGUUAGAUAUGCCGAUACAACGGCCAAACGUACAAGCUCAAGAUGUCUGGAAUUAGCUGCUAUAUCCAUGCUGUCAACUCCAGUAAGUAGUUGUGACCAGCAGCAGGCCAUGAAUUUGGGUGUUUGAUUCUGUGUUCAUCUCUGCUGAUAGAUCUUGGGAAAGGAGUUUCAGCUUCUGAGACUUUGGAUGUUUCCUCUCGAAAGUUUCAAAGGAUCAAAAGUUGUUGCUACGGUUACUUAAUAACUGACUUGAAAUCAGUUUUCUGUUUUAAAAAGUGUGUUUUAUGACACAUAUCAAACUGUGGUAUGUGUGCCUCUUUGCUGUUCUACAGUGCCCGCUAAUGGCUGUCAUAUAUUUUUUACUGUUGGGUCGGCUACUUUUUAGGGCAGGGUAAUUUAAUUAUAUCCAACAGGGCCAGAUUUGAAGUCCAGGGUUAGAAAGAGGACUGGGUUUUCUCAGCAGCAUCAGAAAUCAUUUUUCUGUUUUUGAUUAAGGCAAACUUUUAAUUUUCAUAUUUGAACUAAAUAGUGCAUGAACAUUUGUGCAAACCACAAAUUGGGGCUGUCAUUGCAUACUCACUCUGCAAUAGUUGGCAUGUAUAUUCUCAUAACUUUAAAGUCUAGGAAUGGCUGCAUCUCCUUUUCCGAGAUCCUGGACCCUGCUGCGGCUCUAUGUUGGGCUGUGCACCAGGUCGUACAUCACCAUUUGUGGGCUGUAGACAAACUCUGUAUUUUGACCUCCGUCUCCUGCAAUCCCUCAAGAAAGGUAGAGAAGUAGGGUUUUUUUAUGGUGAUGUCUCUGUAUAUUAUAGUUGUAACACAUGGAUGCAUUGGUAGUAUAAAAAAAAAUAGUCCUGGCAGAGUAUACCUGUAGGUUUUCAGUGCUCAAUUUUUCGCCUUAGCAUUCUUGAAAGCUAGGGUUCUACGCACGGUCUUAAUGUUUUAAACAACUACUACUUCUAUGAACCACUAUUUGGAUUGACACUGUGCAUGUGGAGAUCUGGACAAAGUUGCUUAACCCUUGUGAACUGUUCAAAAUUUACACCCUUUCAUCCUGUUCGUGGACGUUUUUAGCCACUAACUUUAAUUUUUUUUGCUCAGACCUCUUAAUUAACCUCAGACCUUAUCAAAACUAUUAUUUUUAUUUUUAUUGUUAUGGAUUUUAACCCUUUUAAUGCCAUUUCAGAGAUGAUGUCACUGAUUUGAUGAGAAAAGAUUCAGAUUCAGAUUCAGACUUUAUUUAUCUCCUAAGGACAAUUCUGUUCACAGUUACCCUGCCGUUUGCUCCAUCCAAACACACAAAUCAGCAGACAAACAAACCAGACAAGUGCAAGACAUUAAUAGCAGCCAGUAGACAGCCACAUUCCCUUGUCAGUACUCACAGAUCAGCAGGAUCAGCAAUAAAUAGCUAAAUAAGUACAAAAGCAGUCAAGUUCCACAGCGCAAUGGUUAAAAUACAAUAAGAUCACAGUAUGAGACACAAGAUAAGAAAUAAAACAAAUAAAACACUCCUGAAGCGCCAGUUCAGCACAGGCCCUAUAUGACCAUCAGCCUACUUCCUGGCAUUUAAAAGCCUGAUGGCUGAGGGGAUAAAAGAAGAACAAAAACAAUGAUUUUUGAUAUAAAAAAUGAUCAGAGGCUGGAGAUUUUUUACGUGCUAUCACACACUUGGAUAUGUCAAAUAUUCGUAACAAGAUUGGCUUUGGUGCAUUUUUAUUUUUUGCACAGCACCAGAUUUUAAUAGUUGAGUCAAUGUUCAAAAACCAAUUCAUCUGUCCACAGCAACCACUAAUGUUUUAGAGUGUAUUGGUUAUACUGUGGGAAAUUGCUCUAAUAAAAGUUGGCAGUUUUAUCAGCCAAGAAUAAUAUGAUAACAUAUUGAUAAUUCGAGACUCGAGACUAAAGAGCAUUUAAAAACAUGUCGAUCCUUUUUGUGGGGAGCUUUUUCUCCCAUUAUUUAAGACAGAUUUAUGGACGUCUGCAAGCCCUGCAGCACUCCUUGGAAGUGUGAGUUUCUUUGCCUUGUAGAUAGAUAGAGAUAGAGAGAGAGAGAGAGAGAGAGAGAGAGAGAGAGAGAGAGAGAGAGAGAGAGAGAGAGAGAGAGAGAGAGAGAGAGAGAGAGAGAGAGAGAGAGAGAGAGAGAGAGAGAGAGAGAGAGAGAGAGAGAGAGAGAGAGAGAGAGAGAGAGAGAGAGAGAGAGAGAGAGAGAGAGAGAGAGAGAGAGAGAGAGAGAGAGAGAGAGAGAGAGAGAGAGAGAGAGAGAGAGAGAGAGAGAGAGAGAGAGAGAGAGAGAGAGAGAGAGAGAGAGAGAGAGAGAGAGAGAGUCAUGACACAAAAAAAUAAUUUACAUGUAUUCCUCACAAAAUAAAAAGUUUAGAAAAAAGAGAAAAAUUAGAGCCCACAUCAGCCUCUGGUUUCUAUCCCUGUGAGACACUGAGUGAGCCAUUUUUAAAAGGUCAACACAAUUAAUUAGACGUCUCAUAAAACAGUCAAAUUAGAGAGCUCUGAGCAUGAACAGAUCUCAAACUGUGUGUGUCAUCUUCCUGCAAUGCAGCACAAAAAGAUGACAUACUGCAGCGGGAACAUGUCCGAGCAGCAUCAGAGAGAAAAGCAGUGGUAAAAACAGAGCCCUCGUUUUCAAGGAGACGCUAUAACGAAGUCUGAUAUUAAAACAAUCCCUAAAGUCCAUGUGGUGUGUUAGAACUGGGAUCCGAAACAAAGACUCGGUAAAUGGCACACAUAAACUUUAAGCAAACAGUUUGCUUAAUUUAAACACAAAAAGAGGAGGAAACCUGCUUUGAGUUUGCAGGGAAAAAAAGAAGGAGAAUGCUUUUGUUUUAAAAUCAGCGUGACAUUUCUACUAGCUGUCAAGCUUUCCUUUUGUGUGCAUUACCACUGAUUGAGCAGUAACUUUUCAUCUGCUCGGCUAGGCUUGUAUCUGUUUUCAAUAUAAGAAUGAAGAAAUUACAGACAGGCCAGACUGGCCCUGUAGUCAAGAUGCACAAGAGAAAGUGUCUUGUAGUGAGAAGGGAUGUGCAGAUAAGAAUGAAACAGUAAAAGAGGAGUUCUUGCACAAGUUGUUUCCCUGUCACUAAGAGGCACAAUUUCCUCAAAGUGAGAAGCCACAGCAUGCUCCAACUCAUAAUUUUCCUCUCCAGAACUGUAAUUUAGUACAGAAUAUGUUUGCACUGAAUAUAAAUCAUCCGUGUAAAUGCUCUGUAAUGGUCGAUGUUGUCAGGCUGCUACAUCAGCAACCUGCAGUUUUCCCUUUUUCAGUUACUUCCCAGUAAUAAACCACUCCAUAGGCGCUGACAUCCAUACGCUACAGGUCCUGCUCUGAAAUGCAAAAAAAGGAUGAUGUUUUCAGCACAGACAGCAGAGCUCUCUGGAAGCGAUUAUGUGGCAGAGAGAUGUGCUGGGAAGUUGUUUGGAAUUAAAAAGAGAUCAUUGAUUCCCCCCACACAUCUGCCCUGCAGUUCUCCAAGCGCCCACAGUGGUUCUGUUUGCCCUGAAUCAACCUCCCUCUGCUCUCGUUUAUUUUUAUUGCAGUUUAUGCACGACCACCUCUCCUUUUGUUCCUAUAAGACAUGAAGUAAUGCUUCCUGUGGCGAGAAGAUGCUCCCCGCAAUUCUCUGCUUUAAUGCAGUGGAGGUCUACACUCAGCUUCAAGCCCGGUCGAGUAAAUCAAGCAGACCUCAAACAAUCUUUGGUGAUUAUUUACUCUCAAGUUUUCUCUCAACUGUGGUUGUUAUUGCUGAGUCAGGGUGCUGCAAGCCUUUCCCUCUUUUAACUGUCCUCCAGAGGCUUUUGGUUCUGUUUAGUUCUGGUUGUGUGCAUAUACAAAACCAGUAGGGAUUCCCUCACAUCACUUAUGGUUCUUUCAUUCUGUUUUUCUUCAUUUAAAGGAGAAUUUAUUCACUGUAGCAGGUUUUAAGUUGCGGUUUGUAUACUGUGCUUGCAGCUCUCUGCGUUCACAUACUCACUCUCAUCUUCAGCAGAGCUCUACGAGAGGAAUGCCGGCUAACAGUUUGACCAUUGUUGAUAAAAUCUGCUUCAACAUCGGUUGCAUAUUUUGACUUUUUGAGUAAAAGAAUGUAUUCAUCAUGUAAAAGCCCGUACAUCCUCUCUUGUCCUACUCUUCAUCAGAGUUCAGGGGCCACCCUGGGGGCUCAUGAGGCUGGGCCACAGUCUCUCAUAUGCCAGGUCAGAUGUAUUGUCUGUAAGAGAUGUACGGUUGGUACAUGUGGUUGGGUGUGUACCCGGUAGGUAGGUAGGUGUGUGGGUGUGUCUGCUGGGAGCUGGAUCAGCCUCCUGUGCAGAGGUCUGCCUGUGGGUACAAUGUGCACAGAGUUAAAGUGCAGACAGACCUGAGGUGUCUCCUGCAGUCAUGCUCCACCAUGUUGGAUGGUACUUGCUGCUGGGCUGCCUGUUGCUGUUGCUGGAUUCAGACAGAUUGCACGUGCAUGGUCAGAGGCAACGGAGAGGAAAGGUACAGCCUGCUCUAAUCUGAACAGACCACAAGUCUAUUUUCAUUUUUUUAGAGUACCCUGAUGCAGACCAUUGUAUUGAACCCAAUGCAGAAGUGAUUGUGGUGAGUGUAGCAGGGGGAGAAGACUUUUCUUGCAGAAUAGAAAGUGUUAUAGUUAAAAACUGUUUCAAACUCAUCUGGAAUUUUAACCCUGUGGUAAUAAAGCAGAACUGCUCUGAUGAUUGGUUAUCUGAGCCACUUAUUUGUAGGUAAAAACAUCAACAAAUGUGAGGAUGCUGUUCCGUGUGAUUAAUGAAAUUAGUUUUCAGCAUAAUCAGUUUUUUAUCAGAUACUUGAGUUUGGCUUGUGAAAAUUCCAGCCUUUGUGUAGCAACACUAAGAGCAGCCAAUACCAAUACUCAAUGUGAAUUGAGUUGGUGCUAAUAAGCAAGACUCUAUUGUCUCUUUGCAACUAAUUGAUCCAGUGAGGUUGUUUUUGCUCUCAUAUAGUUCAAGGUUUUCCUUCUGUUCCUUAAGCAUGUUAUGGUUUUGAAUCCCAGGACCAACAUAAGGAUGUGGUUAGAGCUUUGAUUCCAACUUUCAGUCCUAGUUUGCAGAUCAAUCCCAGAUCAUGAUGGUGUCAAUAUCAUGCAAAACUCCAGAAAGAAGAACAGUGUAAAGUUACAUGCUGACUUUUGUGCACUUGGUAUGAUUUUGCUGAAAACACUCUGAAAAAGACAUCAAACCACACCUACAGGUACAGCUUGUUGUGAUUUGACACACUUAGACUGGUUUUCUGAACUGUGGGCUAUCCGAAUUCUAGCAGGCUGCCAUUGUUGAUUUAUUCUUGUGUUUCAAGUUCCUGGGAAAGUUUGUCAGUAUUGAUUAAUCUCUUGACACCUCUCAGCUCUUCCAAACACAGGUAUGUGUCUCUGUCCUUUUUCUGAAAACAUCAGAGAACUUUCAUCCUCAGUAUUUCCAGGCAAAACUGUCUACUACUACUACUUGCAAGACCAAGCCAGUCUAAGAACGUCUGCAUACCUGUGUCUCGGUUAGAUUUACAGACCUUGCCAUUUGAUUAGCCCUUUUGUAGGAGUAAGUAUUCAUUGUCUGUGUGUGUGCAUGUGUGUGCCGAUGAUAGCGCUGUAGCCUGCAGCCCUUUGUGUCAGGUUGAGAGGCCUCUAUAGAUUUCUCUUUGCUCCUCACAGAGGAUCUGUCAGCCGCACAUGGAGACAGACUUCUGAGCAGGCUUGUGCUGAUGGAAGGACGCAGUUGUUUGUUAAAACCAUUAAUUUAGUCCAGGUGUGCUGCGACAAACAUCUGCUCCGACUUUAAUUUAUGAACUUUUUUAUCAUCAGUGUUUGUGGAGAGCUGAGUCAUGAUAUUUAAAAGUGUCCUUCUUUGGUAGACAGAUUAGCUCAUAAAAGGUUUUGGUUUAUGGAGCUGAUGGGAUCACAUUGUUCUUCUUUGUGCAGGUGAUGAAGAGCAGCCUCAUCAAGUCGGUAUUCUAAAUUACGUCUAUUUAUUUAGGCAAAGCAAAGGUCACUAGUGUUUCUUUUUAAAGAAAACAUGUUGGCAUAUCAGAUUUAUUCCACGCUGAAUCUUUGGUUAGCUUUUAACUGCUUUAUACCACGCUGAUACUGUAACUGAGACAAUAAUAAAACAAAACCGUGUGACAAGGUGAUGGAUUAGUGAAGAGUUACAAGUUCCUGCAAGUCAGACCAGUAAGAGGCUGCCUUAAAGGUCAGGAAGGUUCAUCAAAACAAGUACAAGUAGAAAUGCAUCUGUCACCUCAGUGGCUGUCAUGUAUUAGCCCGUUACAUUAAAUGUCGUAUUAGGAAAACAGUUGGAUUGGAAUUAAAUGUUGAAUAAAAAAGUGAAACACAACUAUUUAAUCAGAGCUGAUGAAAAGUGUCUCUUUUUCUCUCUGAGUCUUUCCUUACAUGAGCAAAGUGACAGGAGGACAUUGACCAUGACUGUUUGAUCGUUUAGUUGACUGAAAAAGUGACAUUGUGUGGCAAAAACAUUCUUUCUCCUAUAAUAUAGUAUAGACACCAACUGGAUCACACUCACCAAUUGUGUCAGUAAUUUAAUCUUAAAGUCUCUGUACAGAUUUUCCUCCAAUCAAAGACACGUCAUUACUCCCUGUGGAGUGGAUGACAUAAAACCUGCACUUGACCUUUUAGAGGGGUUUGUAUUCUUCAGUUAAUACGACAUCCUGAUAUUAUUGAUCGAUUGUGUUGGAAUUUAAAAGUAAUAACAUAAUGUCUGUAUUGUGUUUGCAUUAAGGUAGUAAAACCAGGAGCAGCUGCAGAAUAGAACUUUGCCUAUGAAUAUUUGUAUUGGGAUUCCGUAUUAUUUUGACACAUGGUCAGUACAGCAGCAGGAGAACAGGUUAACACAGUACUGUGGCUUGAGUGAAAGUGGGUUGUCAAUGGUUUUACUUCCUUCUCCAUCAAAUCACACAUAAAAGCAUCCUUGACGAUGAAACUAAACCUCAAAUCACCCCGAUAGGUGUUACAUUAGUGGGCUGAUAUGUGUGUCAGGGUGAGGACUUGAUGAGUCUUAAGUAAAUGUUUUGGUGGUGACUGGCUUGUUUGCGAAGAGCAACAUGGCAGAAAGAUUUGACUUUUAUCACACAAAUGUAUGUAUUUACCAUUUGCAUAAGGGUCCUGAUGACUAGGAACAUGGUACAGCAAAUACUUACUCCUUGAAAGCUUUUUCAAGUGAAAAAAAAAACAAGAGCCAAAGUCUGGCAGGAGAAGAAAAAGAAAACAUUAUGAAAGCCUGUAAAAUUAUUCUGUCUCUUUUUCUGCCUGCAGCCAUGCAUACUGACACAGACUGAAACACUUGAGACCUGGACUGUCAUUUGUUCACCUAUAGACUUGGGUUGGGCCAAGACCUUCAUUACUCAUGCUGUGUCUCAGCUCGACAGUGUGCUAAUAGAACACAAAGACGUGAACACACACAGAGAAAGUACAGUGUCCAUGCUUGCCAUACCCUGCUGUCUCAGCAUGUAAACAUAGUCUUGGCACAUGAUGUAAAGAUCAAAAGAUUUAUUAUGAAAAGUGUUUUUGAAAGUAUUGGCUUUCUAAAGACUGUUUGAAAAAAAUUAAAAUCUCAGAAUUGAUAACCUAAAGGGGCUUUUCAAUUGUAUAAAAUUCUUGCUGCUUCAAAAAAGAUGCAACGGCUCCUGGAGUUGCCCAAUAUGCUUACAGUAUAGUAGCAGUUCUCCAGGAUUGAUGUCCCUCCUAAUCUCAAGUAUCAUGUUGAAAAUAAUGACUUUCAGAAAGAUAAACAAACAAGAUGAAGUAAUAAAAAUUGCAGUUGCUUGCUAUUCUCACGGGCUCUGAAAACUGAUUUAUACUUCUUUUUCACGGUGUAAUGGUACAUGUUGAUUACAUAGAUUUUGGUGCUGUAUUGUUGUUAUCCCCAUGACUUGCCUCUGUCCAAGCCAACUCUUGUAGGUCUGGCUAUAUUUCCUCCCUUGUGAGCCAACACCAUCUUUUGGAUUAAAAAGAGUUUGAUAUUUUGAAGCAAAGUUGAACAACAUCCACUUAUACCCAUAUUACCCACAGAAGAUGUCUUCCUCUCAGCCUGAGAACAUGCAUCUUCUUCUGUACGUGAACAUAAAUGUGACUCUGAGCAAAGAGGCUCUCUGACAGGAAAGGAAAGCACCAAAAAGUAAACACUUACCCCAAGAUGUUCUGGGUCAGACUUUCAUAAAGUUAGCUGAAUCACCUGAGGAAGCAGUCCUGUCUUUUAUGGUGUGUAACUGAGCUUCUGUGCCAGUUCUCUGGGCAGAUGUUCACCAUAGGAGCCAAGCUGACCGGCAUCCUUUGUGUCAAAUACUAGUAACAUUUACCCCUGAAAAUCUUGCUUAUAGAAAGAAAAAAAAAGUUUUGAGUUGUUCCAGUUUUAAUCCACAUGACAAUCAGAAUUAUGGUGUACAAUGACCUGGUGAAAUAGGAUUUCAAUAUAGUUUCAUAACAAACUGGGACAUUUCAUGGAGUUUAUCUUUUCUAAAGUUGUGUAAUGUUUUGACCGAGAGUCAGCCAGCUUGUCAAAGUAAUCAAACAAAGUUUAACUCAGACUGGUGCUCAUAAAGAUAUCGCUAAGAUUGCUGGCAAAAUAAACUGAAGGAGGCGAUGUUGACCAAAGGAGAUCUGAUGUCAGCUUAUCAGCUAAGGCUGGCUGUAUGACUGAACCUUGAUAAAACAGACAAAAAAGGCUCUUUGUCUUGAGUUAUGGCACAGUAUUUUGGUCUCUGUCCUAUCUCAGCCCUUCAUAGGUCUUUGUUUGCCCAGCCAGCUCUUUAUUAAGAGCUUGGUUUCACUUCAGAUAUCAUAUCAAGGCUAACAGCUAUUCUUAUAUUUCAUCAUGCUCAAUAAAAGUUCGGUUUCACCGCUAAUUCAGGGUAUCGUUUGGGCAAGUAAUUCAUUUUGAUAAUGCAAUCUUGAUAAUUUUGCAUUGACAGUUUCCACUCGAGGUAAUUUGACAUCUUAUCUGUCCUACCUGAUCUGGCUCACAACAAUGUGAAAGGGACUGAUUUGAUUUCCUCAUGUUUGAUUUUUGCAGCAUUAAACAACCCACACCCUAUUGACUGUAUGCUCUCUCCCCCGAUACAUUUAAUGCAUUUUUGUCUCUUUGUUCACCUUAUUUGUAGUCUUUAAUUUAACAUAAACAAAAGCCACAUUAACAGCUCCAUGUGGUUUUAAUCAAAAACAGCUGUACUUCGUGCGCUACAUGUUAACUUGAGGAUACAGUCACAUUCACUAUAACAAAUUUGACAUCCUGAUGUUUAACAGUCGGAUCGCUUAUCGUGCACGUCUUUUCACUUCAGCCUGAUGGCAGUACCUCUGAGCUUGCUGAUCAAGUCUUUGCAUAAGCUGCUGCUGAGGCUGAUGGUUAUGGGAUGGGUUUGGUAAAUAUUUACCCAUUAAAAAAAAAAUUAUCUAGUGAUGUGUGUAUUUCUGAGGUCCCUACAGUAAUCCUGAAGAUAUUCCAUUAGAAACCACAAAUGUCAAUCUCUUGAGAAAAAAAUCAGGGGAUUAGAGGGUUAAGAUUUCAUCUUGUAUCUGCACUAAAUUUGGUGGUAAUUCAUGUAAUACUUGUUGAAACAUUUUAAUCUGAACCAGACUUGUGAACCAAGCCUCAGACAGACCAAUUCUAGAGGCAUGUAGCUUUUCUUGCAGUGCAUUUUGGUAAAUGUUAUUGGUUUACGAAGGCUUGACCCUCAUGUUAUCAUGUACAAGUUUAACCUUUUGCGUGUUAAAGAGAGAACAAGAAAUUUGACAGAAUUUUAUUUUAAAAGUAAAGUUUUUUUCUAGUGCAGGGUCACUGUUUACUCACUUAUUUGAGUAUAUAACUUCUACAAUGCACACUCCAGUUUUCAUCCUGUGCUCCUGCUCUCAGUUUGACUCUCAGCUCCACUUUACAGCUCACCAUUUCAGCCCAUUAGGGUCCUCAAACUAAGUUUACAGCCUUUUGGCCCCUGUCCCUCUUCCUGUGCCGCUGGUCCCUAAGGCCCAACAUAUUGAUGUAUUUUGUUAUGUGUAUUAAGGCUUUUUGACGAGAAAGGGGAUGGGGCUGGGUCGAAGUGUUUUGGGUGUUGUUGAUUUUUGAGUUUCCCCUUUCACCUCUGCAUACCACAAAACUUUUAACUGCUUUGUUUGUUUCUCUUGAAAGAUUUGUUUGUAAGAGUCAAUAAAUAAGUCAAUAUUGUGGCAGAUCUUGUUAUUAAACAAACUGAUUUACAGAGAGUACAAUUAUGGUUAGUUUCAUUACUCUUUAUGGCUCAACUUUGGCAUGGCAAUAAGUAAUUUUUUUCUUGGGAACAGGAUGUACAUAAGUCAAAGGCAGGUGCUGCAUCAGCUGUUUCUUGAAAGUAACAGAACUGCAAAUAUGGAUGCGAUAACCUUGGAUAAUGGAGGUCAAAGAUCAAAUAUAGCCUCCAGCAGUGUGAAGACACUGAGUCCUAGGGAUCAGUGUAUCUGCUUUGGUUUGCAUCCACCAAACAUCUCAGUAAGAACCACAGCAAUAUUAAUGAGAGACAGCACACUCAAGAAAUUAGAAAAAAAAUCCUGUAAAAUGAGCAGAUGUCUGAGAGGCCAUGAGUAACAGUCCAGAAAAGAUGAAACUUCAACUCUUGAAGGCCAAAAUAAGACAGGACAGAAAGGUUUCAGCUGGGAUUAGGGGAGUUAAGAUUGAUUUAUCUGAAUUCAUGGACUGGUCUCAAAGCUGUGAUUUUGUCGGCUGAGGUUUUGCUACAACAUUUCUGCAAACGGCUCAGUGUCUUUAAUCUCAGGCUUAGAUGUUGACCUUAAGCCUUUUGCCAGAGUGACAUUAGCUUGGGUUGUUUCUUGGGUAGCGUUAGUUUACAGGAUAUCAGGUUUCCAAAUCAAAAAUCCAGUCAUGAACUUGACAUAAAAGAUAGUAAACUCCUAAAGUCUGUCCGACCAUGCUCUGUAGAAAGAUGAUUGUAUAUCGGCGGCAAGAAAGAUUGCACCAGAUAAGACGCCAUAAUGACACCUGUGCUAUAAAGCUAACAGUAAGCAGCAGCUUGAGCCCCUACCCCCUAAUAUUCAAACACUUUUCCAGCAGGGUCAAGAAUGUUUCUCAGACUAAGGAAUGAACCUCGAAAAGAGCAAGCAGCAAUAACAACAGUGUCUUAAUAUCAUGUGCAAUUCAAAUUUAAUGAUCCCAUAAAUUAUGAAGAAGAAAAGCAAUGUUUUAAAUUGUUUUUAAGCACUGCUCUUCUGUUCAACAUGACAGUGGGCUCUGUUGUACUGUCAACUUUUAUUGUUUAACUGGCCUUUGAUUUCGUUCUUUAGAAAAUAAAAACUCACUUUAGGUGCCAGUUGGGCUUUCCAAAAUCAAAGAGGCCGAGAUAUGUGUGUAAAGUCUAACAAAUUUCUAUGGUUUCUCACCCAACUUCCUGUCAUAGUGAGACACCAAGGCAUAGGCAUGGCGUUGGCAUGGGUGUGUAUUGUUUGAAAUUCUUCUGUAGGUCUUGUCUUUUGUCUCUUGAAAAAAAAAAUCAAACACGGGGAUUUUAUUUUGAAAGACAAUUUUGUCUUUUGUUUUUUACUGAAGUUAUAUUGAAUGAAAAUUUACUUGGGACUCAAUGAUCACUUCUUUCUUUCUAACUAAGCCUUUCUUAGUUAUACUGAACUCUGUGUGUGAUUUAAUUAUUUCUCUCCAACAAUAUCUCCUCAGGCAAAAUGGGACACUUGUUAUAAAUUGCAAGAACAAGCUUUUUCACUUCUAAGGACUCUUAUACGAUUGAUAAACUAUUGGUUUGUGUAAGGGAAGUAAUUAUGACUAAAUUACAAAUUGCAUCACUUUCAUGUGAGUAAUCUUUAUAGGCUCUCAGGGAGAGCAUUCCACACAAAAACACACAUCUGUAAACUUCUAACUAUUGACAUCAAAAAAUGAUAAAAUCCAGGGAAACAUCUGUUCAAAUAUCUGAAGGGCUGUUCUUGAGCAAGCUCCAAUACCUCUUUUCUUUCGCCUCAGAAUGGGUUUCUGCGACGAGGGACUUCUAGAGGGGACGGCACAGUGCCUUCUGGAUCCAACCGGAAAGGAUCAGCAGGACGAGGGGAUGUUUUUUUGAUCGAUGAGGACACUGACUUGUUGGAUCCAACCUUUCAAAACGGAGGACAAAUCAACCCUCAGUGGAAACCUUCCAGAACUGGACCUAAGGGCAGCCAAAAGGGGAAGCCUGAACUUCCCUCCAAAAAUUUGGAUGAAAAUAUCACCACAGAUAAAAAGAUAGAUUCCAGUGGGAGGACUUCUUCACUGUUUCCUGGAAAACCGUCCGAUGAUGUCAUUGAUCUGGAUAUUGGAGGUACUAAGAAUCCCUCAGUGAUAUUUCCCGCACUUCCUCGAAUCCCUUCAGAUCCAAAAACAACCACAGACUCUUCAACAGAGGAGACCAGUGAUAGGUCCAGGUUUAUCUCACCUACACCUCCUGUUGUCAUCCCAGGCCCAUCUGCAACAGCAGAAGUGGAGAAAGGAGGACCCAUCACCACUGAUGGAGGAAAUGUGAACAAUGGUAAACCGCCAAGGAAUGAGCGCCCUGGCACUGUGACCAUUGUAUCCAGGGAUAGAGACAUGGUCCUGGGCUCGGAUGGCAAAAUGUACCGUCUCCAGAGAGGACCACCGGGCGAAAUGGGCCCACCCGGACCAGAAGUAAGUAAUGUUUCUCUUGGAACAAUACUGUGGCUCAAGGCUCUUCUGUCAGUUGUGGCAGCUUGUUCCCCAAUGGCAAGGGAAAGUAAGAAGUCAUCCAUCCUCAUGUCAACAUUUCAAAAAGAAAAAAUAUUAUUGUAGUUUGUACUGGAGCAGAUUUUUGGACAUGGUCUAAGAUGGGGCUGAGGCUUGUUUUUCCCUGAUUUAUCUCUUUGUUCAAUGUAUCAUAUCAGAGCAAUGUGAUGUUUGAUAAGAUAAAAAAUAUCAGGAUGGGCCCUUUUGAAUGGAGAAAGUGUGACGUCUGCUUAUGCUUUCCAGCUUACAAGGACUGUUUUCCAUCAGUGACCAUCUGAGUUUGAUCACGGAAUUACACUGCUCUAACAUAUGUUGAUCCACACGUCUUUGAUGCUGAGAUCUGAGCUCCAAGGGAGCCACACAUUUAUGGAGUCUCGAAAGUUUGUCAUAGCAUUACUCAAUUGGACAAUGGUACCCUCUGGCUUAAGAGUUAUCUGAUUGGAUCAGGGGGGUAAAAGCAUUUAAUGCUGUCCAAUCAGAAUGCUUACCUGAGUUAAGAGAUGGGUCAUCAUAGGGAUUUCAGGCAGAUAGAACCAGAACCAGACUGCACAUCUGGUCCCGUCUGGGCCAGUCUCUCUGGAGUAACUUUGGCAUAAAAUCCAUAUGAUCACUCAGUACGAUUAGAGUGAUUGAAGAUGUCUGUCGGGAACAUGAAGGAGGACGUCCUCUUGGCUUAGAGUUCUACUUUCCUCUCAGAUCUUGCUCUAGAUAGCCUCAAGCAUUAGCUUCAACAAGAACUGUGUCAAACUUAAUGCUUGAAGUAAAAGUAUAGGGGACAUGGUUUGGGAAGAGGAUCUUAGUAUGAGACAGGAAAAAGUCUUUGGCUUGCAGAUUGCACAGACUAUUAGGACACUAUGUGAAGUGCAUGUAAACCUUAACCUCUGCCAUGUCUUAUAUCUUCACAUAAUGAGACUCUUCUGUUACUGUUUGUUUUGUUUCAUCAGUAACUGUUUUUCUAAUGGUUUCAGUCAAGUUGCAAAGGAAAAUCAAAUACGACAAAUUUGAAGUAUUAAUUAGACUUAAAAACUCCAAUUCUGUAAGCUUUUAAAUCUUUUAGUGUUGAAAUGCAAUUUAAGGUAGGGACGUCCCAAUUAGAUUGUGGGUCCCUCUGCUGUCCUUUUUUUAUUUUUAGUAUCUAUCAAUCGAUCAAAUUUUAUUUAUAUAGCACCGUUAUCCCAAGAUGCUGUCCAUAAAAAGGGCAGGUCUAAACCACGCUCAUUGUUUGAUGAAUUACCCUAAGAUGGGACAGAUUUGGCCCAUCUCAUCUAGCAUGAGUGACAGUAGCAAGGAAAAACUUCCUUCUAACAGGCAGAAACCUUGGGAAGGACCAGACUCAUGUUAGACAGCCACCAAGCCACUGCUAUCUGUCAAUAAUGAGCCUCUGAGAUGAUAGGUUUGUACACUGGAUUUUUCCCCAUAAAUGACUCAGUCAAACAAAAAAAGUAAAAAAGGUCUGUAGCUCAAUGAUAUUCAGUCAUGCUGGCAUUGCUGAGCAAAUGUGACAGGUUCAGAUAUCAGUAUUAAACUAACUAUAGUCGCAUCAUCUUUUUAUUUACUUAAAACAUUUAUUUUCAAGACAGCAGGACAUGCUGUGGAUCCAAGAUCAGACAAAAACCUGUGUUUUCUUCCACAAAGAUGGGCUGGUUGUCCAGAGAUAACUUAAGCCACCUUCUCUAUUCUCUUUUUGACCUUUUUUUUUUGUUCACCAGGAUAUUUGUCCUCUCCUUUAAAGUCUAGCAUUUGUAGCUUCAUUCUUCUUUGUUGCUUUGGUGAAUAGGCCAUAUUCUCUUAAAUGUCAAGUUUUCAUUUAAAGUUGGUGGUAUUAAAUGUAGCCUUACUGCUACCUGCCACCUCACUUAACAGUUGUGUUGCAUAUAUUACAAGUUAAACCUCCUAGUUUAAAUUAUGUCCACACUGCUGACAUUUAAGCCAUGGGGUUGUAUAUUCUGAGUCGCUUACAUGUUAGGGUUCUGCUGUAGAUUGGGCUCAGUAUAUGACAGCUCACGUAAAUUAUCCGGUGAGGUUAAUUGGCUCAAAUUGCUGAUCCCUAAUCAGAUAAAGAUAUGCAUAGUGUCCCUAUCUGAUAUUUGAGAUCCAGACAUCCUUGGUUUGAGGUGUUCAAAGCCUGAAAUGCCACAAACCACAGAGACUGACAGUUGCUUGUUGCUUUGUUUGACACUCCUGAGAGCGGUGUUCAAGUCUGAAAAUUGUUGAAGACAGUAGUUAUAACGUUUGCAAUUUUAUUACAUGUUGGCCUGUUCUUUUUACAGGUUUAUCUCUUCAGUGUUUUUGUCUUGAGCUGUUUUAUGAGUGAUCAUUGUUGUUUUCUCAGGGCUGUCCUGGUGAGCCCGGCCUGACUGGGUUUAAAGGUGAUAAGGUAAGGGAAACUUGUUUAUGACUUCAAAGUCUAUAAUGAAGUGCUAAGUCUGUGCAGUUGACACUUUGAGAUUUGAGUGCACUUCUAAUUUAUUUAUUUUUUUCAUGUCUGGCACUAAGGCCAGAUCUUGUUUUAUAGCUCAGUUUCACCGGAGACAUUUUAACACCUACUGCUAUAAACUCCUGUACACUUUCCCAUUAAGUCUGCAUAUAGAUUAUUCAUACCGCAGCCCCGAUGAUUCAGCAUAUCACCAGUGUCAUGUAAUAAUAGAAGAGAAGGUUGUGGUACACCAAGUAAUAAACUGAUCUGAUAUGCAUUAACAUACUAUUUUCUUUUUUUCUCAUAGGGUAGGACGGGCCGUGAAGGGCGUCCAGGAAAAAAGGGGGAACGAGGGUUUCCUGGCCCUGCAGGUUUACCAACCCUGUACCUGUGGAGGAACACAGCUGAGGAGUGGGCUGCUUUUCAGGUAAGACAACCUUACAGGGUCAGCGGUAGAGUCAGUCAUGUUUCAGUAGAUUCCUGAUUCAGCUCUUGGAGUCCACAUGUUGGGCAAGGCGCUCAACCCCAUGGUGCUCCUGAUGACAAAUCCAGUGAUGUACAAAUGAUAUUAAAUCAUACUGAACAGCUCUUUUCAAAGCAGCCUCUACCAUCAAUGAAUGUUGCACAGAUGGUGAAUAGGACAUGUAAUGUCAAAGUUAAAGGCUGUAAAAGUACAAGUCAAACUAAGUCCCUUGGCAACGAUCCAUCAAGCCAUACCAGGGACACGGCUCUUUUCAUGGUAAUGGUUGAUCUGUCAGCUUAACAACUUUAGCCUCAGCUGAAAUAUCUCAACAACAAUUACAGGAAUCUCAAUUUAAAAAGGUUCAGACAGGCCCUUAAAGGUAUCACCACAAUUUAGAUGAUUGGAUAGGAUUCAGGCAGCUUUCGAGUGUAUUUGAUCUUGUAGGCUGUGGUUUUAUUUUCUGUGUUUAACUACCUUAUAAGGCUGUGCUCCAGUGACUUAAAACAGAUUAACCCUUCCAGUGUGUCAGCUUUGUUAUAUCUCAGGACCUGUGAUGCAUAAUCCUGUUUUCAAUUGUACAAAAUUGAAAAAGAAAUCACACCCAGAGCCUCAUGCUUUUACCAGCCAGUUCAGCUUUCUUUUGUUAUGUACUGUAUGUCAUUAUAUCCCUACAUAUGUUGUUAAUCAAGGUCACAACAGAAUGAUGGCAAUGAAUUGGUGGAUUAUUAUGUGCAUUGUGGGGUUAAGAAUAAGAUGCAGAAAAAGGAAAAAUCUGCCGAGCAUAUUCUCCAUGGCUAAUAUAACUUCAGCUGAAAUAAUACUUCUAAUGUAGCUGACACAUGACUUUCAUUACAGAUAAAUUAUCAGUAAAAGCAUCUCUAAGAAGAUGUGCACCUUUCAGAUAACUUCUUCUAAUAUCUUUGUUCGGUGUUAGGGAUCAAUGUUUCUGUGUUUCAGCAAGAUUUGAUGAAAAAAGUGGCAAAGGUACACUCAGUAAUUGAUCGAACCAAUUAAACAUGCUGAUGAAUAGUGUGAUGUAAUCAACCUAGACUGAUGCCUCCAAGAAAUCCAGAUAUUUUACUCAGCCUCCACCAGGGAAAGCCAAUAAUGAAAGUACAAAAUGCUAAUUCAAAUUCAGCAUUUCUCUUCUUAUCUGUAUUUUUCUAAUCAAAUUAUUCAUUCAUAUAUAUAAAACAACAACAAUCCAAUAUCAGCAUUAUAUAGAGUUCAUUGGCCAUUGGUCUAUCUACCCUUCAGAUACCAGCUUUGGCCUUGGCUGCUGAGAAACCGGCAUCAGAAGACGACUACGCCAAAGUAUCUUCUUAAAAAAAAAAAAAACGUUUUUAAUAAUCUGAUCAACUUUUACAGUCUGUGCAGGUACACAACCUAUAUGUUUUAGUUGCACAAGUUUUACAGAUACAAAGCUGAAUAAUGUAGCUAAAUAUCAAUAAGUGGAGUUGUAGCCGCUGGUGAACCUCUUUGGCAAAUAGAUAGAUUUUUCAAAAGCAGGUUCAAAAGCAGUACAGAAAAUUUAAAAAGAUGCCAUAGGAGACAAACUGUUUCUUCUUCUCUGUUUAUGUUUGAGUUAAGCUAGGCUAAACCUAUCUUUAACUUAUCUCCCCCCAAUCAGAAAGAUGAUACUGUUAUCCAGCUUUUCGUCUAAAUCCUAGUAAGCUUGCACAUGGUAAUCUUUAAAGCAUCUCUCUCCUGGAUGUCCAUAGAUGACAUGGCUUUCCUUUGCUCUUCCACUCUUGUUUAAUUUAUUAUCAGUUACCUGAUAGAUAUCAAAUGUUCUUAAAGGCUAAAUCAUCUUACCCUGACCCAUGAGAUGCCCCAAUUAUCUGUGAAACCUUGUGACCCUGCAGCCAAAGUGCGUGCAAGCUGAGGCUCUUUCCUCAUCUGUUUAAUAUCUCUGCAGUGGCCACAGCUGCAUGUUGUAGAGCACACCCAGCAGUAUGUCAGCAUGAUGGAAACGGCAAGUCUGUUCCUAAAAUAAGAGGCCUGAAAUAAAAGUCUGUUAGUAUUUUGUGGAGGCGAUAUGUUUCUGUAAGUGCUUUGAACUCUCAGUGGACAAUCUGCAGAGGUCAUUCACAUACCUCCAUUAUUUUUCUGAAUGAGAAUGAGUGAUGAACCAAUGACAGAUCUUUCACCUCAUCGAGUCUUGGAGGAGCUUAUGGUCUUCAUUUAAAGUUAUAUGUUCCACUGAGGGAAUUGGACCAGACACAUGGUCUUUUUUUAUUUCCCUUUCUGUUACUUUCGGUCAUUCUAUUUUUGCUUCUUCGUCUUCUUUUAUUAAUGUUGUGUUUCCAUUUCUCCCUGUAGCAAAGCAAUUUCUACCAAUUACUUCGCUCUGGUUGGCCUGUAAGUAUAUUUUAACAUUUAAUACUCCAUCUAUUCUGGGGUCAGGUUUCUCCUGGUUCUUGUUGACCUAAGGCUGGUUUCUUUUUGUGAGCUUGCAGAGUAAAGAAGGUCCUGCAGGUCCACCUGGAGAGAUGGGCAGACCUGGCAUGCAGGUAAGGGAUAUUAAAUGCAGAUGACGAAGCUUAUCUGAUGACACAUGGAAGUGUAUUUGUUUUUCUAAAUGUUUUAAACCCCUUUUCUGAUCAUUUUUCUAGGGGCCGUCUGGUGAACCUGGAGGGCGGGGACAACCAGGGAUGCCAGGAGAGAUGGUGAGUAUGUAAACUUCUCUACCUGAUCCACAGCAAAUGAGAGUCCACUGAUGUCUGAUUCAGGGUAAAUUAAGAUGAAAAACAUUGUACAAAUAAUCGCCUGAUACGUUUGUGGAUUGAGCCAGGCAAAAAUCAUAAGUCUGUUACAUUUCUUUGCCCUUUCAGGGGUACUGUAUGGUAAGAAUCCUGUCCUUUAUGUCAGGUACAGGAAAUGAUAUCGAGGUCUGACAGUCACUCUUUCAUGGCAGCUGUAUUGCCGAGGUGUGGCCUGUGAGCUCUACAAAUCCUUGUUUUUAUGUUUCCUCUGAGUUUUUUUGUUUUUCUGAGCUUGACUGUGUCUGAAACAAUAGAUACUUUGGUCUACUUCCAGGUGGAAAUUACAUUAAAAUAUAUGUUUUCAUUCAUAUUCAACACUAGCAGCAUCAUUAGCCUGCUUCACUAUUAUAAAUUACGUGACACUGAACAUUUUCAUUCACUUUUAGACAAAAUAUUGGCAAUUUCCCUCUGGUAUUUUCAAAAAAAUACACAAGCCAGUAGUGCAUCGUGACUUUGCGGUCAUGUCAGGUCUCAUUUCUUAAAUUUUGAUGAUUCUUUUAGCUUCUUCUGUGUUUUGACAUCUCCCACUGGUUUGUUGUCUCCUCAUGAACCACAAACCAUUUAACAAGUUUUGUGUUUUUCAAAAAAUUAAGAGUAAUAUCAAAAACUUCCUCAAGCUGGACUCCUUGCUGUGGAUUGAUUUGACAUGAUGUGUGAUCAAAUUGUCUUUGGCAUCAUUCUUGCCGCUCUGAAUUCAUUACUUGUGGUUUUUUAACCAACGACAAAUAAGUAUCAAGCUGGUAAGUGAGAGAGCAGGGUAAUAGUGUAGUUUCAUUAUGAAUUCAGUCACAGUAAUUGGAAAUAUUCAUAGACACCGCUGCAAACCUCAGUGUGUCCAGCUGGUUUAACAUGACCUUCUGCUGAUUUGUCAUAGUAAAUCCCAUAAUAUGACUUUUUAAAAAUAGACCCACCAGUGGAAACAGGUUCACUGACUUGAACAACCAAGUGUUCAGUCAAAUGAAGAGUAACAGAGCUGGUGGAGCAGCGUCAGUGUGGUUAGAGGGAGUGGGUGUUUGGAAACCCUCUGCCAUGAACCUCCCAAUGAUGUAACCUUUCUCAUUUUGAGAGAAUAAGCAAUGAAAUUAUAUUUAUUGCUAAAUUAAGAAGUUCCAUAUUCUCCAAAUUUGAUUACCCUGAGGCGUAGUGACUUCAGUUUUCUCAUUUUAUUUUGAGUUAUAAGUUUCACAUUUUUUCCCUUGUUUGUGAUUUGGUUCAGGGUCCCAUCAGAUUUGAAAACCUUUGACUUGGUUUGUUUAAGCCAACAGCCUUAAAUGGUGAAGGUGAAUUAAACUGUGUUACAUCCAUGUCAAAACCAUCUUAAAAUACAUAAAUACAAGCCCUGUUAGUACACUAGCCAUAUGGAAAGUGUGAGCAUGGUGCUAUAUUGUAUAUUGUGUGAGGUCUCAGCAGGGUAAUGAGUUGGUACUGAGGACUAAACAGUGUGGUGGAUAGUUGGAAACACUCAAGUCGCCUGGACACCAGCCUUUGUUCUGUUUGAAGCCUGUGUGGUAAAAAAACACAUGUAAGUUCAGUGUUUAUGCAUGUUAGUGUUUAAGUUAGUGUACAUGAAUAAAAGUCAGGUUUUUUCCAGACAUGGCCAAAGCUCAUAGGGUUUGUAGGAUUACCUCAUUGUCUUUGAGCAUUUGUACAUAUUCUACACAGAGGAGAUAUGUAUAAUUGCUCAAAGACAAUGAGGUAAAACAGUAUAUCUACACAAAUACAAGAGUCACCUCUAAACCAGGAUGGAGGCGGAGAAAUGCAUGACCGCCCUCUUGCCCAAAUUUGGUCACCUCUAAAAAUGGGAAAGACUUCAUAUAGUUUGAUUUUUUUCUUUUCACAACUUUGAACCAUAAUGUUAUUUUGGCUGAAUCAAGGCCUUUAAUCUAAGUUGGUGCCUCAAGAAGAUCAGUUUCUUGGUUCCAAACAGUUUGAGUAAAAGUCUGGUGCAGUUUCCUAAGCUAUGAGCAACCAUGGCUGAAACUCAUUCAAAACUAUUAGCUGGUUCCACCAAAAUCAUCAAAAAGUUGACACCCAUCCCCAGAGUCGCUUUAAAGUUGAUAGACGAUGAUCUGCGGUUGGUCCUGAGAUCGGUCCUCUCCCAACCUGUCACCAGGCAGAAGUUUUCCAGCAAGGCCUUGAACCCAAAAUGAUCCAGUCAAAAGUUAGAUUGUGUUUACAGAUUAAAUUAUGAGUCCAUUGAUGACCAGCACCUCUUGAAAUCCCUUGAGUUAAGCAUUUUCUCAUUUUUUUUCUAAAUGGUGGCGUGACUGGUCCUUGUGUUGGCUUCUGCUGGAACUAGCUCCAGUUUUUCAGUGCAACAAGUUUGCACUGGAUUACUGAGGAGUAGAUGUGUAAAACCAAUCUUGUUUUUUCAAAUGUGGAGCAUAGAAAAUGAAAAAUAAAGGAAUCUAAUAUAACAAUGCACCUAUCAACUAUCUGCUGGCAGAGUCAUUGCAGGCCAGUCUUCUCAACACUGUGUUUUUCUGCGAUACCUUGUCUGCGUGAUGAAUGACCAUGGUGAGUGGUGGGGAGGGUCAGUGUCUUAAGAUCACCAUCCUCUAAUGUAUUUAUGUAUUUAUGAUACAGUUUUCCAACAGUGUGAAGCUCACCAUGUCUAUACAUUAUCACGAUUUCUCUCACUUAGAUUCUAGUUUGACUUCUGUCGUUUGACUUUGUCUGUUUUCAUUUAUGUAUUCUUCCUGUAAGUUAAGAAGGUGUCAUAGCUGCUCACCAAGGCUGAUGAAGAAGUUCACAGUAUCAUCCAUCAGAAUGAUUCAUGAUUUCUGUCUGUUAGGGUGAGAGGGGUCAGCGGGGCCUUCCUGGACGAGCCGGGGCCCCAGGGAGAGACGGUGAAAAUGGAGAAGAUGGGGAGCCCGGGCCACCCGGAACAUCCGGAUCACAGGUGGGCAGACUCUGUGUAAUAAACAAUAGAAUAGCAUAUAAACCAUACAUUUGCAGCUGCCAUACUGUGUUUUUCAUUAUUUGAAAAGUUUCCACUAUGCUUCUGUUUGACAUCAGGGCCCAUGGGGAUACAGGGGAGAACGAGGCUCCAAAGGGGAAAAGGGGGAUGAGGUGAGAAGUGAAAGAGUGCAGCUGCAUUUUUAAGAUGAUCCAGUCAGUCCAUUUAUGUUUAAAUUUACUGUUUGUGAAACUGGAGCCAUUGGCUACUUACCAUCCAUAAUAAACUGCUGUAUCUCUUCGACAUGUGUUUAUAUCAAUGAUCAUAAAUUACCGUUUUCCUCCUGACUACUCCGACAGUUUCCAUUACUAAAUGCUUAUUUAUCUUCCAGUUGUUUCUGACUUUUUAUCUGGUUAGUGCGCGGCAGAGAGGUCAAAACAGCUGCUGCUAAAAUGAUGCUAUGAAUAGAGAGACAGUUGGAAUAAGAAACUUGAAACAUGUUUUUUGCCUGCUAACAUCUUCAGGGCCUCAUCGGUCUCAUCGGUCCAAGAGGAGAUAUUGGUGAACCUGGUGAGAAGGUACGCAUUAGUGCAGCAUAUUAACCUGUCGUGUGAAAUAACUUAAAAUAAAAGAUGUGGCUAUUCAGUGCCUGACUUCGUACUUUGAUUUGUUGUUUUAUAGGGCCCACAUGGUUUACCUGGCCCACCUGGUCCUGUUGGACCUCCAGUAAGUCUUAUAUUCUUCACAGCAAAUUAAGAAUUCUUUGGAGACAUUUAAUAUUUUUAUUACAACUCUUUUGUUUCAUUUCUCUGUCCUCUGACUUUAUUUAAGACCCUUAUUUCAGAAAAAAAAUGUUGGACAAGUUCCCAAAACACUGCAUGAUCCAUGUACAACAAUGACAGAGAGAAUGACAGUAACAGCUGCACUUGUGUAAGACGUUUCUUAAAUUUUCAAGUAGCUCAAGAUGAGUGUAACAAAGCCAACAGGUGUCCUCUGAAUCCUUUUAAAUCCAUAAUCCCCAGUCUCUUAUUGAACUUGAGGGAACCAGCCCCUUUUCAUCUAUUUUCAGUUUUAAAAAACUAGUUAAAUUGGCAUGAAAUGAGAAUCUCUGCCUCACAGUGUUAACACAGGCAUACUAGAGGGAGGUUAUCUUUUUUGAUUCAUCCUCACUUUGAGUGUCUCAUACUAAUUCAUUGGUUUCAAGCUGAUAUUCAGGACUUCAAUCUUCUUCUUAGGGGCCUCAAGGAAACCGAGGCAUUGAUGGACCAGAGGGGCCUCCUGGGCCUGAUGUGAGUGAGGGACAGUCUGGAUCAGACUUUUCUUUAUCUCAAUAUUUUGAUUCGCUAAUGACUUGUUAACAUAUUUACUCAAGUAAUGACGAUUUUUUAAUGAUAUGCCCUUUACAGUUGUAUAUGCUAUCUUUUUCAUGUGAUUAUUAAUGCUUUUAUAACCAUCUUUUCACUAGGGGGAAAGGGGACAUGAUGGCCCUCCAGGUCCACCCGGGCCAACGGUGAGUGGAUAGUCAGGAUAAGUUUCUUUCUUUCUUUUCUCUUUAUUUAUCUCAAACUUAAGAACAACAACAACAACAAAAAUUAACUAAAAACAAAAACACCGAACAAAAUAAUACAUAUUUACACCAAACAACUGUACAUGUCAAAGAUAAAUUUACACAAUAUAGUUAUGUCAAAAUAAACAGUUUGAGAAGGAACAGAAUGAAGCAGAAAAGCUUAUCUAGUCCUGCCCCUUCUUUGCAAAUUAGAGAUUUAAAAAAAAAUCUAUUUGUUUAAAUUACAAAGAUCUGUAUAAAUACCUACAUAGUUAUACACAGAUAGAGAUAUCUGCUUAACACUACAUCGGUUACCUAUUAUAAUUAAGUCACCACAUUAGUCUGUCAUCGCUGCUCCGUGUAUGUGUGUGAUUUCUGUUUGUGUGUUUCACAGGGUGCGGCAGGUUUCACAGGAAGAGUUGGCGCCCAAGGAGUUAAUGGCUCGAGGGUAAGAUUGUUCAACAACAACAAGUUUUUAUUACAACUCUUACGUAAGUUAAAGCUGUUGAAAUAGAUAUCAAACCCCUUUAAGAGGGUCAGGUUGCAGGGAUAGAAAACAUUAUUCUCACAUUGAAACAAAUAUUUGGUAUUUUGAAUAAAUAUGGUCAAAAAUGGGCUGAUCAUUUAAAAUCGUGGCUGAGCCCUUAAAGAGUGAGCGUCCAGAUCUUUGCAGCAGGUGACUUGCUGUGUGUGAGAAUGGUUUAUUGUUUCUUUCAGGGGGACUUGGGUCCUGCUGGCAGUGUUGGCCCCAAAGGCCCACAGGUAUCCAUUCGUUUGCUUUUCUAUGUUGCAGUUGUUCAACUUUCAUGAACUAUUUAGACACUUUGUUGGGGUGAAUGAAUAAGCUUCCAUUUUUUUACCCAGGGGCCUCAAGGUUUAGAGGGACAGAUGGGACCUCCAGGACAUCGAGGACUCCAAGUAAGUACCAUUCAAGGCCAGACUGGUUAAACUAUUGGCUUGUUGGGGUGUUGAUUCAUUCAUUUAACAGCUGGCUCUAUGCUUGAGGUUAAAGAUGAUCUGUGCAUUUUCACAGGGACAUCCAGGUCUGAUUGGGGCUGCUGGACCUAAAGGAGAUCCUGUAAGUUUGUUUCCAUCAGGUUAAUGUACUCACUCUUUUCACCUGCUUUUUCUAUUUGUCAAAGGAAACUUAUAAAAAAGUGAACAAAAUUUGAUAAAGCAAGUAAUUGCAUAAAGUUUGAGUGUAAGAUCUCAGUUAAAUAAGAGAGACAUAAAUCAAAUUGAUGAAUCCAAACUUGUCCUGGUAUGUGGGCACCAGAAUCUAGUUUAGAACUUAAAUUCAGUGUUUUUGUGUUUAUAAUUUAGUGAUUUUUGCAUUAUUCUUGGGCUCAGUCAUUCCUUUAUUCAGGUGAUAAAGUGUGAAACUGAGAGGAGGGUCAAGAUUGACAUAUAACAAAGAGGAAGAGCCUCUGUACACAGGGCGAGGGUUUGUCAACGCUGAGCUAAAUCAGUGCCUUAAAGUUGUGUCUGUUUUGUGACCUAAAGAUGUGGUUCUCACGCAUGUUUAAGUAUCAACAUUUAGAAACAGCUGAAGUCUACAGUGCGUCUUACCAUGUAAGGAUAGAAUACUCAGUUUUUUUGGCCUGUUUUUCAUUUUCUGAUGUUUGUUUGUUUUUCAUAUCAGGGGCCUGUGGGGCCUGUGGGUGCCCGUGGGGAUCCCGGCUUUGAGGGACCGAUGGUGAGUGGCACCUGAACAUACAGCCAAUAUAUUAUUAGCCUAGGUAUUUGUCAAAGUGUUUAAAGAGGUGUGACGGUUGUAUACAGCCCACUUCCUCUGCUGUGGUGACUGAUCCUUUGUCACCACAGCAGCUCUAUUUCACACACAGACUGUAAAUACUCAGUCUGUCCGAUUUGUUGACUGUACUGUUGUUUGGCAGCAUUGUGCAGCCUGACAGUGCCAUCUACUGGCUGAAGUACCUCUGUUGAUUGUAACAAGAUUGAGUUUUUCUAAACAGUGUAUGAAAACAAGCAGUAGCAUUGACUUCAAGAUAUCUUUUCCAAGAGAGGUUCAAGUUUACAACCACAAUACUAAAAUUUAAAAAAAAAGUGUAUUCAUAAUCUUUAAUACCCACUCCAUGUGUGUGCAGCAAAGGCUUUAGACCUUUCUCUACUUCACUUUUACAGAAUUGUGUUAAAAUGGAAGAAGUAGUUUUGCUGUCGACCCUUACAAGAACCAGAAAGAGUGAGAAAUUUGGUGGUGAAGUAGAGCGUCAUCUGACACCAGGAGACACUAAACUCCUUUUUAACUCUCUCAACGUGUUUUUUUUUUCUCUUAUAAAUAUCUGAUACAGUCCUUUAUAACAAGUUCUAUCCUAAUUUCUGUUUUGAACUCCUUUUCUUAAGAAAAACAGUAAUGAGUUUCCAAAGGUUUUCUUCUAAAUAAGCUGAUUGGUCCUUUGGUAUGUGAGUGGCCAUCACUUACGUUUGCUUUAUUGAUAGGGUCCAGUUGGAAUACGGGGUCCGAUGGGCCCUCCUGGGUCAACAGUAAGUACUUGUGAUAGAUUCAGAGAUUUAUAUUUACUGCAAACUAAACGCUUUCCACCCCUGAGACUGUUUACUUCUUUUUUUUUUCUACAGGGAAACAGGGGACCAGAUGGAGACAAAGGGGAUCAAGGACCCAAAGGCGACAAAGUAGGAGCCUGUGACUUUUUGUUUAAUGAGUGAAAGUAGAAAACAGUUUGAUCUAAAAGAGCUUCUUAUCAUAUUCUCUUGUUGAUCAAUAACUUCACAAAUCAAUAACUUCCAGUAUCUGCUGUAUGACUCAGAGACAUCCCUGACAUUUCAUUCAGAGAAAGUCUUUUUUUUCUGUUUUUGUAUCAGGGUAUUCAGGGAGCUACAGGUAUCAGGGGUCCUCAAGGAGAGAGGGGCCCAGCUGGUUUUCUAGGUUUCUCAGGCAUCAAGGGCCAACCUGGACCCAAAGGCCCUGAGGUACAGUGAACAGUCCUGGUCUUCUGUUUUUUUUUUUUUUUUUUUGAUGUUUUCAAGUGAAACUAUAGAGGCAUUUCUUAAAAGAUCGAAGAAGCACAUGUCUGAGAAAAGGGCCUUGACUGAGUGCAGAUGAACAGAAAACUGUUCUUAUGUUGGAGUAUAAACUUGUUUUGAGAUCACUUGACGCAAACUUGAGCUUUUCUUGGUUUUAUUUGGCAGCUGGCAGAUUGCCAGUCUGGUGUUUACAGCCUGGUUUUGUAUUACAUGCCUUUUUAACCAGGAGAGAGAAGCCGACAGGUGAAGGUGAAGAAAAAUUGCGAGACAAGCUUGGCUGAUUUUUAUAUAUUUCUUCUUUCAGGGCACAAACGGAGAAACAGGACUUCAGGGAAAACAGGGCAGCCAUGGGUUAAAGGUCAGUGAUGAUGAUUUGUGCACCUUGUUACUUUCAGAUGACGUCAUAUGUUCGCCCAAACUUCACAUUUGAAUUAAAACAGUGGAGCCUCACAGGCCUUUUCAAUUCACAUUUUAAAGUCCAAUAAAAAGCCUUUUUUUUGCAGCGUGCAAAUCAGGAAAGACGUGUCUAUGAAAUUUAGGUUUUAUUUUCAGCUCAGCCUUCAGUUAGCUGUUUGACACAAAUGACAGAAUAGUGUGUUCUGGAUGUUGAUGCUCAGCCAAAGCUACUUACAUCUGAUCAUCUUUGAAGGGCAACAAGGGACCGGAAGGACGCAAAGGCAAAACAGGACCCAGAGGAAGCAAGGUAUUAAUAUCAUAUUAAUUUUACAGAUAAAUCAAAGUCUCAUAUAAUUUUAGUAUCUCGCCUCUCCAAUCAUGUGUGUCCUUUUUCUGUGUCCUAGAAGUAUCGUGGCUGAAAGGACUUGUUUAACAAAACACUGUGGUAUUAAUGUGGUUUUCCGUCCUUCUCUUUUUAAAGGGCCGGACAGGACAGCGAGGCAACCCUGGCCAACCGGGUCCACCGGUAAACUUGUAUUGUUUUCAGAAACGAUUAAAAAGAUACAAAAUUCAGGUCAUCAGACAAAAUUAUUCUUAAAGGAUUUCAAAUAGUGUAGACCUGCCCUGUCUGUAAAAGUUCAUGAGAAUUUCUUGGUGCUUUGUAAAUAAAAUUUGAUAACUUUUUGAAUUAAUUGCUAUUUUAACCCUUUAAUUAAGCUACAUUAAUGAAAACAUUAAUGAAACUUUGAAUACCUAAUGAGAUUUUUCGACCCUGGGGGAUCUUAACAGUUUGUGUGAAUGUGUUUGUGUGUGUUCUUUUUGUCAAUCUCUUCCAGGGUUUGACAGGGCCACCAGGACCAGUGGGAGCAGAAGGAAAGCCUGGUACACAGGUUCCCAUUCUCUAUCAUAUUUCAAUCCUAUCAACUGUAAAUGCUGUGUGUGGGUGUGUGUCUCUUUGUCUUCCUCUACAGACCAGUUACUGGUACUAAUAUCAAUAAUUCUAUGAAUGUUUUCAAAACAACAUGGUAUUUUUUCACAGAUUUCAUUUAUUUUUGUCCUAAUGUUAGUCCAAAUAUUGUCUUUUUUUAGAUUUAUCAUGUACAUAUUUAUUAUUUAAACAUAUACACCAAUACCACCUAUCGACAUGAUAAACUGGACACCAAUUUGAAAGAUAUGAUGAUCACCAAAACAAAAAUCAACAAAACAACAUUCAGAGUCUAAAUGAUGUGCAGAAGGAAAUCAGAUCUAUUCAAAAAUGAACACAGAGCCGUACAACUAUGUACUAAAACUACUGAUAAUGAUGGUAGUUGGAAAAGACACUACACCUCUCUUUAUCACACUCUUCACUCCUGAAAAGAGUAAAAAGUCCUUUGAGAAGAGAGUUGUGGCUGCUCAGAUAAAAAUGUCCUCCAGCUGUCUCUGAAACUUUUACAGUAUAUGGUAAUGAUUAGUUCAAACAGCAGGGGGCAGUCUUUUACAAUGCAGGUCUUCUAUGGGGAGGUGAUACAAUUGUUUCAGCUCUAUAGAAAAUGCUGUAAGCACUAUUCAUGCUGUAUCACCUCCUCAUUCAUCAGCUGUGUAUUUUUUAUGCUCACUGAUAAACCCUCUCUGUGAAAUGUGUUUCUGGAGUACCAUUCAAAAAUGUUCUGGAAAAAAUUGGCUCUUUUUUAGCAUGUAAGUGUUAAACUGGUGACUCAGUUUUUUAAAUUAUUUUUUGCAGUUUUACUUUCUAAUAUCUACUUUUUUUUUAAUGUAUAAGGUGUUGAAUAAAAACAGCUUAUACUCAAAUAAGAUGACUGAAGAGAUAACUUGAUAUUUUAGAAAAUGUGGUUAUUGGUUAGAUUAGAUUAGAUAUAUUUUUUUCUUUAUCCUUUUUGAAAGGGUCUCUCAAGGAAAUUAAGAAGCUUGAUUUAGUUUUUAGUUAUCUUUCAUCUGUCGGCUAAGUGAGGAGGCUAAAGCCAAGAAAAGGUAAACUGAGGUUAGUCCUGAGAAAACACAGCUGACCUGGCUCUACAAGGAAGUUAUAUAAUCCACUUUCCAUCAACUCUGUAAUUAACCAAUUACCAUGUUUAAAUCUGGAUUGUUAAAUCUGUCUUACCUUAACUUUGAGGUUCCCAGGCUUAAAGGGAUAUUCCAAGGUAAAUUUAGGUAGGAUCAAACACACCGUAACACCGAGUUAGACACUCCGUCGAGAGAUGAAUGUUACCCACCGCUUGCUUCUCUAGUUAGACAGCUGUGGUCGUUUCCAAAGUUGGUAUAACUCGGUGUUAUGGUAUGUUUGACCCUAAAGUAAUUUUACGCUGAAUAUCCCUUUAAGAGCUAGUCCUGAACAUUAAUCUCUUGCAAGUUUAUAUAAGAUUUGUAAAAACUGACCUCCACUCGUGCUUUAAGUAGAGUCUGUUCACAUCUAAUACACACAUGCUUUUGGGUUUGAUUUAAUCACGAGUGUCCAACUCCAAGUAUGAAGGUCACACUUGGCAGUUGAAUUCAGCGGUCUCUAGUGUCUACUUGUGGUUGGAUCUCUCGUCCCUGCUCUAUAUGCAAAUGAACACUCAACACAUAUCUUGAUUUUUGAAGUGCAUUCAGUCUCUGCUUCCUACAGCACAGUUCAUUCAAAUGUACACUCACCAUUUAUACAGCAAGGUCCAACAUGAAUCUAACUUGAGUGUACUGCAGCAGCAGCAAGGAAAACCCUCCUUUUUAAAGGGGGAAAUGCUUUGACAGUUUUUGGAUUGUGAAGUGUUUGCUUGGUUUGCUGUACCAGUAGACGCUUGGGGGCCUGAUUUCAAAAUGAAGCACCAAAAGGGGUCUUUAGUGAGAAAGUUUUGGGUGUAGAUUUGACCUAGCUGCUGAAUUAGCAGGUCCCAUGUACAGGUGCCAUAGGGCAAUUCUUCUACUUUACUAUGCUACAGCAACUGCACUAUUUACUGUACUAUUGCAUUUAAAAGCUGAUGUUUAAAUAUAAGUGUUGUCAAGCAAAUGGCUUAGUUUCUACAUAUGUUAGUCUUCUGUUCAGCGAGAAAGGGUUUAAUUAAAAAAAGAUAGAUUUGUGUGAUGGACACUAAAAUCAUUCAUGUGUUGAUAUUUACCCUGGAAGAAAAUCCAUGUCAUUGUUGUUUUCCUUUGUUUUCAGGGCCCCUCUGGUGCAGCCGGCAGUGCUGGCAGUAAAGGACUGAUGGUGAGACUUCAUAAUGAUUUCAGCAUGCAGCUCAUGACCUCACACUUCCUGCUGGCUCUGUGCCACAAGCUGCAGGGUCCAGUGGGAUAAGAACACAUAAUGACGGAUGGGUUUACAAGGAGGAAUAGGUUUACAUGUAGAGGAUGUUACGGGUUUAUGAUCAGGUAAACAGGGGGAAAACAGUUUGACAAAAAGAUAAAACCAGCUCCUGAAAGAAAUCAGGUGUGUUACUGAGCAUUUCAAAGGAUGGGCCAAAUUCUGAUCAGCAAGUGUGUGUAUGUUUUUAACACAGGUUUAAAAAGGGGCCAUGAUUCCCAGAAUCUAUUUUUUCUGCUUUUGAUUUCAAAAUCAGAUUUCAACUAUUUUUUUUCUUUAGAUAUAUUGAUUGAUUCAGCAAAGACACCUUGGCAUUUCUCUGACCAUGAAGUCCUCAGUGAUCAAAAAAAGAUAAGAAAAACUUUAGUGAUCCCUGAGGGGAAAUUCGAUAAUAAUUUCAAUCUUUUUGGUCCGACAGAAACUAUUUCUAUGCUUUUUGUAAAUACCCAAAGAAAGGCCAUCCUGAAGGUAACAAAAGCUUAUUUCACCAAAACUUUCCAAGUUCAAAAGACAGAGAGAAGAGUCUCUGGACAGCAGGAUCAUAGUAAGCAACCACAGAUUGGAUUUUUAAGCCUGCAGAAAGCGACCAAAUUCAGAAAACUAUGACAUUUAUUUAUCUUUAUUUAUUUUCAAUUUGUCAAUUAGUCAGUUGCAUAAUGUACUUCUUAGGAUAUUCAAAAUGAUGCCUCACUCACAGAACGAUGAAUUGGUCUGGCUUCUCGAGUUUUAAUGCACUUCAAACUGCAUUAAAAGGUCUGGGAUGGGUUUGAGUUCAGCAGGCCGGCCAGUUCCUCAGAGCAGAUAAAUCAUUUAACUUUUAUGCAAGUUUUGUGCAAACACUGUCAUGAUGUAAUGCUUUCUUUGGACUGAUGAAACAAAGUUCGAAUCACUCUCGUACCAAAAAAUAUCACCGAGCACUGUUGCAUCAUGGUUUCCUUCAAAUGACUCUCGCGUUAAAAAUCCCAGACCGAAUGAUUUAAUGUUGUCCUUGUCCCAAGAACACUGGAGUAACUACUCAAUAGCUUCAUUUCCACUGAAAGUUUUGCACUCCAGCAUUAAGUCUCCACAUUAUUCACUCCUCUCUGUUAAUAAAGACUAAUGCUGCUGUUAAAGUGUCUUAAAUUAAACUCUUAAUCACCAAUACAUUAUCCAUAGUGACAGAGAGAGUAGCCUCAUGAAUCUCCAAAUGACCAAUGACCCCCAAUGAAAUGUCAGAGUAAGCAACUAUCAGUAAAAAGCUCAAUCUUUUAAUGAAACUACUGAUUUAACAGCUAAGUGUCUGUCAGUUAUUUGUAAUGAGUGACAGUCCACUUUGGCUCUGAAGUAUUUCUGGCCAGCUUUGCUACUCCUGUCACUUCUCUCUUUAUCCCCCUCUGUCACUUUUCGCCUUUUGAUUCUCGAUGAAUAUUUGAUCACUGUUUCUUCUUUUCUAGGGUUUUCAAGGCACCAUUGGAGACAGAGGAGCAGAUGGCCCACCAGGUUCUCCGGUACGCUUUGUUAUCCUGCGGUUGUUUCGUUUUACUGACAAAGGAUUAAAAGUAAUACAGAAGAUUUGCUCCAUUUGUUUUUUUUUCUAGGCAGAAAGUUUGUUGAAGGUGAACAGAUCCUUAGAAGUACACAGCUUAUAGAUAUUGUACAUCUAUUCCCUGAGAAACAGAUGUUCUUAUUCAUUUUUUAAGUUUGAUCUGUUAAAAGCUGUGCAAAAACUUCUUUCAGCCUUCUUGUAGUCAGAGUGCAAACAGUCAUUUUGUGCAGGGUCAUUUCUUUAACAGUACGGGCGAUCAGCAGUGUCCUUGUUUACAGAUUGAGCGUCACCUGGAAGGUCGGGUGUUUGAGCUGAUGUAACAUCUUUGCAGCUCUGCAAAUUGAAGUGGCUGAACGAAUCAUCGGGUGGUAUUUUGGUGUUUCGGACUCGGGUGACAUUGUUUUUAUCUGACAGGGGCCACCAGGGAAAUCAGGACCUCCAGGCACACCAGGACCCCCAGGAGAGAGGGUGAGUCCUCGCACUCUGAGCAGCUAUGACCUCCAUUGCAUUUACAUUUAGAUUUGUGUCACUGUGUGUUAUGUAGAUGUGAGCUCUGUAUGUUUUCUUUUUUCCUUAGGGUUUCACAGGAAAACCAGGCGUGGAGGGACCUCAGGGCCCAGUAGGCAUGUAUGUAAGUGAUUCCUUAGAAGGGCACGUACAAGAAAUGCAUCAUAACAACCUUCUCACUGACAUUUUUCCCUGAGCUUAUUCUAAAUCAUAUUCCACUAAAAAUUGCUCAAAUUAGAGUUUUAGGAGUUGAAGAUGAACUGGGAGAAGUGUUAAUAAAUUCAUGAUUAAGGACCAGAACCUGUCAAAAAAGGAAAUGAUUCAGCCUAUAAAUAGUGUUCUCAUUUGAGUUUCUUGUAUAAACUUGAAAAAAUAGUAAAAUGAAUCCAAAUAAUGCAGGUACCAGCAGGUCUGUAGCUAAACUUAGCCUUAAAGUGAGAUAACUUUCUAUUUAAGGGUGAACAAAUGAACCCGCAUGUCCUCUUAAACUUACCAAUCAACUCGUUUUAUAUUUAUCUGUAAUAUGAUUCCUAAUUAUACUCACAAUUGAGUAGAAUUACAGCAGCAAAAAGUAACUUCUUCCAAAUAAGUUAGUACGCUGAACAAAAGGGGUCAAAGGCUCUGCAAAGUGUAAUUGCUUCUCCUGCAGCAAAAGGUGGAGUCAGCAUUACAAGCACGGACUGUAUUAUUUUGCCAGAACAGUUGUUGCAUGUAACUGUAAGAGCAUGGUGCAAAAAUUUAAUUUCGAAUCUAUAUACAUGGAAGUGAUUUAUUACCAGUGUCUGUUGAAUUUGAACACAAGCACUCCGUGGUCUAUUUAAUAAGCUACUCUCAGAGCUAUUUCCGAACAGCUAACAAAGCUGAGCAAGAGGUGUGGAGCAUGCCAAGACGCGUAAAAAGUGGAAAUAAAAUCUGGUUUAUUUUACUCAAUAUUGAUUCUUCCAAAUGUGAACUGUUCCUUUUAUAGGGCUAUGUAAAAAAAAUGAUUCAGCAAUGUAUUGGAAUAUAUUGUCUAAAAAUCAGUUUAGGUUCAGACAAUCCUGGACUCUAUCUGUCCACAAGAGAGAUUAUUUAAAAAGUCUAGUGGAAAAUUGUUUACCUGAACUUUUUUCUUCAAUUCAGACAUUUAUGUCAGGCGCAAUUUUUUGUUUGUUUGUUUUUCUUUUUUUUUUGUUCGUUGUGUGCAAAAGUUUAUUCAGCACAAGCAACACAGUACUCUUAGUUUUGUUAACAGCCUGAGCGUAUUCAGAUCCCGCCGUCUCAGAGGGUGUGUUCAGACUUUUUGACUUCGGUGGCACAACUGGGGCACUAACAUAGAAACGGCACUGCACUGCACUGCACUUUAUAUAAAAAUAAAAGAGUUAAAGUAAUGUAAUCUAACUGUAAGAAAUGAUUUAAACAAGAAUGUCCACUUAACUCAAAUAAAAGCCUAUAAGCUGCAGGAGCAGAGACAAUCAUAUUUGCUGUACCUCCUAUUUUUCUGGAGCUUUAUACAGGAACAGUCAGACUAAUUCCCAAUAGCUUUGUUUGCUCUCGUAGACAAGUGGAGACAUCAGCACUAAGACAAAUCUGUUUCAUCACAAUCCAAAACCCCCUCACAGGAGCUUUAAAUGAUCCUUGAUUAGCCAUUGUGUCAUGAAUGCAUGAUUAAUGUAAUUCUUUUGUUGUUCAUUGUGCUGACAGGGUAUCCAGGGGAACGCCGGCAUGCGUGGGCCUCCAGGCCUGAUAGGAGAGAGGGUAAAGUCCUCUUUUUUCUUCAGAGUUAAUGCUGUGUGAAGCUGAAUUUUAUUGAUCGGAGACGAGAUCUGAGGCAAAGCAUCAAACACGUUGUUGUACAUGAGAACAGUCCAGGGUGUUAAAUCGUGGAGAUCAGAGUGAAAAUCCAUUUUUCAAUAACAAUAAUAAUCUCCGAUGUCUUUCCUGCACCAGGGUGAGCCCGGUUUACGAGGUUUACCCGGGCCUUUUGGGAAGCCAGGACCUCCAGUAAGUCUGUUUUGAUUUUUAUUUCCCAUCUCAUGACCCCUCAGACCUGUUAGGGGAAUACGAGAGUAGAACUGGGGAUUGUUCCCAGGAUUUGAUUAGGACAGCAGAUAUGACAGGGUCAAACCAAGGAGGAUUUGGUAAAUAAAAGUAAACCAGUGAAGUGUGCAGCUGUUGUGCAGGGACUGUCUGUUUAUGGAGGCGAACAGGCCACAGUGAUUGAUUUUGUUUGGAGCCACUGGUGGCAAAUCUAAUGGCAGUGGGACAGAGGACAAAUAAAUUACUCCAAUCACUGCCCUCUAGCCUGUCCCCAGCUGCCCUCCGGGGUGCCAGGUGACAUCCCCAAUGAGAAAACAGUUUUCUCUUCAUGUUACAACUCUAUUUCACUGUGCAGGGUUUCACCAAGAAGGGACAAACUAGUGUAGUCGAGGGUUUUGUCUAUAGUAGUUCUUGCUUUUUGAUGACUUACUAAGAAUGCAGUAGGGCUGAACCAUUUUUUACAAUGUUGUGAUUGCGGUUCAAAAACUCAACUGAUUAUGAUUCAAUAUUGUGUAAUCAGUGGUUGUUGCCAUUAAAGAGACACGUACUUUAUCGAUGAAAGUCAUUCCAAGACUCCCAUAGGACUCUCCUGCGAGCUUCAUUCAGAUCAAGUUAAGAUUGUAAACGUUUGGUCAGUGAACCCGGUGAACCCUUGGGGGUAUUGGGCUAAUUUGACACUCAACUGGAUAACAUUUUGGCCCUGCACCUAUAAUACAUAGCUUUGUAGGUGUUUGUAAGUGCUGAUACAGGUAAGUAGCGUUGUCUUGACAAGAACCAAUGUUGGCAAGUCCGGUUCCUCUCAAUACCUUACAUCGCAUAACUCUUUUUUCCUUAAAGUCUCACUCUUAAGGUGUAAUCGGUGAUCUUUAAAUUGUGAUUAUGAAUUUUUUACCAAAAUUGAGUUACCUGUGUCUUUUUCAAGGCCUUUUCUUCUGCAGAGCUCCAGUAGAUCAUUAGCAAUUCAGCGCCACUCUACACACUCGUUAGCUUGCAGCCUAACAUUGCUUGUGCAGCAGAAGAAGCAGGAAACAUAGCAGCUUUUCAGCUCUUGGACACUAAUGUCUUUAGGGACAUGAAGAAAGUUAAUACUAUACUUAGCUCUCUUACGCGCAUUGCAAUCUGCUAACGCACACGCUUGUUCUGCGAUCGUCCUCUCUAUUUCUCCUCUAUAUGCAGAGUGUGGCCUGCAUAGCGCGGCUCCGGGGGCGGAGAUUGGAUUGGUUACGCAUGGAAUCUCGCCGUUUCUGAACCUGCCGUUUCGAUCUGCCAGAUAUUCACAGCGAUUUAAAUGAAAAAAUACUCAGAAAAGCAAUUUUGCAUUUAGUUUUCUCAUGAUAUGCCCUGUAGCAUCAGAAAAAUGCCUUAUUUAGAUAUAAAAAACAAGAAAAAGAUGAUUUUCAUCGGAGUGGGUCUUUAAACAUUUCCACAUAACCAACACACUUCUCUGAAAUACUGAAUUUUCUACCUGUGCCAGCUUUUGUCAUUGCACAACACUCUGAAUUGAAGUGUGCACAGUUGUUGCUUCCUCUUUAAGUCAACUGCUUGCUUGUGCAUCAGUGACCAGGCCCUAACUGUGGCCCUUGUGUCUCUUUUUAAUCAUGUUGCACUAUUAUGGCAAACGCAAUUAACCAUUCAACCCCAUUAUGCAUACAGGCAGUGUUUUGUCUGCAGUUUUCAGAACUUGCAGAAAACCUACACCUCACCGUUCAGCAUGAGUAGUUUGCCUGCGACAGGUUGUAACAUUAUGCAGCCUGAUAAUCAGAAUAACUUGAGCUACAUUUUUUUUGUUAAUUGGGGGUUAAGUGAGAUGCGCUGUGGAGGCGGGAAGCUUUUUAAUGAGGAAAAGCACCAGGCAGCACGCACAAAACACUUUCACACUGAGCAAAUAAUUAAACUCCUGUUGAGAGUUGCUUUCCUAAUCAUCCUGUAAAACACCAGAGCACAGACAUGCAGGUACACUCUCAAAAAUCUUCACAUGAUGAAACCCCAUUUUUCAUAUUGUAACACCUGAAACUUUUAGCGGCCAAUGUUAGUCCCUCUGCUUUCUUUCGUAAAAAAAACUGGAAGGUGAAGUUUUCGACUUGAAACUUUUCAAAGUUUGUAGAUCCAAUAAAUCAAUCCUCCUCUGUUGGUUGGCUUCUUUUGGGAAUAAGAAAAUCCAUCAUGUACAGAGAGAGUCACUUUCAGGAAUGGAGCUAACGUCUUGUCCACAGUACUCCCUGCAGUGUCGUUGGACAUAUUUUUAGCACACUCACAUGGUUGCUCACUGUUGUGGUGAAAUCCAUCAAUCUGUCAUGGAGUAAAGUGAUACAGCAAUGAGGAGGAGGAUUUUUCAGCCGCUGGCCUGAACGCUAAAGAGCCGCAAACUGAAUUAUUCUGUCCACAUCACUGAAUCUUGAUCAAGCUUAACAACUUAUAGGAUAUUGUGCUUUCAACAAAGGAGUCAAUAAAAAACCUGAUAGUAAAAAAGUUUUUUAGUUUUCCAGUGAUUUAAAAAAUAUACCACAGAGUCUGCAUAGUUCUAAAAGUCACUUUAUUGACCUGGGAUUUUAUUGGAAAGAGGUUACAACACAGACCUGACCAGUCGUUAAAAUGAAGUUACUACUGACCUGGCAGUUUCGCUGUCACCCCGUGUGCAGAGGUUCUCAAGCAGGUUCAGUUCCAACCUGCAGUCCCCUUUGCCGCAUAUCACUUCCCUCUCUCUCUUACAGACUCCUGCUCUGUUCUCCAUCCUUUCCUUUCCAAAUGAAAGCAUAGAAAACCCAUAAAAGAGAAAUAAUUUGUAAAAAACAAAAAGAUCACUUAAACUCUGUGAAACAUCUUUGGUACAGGUGUUGAAUGUAUGUCUUUUGUUCAAUCUACGGGAAACAGGUUAUAGAAAUGUCAUAAAGAUAUCAAUUAUUUUUCAAGAAUACCAAAAGAAUACAGUGGCAGCUGUACUCAUUAAAAAACAGAGUUUUCCUGAUCUGAUCCUCUUUAACUGAAACUCACUUAGUUCCAUUUCUUAAAGAUAUCACAAUAAGGAGCGACUUUAACUGUAUUGUACUGUAGAAACUACAGAGAUUCACCUUCCAGCUUACUGGUUAGUGUUAAAAGAGGAAAAACUCACAGAAAACAAAAUUGUGCCCUAUUCAUUUAACCCAGCUUAUCAUGUAUUCACAGAGUCUGCAGGUAACCAAAUUGAGCAGAUAAACUGUGUGUGUUCACCUCUGCUUAGGGCUUCUUUGAUAUCUUACGCUUUAGUAAAACAAAAAAUAAACAAACUGAGUAUCUGUAAAAUUGAACAAUCCAGAGAAAAGAGAGCAAUCAUAUUCUUGCAGUAAAAUAAACCUUUUUUUUACCCAAUUUGAUCUUUUUUUUUUUUUUUUUGAGUAUCAUUUUGUACCACGGCCUUCAACAGUUCCUUGCUAAGCUUUAAAACUUUUCAGAGACCGGGACACAGAUGACACAAAAAUUUAGAAACUCUCUUUGUUAUUUCCUCAAACUGUGCAACGACUGGAGUGUAAUCUGAAGGUGUGAUAAUCAUGCUCUGACUUGUCUGUUUUUUCCUUUGCAGGGUCUGCCAGGUCCUGCGGGAGAGAAGGGACCCCGGGGACCUCAGGUGUGAAAACUCUCUAUGCUCUAAAUUAGAGAAGACUCAAUAAUUGGUUUUGCUCCCCAAUUUUUGUUUUUGUGACCUAAAGUAUGAACAAGUUUGAAAUCAUGCACUGUCAUAACUUUUUAUUACCCUGUGUUUUAAGGAUUUGUUUCAUAGCCAGUGUUGUUUCUUACAGGGUCGGCCUGGGGAUGAGGGCUCUAAAGGAAUACCAGGCCCACUGGUAAGUUUAAGAUUUCAUCCAAGUUGAGCUCUUUGGCAUCUUUGGUUCCUUAUUGCGUUUUUUACAGACAAAUGUGACAUUUUAAUUUGACAUAGACUUUCUUUUUUUUUACCUUGUUAUAUUUUCCUUGUCACUUGUUAUAAAGUAACAUGAUAUGCACAGCAAGGGGGUGUGCCAAGCAGCCAGUUUGGUGUCAAGCAUAAUAAAUAAUUAUCCUGCUGUUGUCAAGACAGCAGUCAAAAGCCUGCUACUGUGCUCUCAUUCAAAAAAAAGGCAACUAAAUACGAGCUAUUGUUAACCCUCAUGUGAAAACAAAUAGAUCAGUUUAUUUACAUUUACAAUCAGUGUUUAGAUCUAAGCAAAUAUAUGUUUAUUUGUUAAGAGAUCAAUUCAGCUGUUGGAAGCAAAGGCUUAGAAAUGUAGUUACCUGGAUAAAUGAUUUCUGAUGCCCUAAAUUGAUUGAUCAGUAGCUCAAGGCUCAUAAACCUGUUGUGACAAAAUUGUGUAAAAUGUCAGGAGGCAUUCUCUGAUUGGAUUUGUCUGUUUGGACACCUAAUCUAUUGAGGACAAAUCUACUUGUUUGCUUUUUCUUUACAUGUCUACUUCAAUUCUGAGGAGUCACAGUUACAGUGUCCUGCGGGAGGACUCCCUAAGAAUGGACUGUGCCACUGAGAAUUUUUAAGAAAUCAUUUUCCCUCACUAUCUGCUCUUUAUCAAGGUCUCAUUUUCAAGCAGAUUUCUCUAAUGAUAUUCAGGCACAAAAACAUCCCGAGUUCUCCAGCUCUGUGCUGUUUGCUUCAAUUUUGCAUCUGAUUGUGACUGAGAUAAACGACCAGCAUUUCCAUCCUCUGCUGUGCAGAGCUGCGCUGUAUGUUCUCAUUUUCAUGGCAAUAAAAUUUGUCCAUAUAUACGAUGAGCUGAAUGAGAGAGGAUACUUCUCAUUGUUGUAUAGAGCAGUUAAUUCAUGACUGAUCCAAGUGAAUGCAAAAUUGCUAUUUGAUCUGCAGGGCAGUUUGCGUGUUGCCCUUUACCUGUGAAUUAAUGAUACUUUCUUGGCCUAAUUGGUGAUGUGAGGGCAAAAGCUGUGUCAUCUUUUAGUGAAUGAGGCCCCAAGUGUGCAAAGUACAAGAGUAUAGAUGUGGUUGCUCAAAAAUCUUACCUCUGUACAAUUUUAUGAUUGCUAGGGCGCUCCAGGUCUCCAAGGAUCUAACGGGGCUGCAGGAAAACCUGGACCCAGGGGAAGCCAAGGCCCCCCAGGUCCUCAUGGGCCACAAGGGCCAGCAGGAAUCCCAGUGAGUGGGUACCUACAGUCAAAUGCUGCUUUACUGAAACAUUUAAGUCUACUUCUUGUCUAAAAAUCUGUUUGACGUGGUACGGCUCAAAGAGGCUAAUAUUAAUAUGACCUGAUGAUAUGUUUGUUUGUUUGAUGUCCUCAGGGCCCACAGGGUGCCGACGGGUUGUUAGGAGCUGCAGGAGAAAAAGGGGGAAAGGUAAACUGGACAUACAACUGAAUUCUUUGGUUACAUCUCAUUUUAAUGUUUUAUUUUGCUUAUUGUAUACAGGAAAACUAUAUUUAAUUUCACUUACUCAGCUGAAACUGUAUCCUGCAGGGUUUACCUGGCUCAUCUGGUGAUGCUGGCCACACAGGACCAGAUGGACAACAGGUUGGUUUCAUAUCACAGGUUCACUUUCAUAUCACAUUUCUACAUAGCUGUAUUUUUCAACCACUUUUCAAGCAGCCCCUUUAAUAUUAACAUGAAAAUAAUGCUACUGUAAAGUCAAGCUGUUUAAUGAAGCAACCAAGAAGGUUCUUAAAAAUGUGUGGGAACCUUUAAAUGUCUACAAAUAAAUGUCAUCUAAUAACAUCCAGCUCUCGUCCUACUGGCAUGUGUGGAUCAUACCUGCCAACAUUUGGGUUAAAAAAAAUUUUGUGGCGUGCACAAAUAAUAGCUACGAUAAGCCUUGAACUUAUUUAGUCCACUAAUAUCUGUGUUAAAGUUCUCAUAUGUUUUACAUGCUCUCCUGUAUGAGGCUCUCUGAACGUUUGUGCAUGAAAUACAGCACUCUUUUAUCUGAGGCUGCCCUGAAUGCAUCACUCUGAGCCAUUGCAAGGCUAUCAACAUAAACAUUACAUCUUGCAUUUGUUUCCCUUUUAUUGAAGUGUUCAUUUUGCAACAAACACUGCUUAAAUGUAGUUUACAGCUUAAACUGACCUGAAUCAUCCCAAACUGUAAAGUAAAAAUAUCAAUCCAGUGUCUGUGAGGCUCAGCAGAAACACAGGACAAUCUUUGGUUGUCUGGCAACUUUGGACAAAUAUAGUCAUCCGAUUCAUGAAUUAAUGUGGACCAUCAAACUACAGGAAAUAAGGGAGAGUCCCUGGAAAAACGGAAAUGUUGGCAGGUAUGGUGUGGAGAUCGAAACUAUUGAUGAAUUGGAUCUCCUUUCUCUUAAUGGGGACACCCACUUCAAUGUUUCUGUUGCGAUGGGAUCACUUCAGGCGUCUGAUGAAUUAAAAAUAACUGCAGCUUAACCAGGGUGUUUACUGAGCAAACUUCACAGACUUUCAAGGUAGCACAUAGUUACAGUCCAAGUAACUCUAAAGUCCCACUGAUAGGAUGUCUGUGAAAGUUCGAGCUUGUCCCCGACUUCUCUUUGUUUGUUUAUUUUUAUGUUGAACAUGUUGAAUUGCUCUUGCUUGCAUUUGCAAAACUCUUUAAAGGCUAAACUUAUGACUGGUGCCAAGUCGACCCAAGAGCUGUUGCUGAAAAAUAAAUGUUUAAUGUGGAAGUUAGUAGCUGAAUAAACAAGAGGAGAGUAAUGAGAUGAAAUGUUCCAAGUAACUGUCACAUCACUAGCUUUAUCUCCACUCAUGUCCUCCUCAGGGUCCUCAUGGCCUAACAGGAACUGAAGGCCCGCCUGGACUGAAAGGAGACCAGGUCAGUGAUCUUCCUCAUGGGUUAUUCAUAACACAGUCAUCCUUCAAGAUCACUUGAGGUCAGUUUAUUUUGUAUGACAUGAGGCUGUGUGUCAAUCUUGUCAGCCUUCAGCCUCAGGUGGUCCAAGUGUAAUGACAGCUGUCCAUGUACACACACUGAAAAAGCCCACGGUCAAUAUCUGUAUCUGAUUCCUGUCUUCUUAUGUUGCUUUGUUUGACAGGGAAACAAGGGGCCAUGUGGGCAACCUGGACCUCCGGGGCCCAAAGGAGAGAGAGGUCUUGAAGGCCCUAAAGGCUUACACGGACCGCCUGGACCAGCAGGAAGAGAGGUGAGUGAAUCCAUCUGCUUUUAACAAACAUGAUUACAGAGUCACAUGUGUCUAAACACGGCCUCGUAAAUGACCGAGCAGCCCAACAGGAGGCGAUUUUCCAAUUCACUGAAGAAUUUAAGGGCCUCAUCACAUCACCAUUACCUCCAGCCUGUUUGCAGCAUCAGCCUCACAGUUUGUUUUGUUAUAUGGCGAACAGAUGUGCUUGUUGUGUCUUUUUGUUUCUUAUUAGCACUAAACAACAUUGGCAGACUCGAAAUAUUCCAGGUGCUUUGGGAGAUCUAUUUUGAAAAUGGUUUUAGUGGAAACACAAUCAUUGUUACAUAAACCGUGAAAUUGAAUUUUCCCAAUGAUGCAAUGAUGGUAGCAUGCAGAUCAGAUUCCAGUGAGGCUUUCCAAAUAUUUAUUAUACAACAACAGGAUGGGCAGAGAGCUGGCAAAAACCAACAAUUUCUCUUUUACCUUCAAAUUGUGUGUGACCACAACCUGAAAAUGCACCUUCUGUUUCAAAAGCAUUGGUAAAUAAAGCAUUGAUGGAGUCCAGUAGAGUCCUAAUGGAGUGUGUGAUUGCCUUUUUAAAAUGCUUAUUGGUAUCAUUUAAAUACAGUUUUCUGAUUUGGGCUUCAUGGAUAAACCUUGUUUUUAAAAAUGACGACUACAGAAAGAGAAAAGAUAAAUGAAGCUUCAUUAAGCCCUAAAUUAACCUUUUUUUUACCGUCCAAAAUAUGGUACUAUUGUUUUCAUGUGUAAUGUGCUUAACUCCGGACUAUUGCUUGUCCCUCACUUGCAGGGUGAUGUUGGCGUUCCUGGUGAAGCUGGAGAUCAUGGACCCAUAGGGGAGAAGGUCACUUUUAACUCUUAUUUUACUAAAUUGCUAACAUAGAUUUUGAAUAUUAUUAUAUUACUGAAACUUAUCCCCUAUCUACAGGUAUCUGUUAUUUAAAGGAUGAGCUUGUCGUUGUGGUUCUACAUUUAAAGUACAUUCACAUUCCAAGUCUCAGUGCUUCAUUUAGACAGUGUUAAUGGAAGUAAACUUGGUAUCCACUGAGGCGAGGGUGAUUUAUAGUUUUAAGUGAAAAUGUAUGUGCAUUGGAAGCUUGCAAAUCUCUGAGUAGAUUAAAGUGGAGAAAAAAAAGAGGGGAACAAAGAGAGUCUAGAUGUUAUUUAUGUAUAUAUUUUUUUCCUGAGUGUGGUUAAAUCCUGUUUCCGUUAGUCCUGCCUGUGCAGAACUGUGAUGAGUGUCCCGAAUUUCCCCUCAGGGAUUAAUAAAGUUCUCUAUCUAUCUAUCUAUCUAAGAGGCGAAUAUAUAACCUUUUUAAACCCUUUAUCCAAUUCAGGACCAUAUAUCACAGUAGCCCAAAAACUGACUUGAAAAGAUUCCAUGUGAAAUGUGCCGCGAGAUCUGAGCAAUAAAAUCAGGACGGCUUUGGGUGACUCUUGAGCGCAGUGUGAUGAGAGCAGGUUCUGGUUGUAUCCUGCAGGGAGAGGUUGGACCUCUUGGUCUGUCUGGUCGGGAAGGCCCUUGGGGAGACCUUGGGGGAAAUGGUGUCAGAGGCCCAAAAGGAGAGAAGGGCCACAUUGGACUAAUGGUGAGCAAAUAUUUGUUUGAUCUUAAAAAAAAACCAUCUCAGCCGUGUAAACAUUUAAAGGAAAUUCAUGUUAUUUCAUUGAUUUUUCUUUCUUCAUCAAUCCUAUUUAUUUAUUAUUAUUAUUAUUAUUAUUAUUAUUAUUAUUGUUGUUGUUGUAAUUAAUUUGUGUGACUAGUUAUCGUAGAAAAUUACUUGGAAUUUUUUUAAUAUUUUGGGGUUUUGUUAUCUUAGUCUAUGCUUGUUCAUUUGAUAUGCCAACAAGAGAAAGUCUAUGUCAAGGGUUUUAUAUUUAUGAAUUUGUUGUACUCAAGAAAGAAUGUGAAAUCAAUCGUGAUCAGAGUGAAUAUAGUGAUUGUUCUGGCAAUCUGAAGAUCACUUCAAAUUCCCCCUUAAAUCAGCAUCUUUACAUGUAUGAGAGCAUUUCUAUUCAGAGUCUGUUGAAUUUUAGCACAGUGAUCACACCUCAUUCAAUGUUUUCUUCGCCUGAAAAGCUACCAAACAAAGCUGAGCUGAUGGAAUAUGUUGUAUCAAAAAUGGCAAAAUGUCACUUAACAGCAGUUAGAGAGACGUCUCUAACUGUAAAAUUAGAUUUAUUCAACCAAACUGAUUCCUCAACUCUUCCUUGGUGUUUUUUUCUUCGUACCAUUCUGUCUGAUAAACACUAAACUUUACAAGGUGCCAUUUCCUGCCAGGAAAAAGACCUGAAGAACAAAAGGCCUGUUUUGUUUGGGAACUGGGAAGUCGGUAAAAAUGUUUUGUACAGAUCAAGAAAAUAUUUGUUUCUCUCAAGAAGUAAUUUGUAAAUAGUUUAUGCAGAGGAAAACAUAUCAUGCCAUCAUCUCCUUUCUGAAGCUGUUUAUUUAAAACUGUGCAGUCAGAGUAGGAAUGUACAAACUGCCUCUGAAGAGAUUUAUCUUUGUCUUCUUGAACAGGGUGAACCGGGGCUGAUGGGGGAAAUGGGUCCUGCAGGUCUGGUGGGGUUACAGGUGAGUUUGUUACAAGUAUGUAUGAAUGCUGUCGAUGACAUGCUGCUCAGAGUGACCUUUAAAUUAACCUCUAUUGAACUAUUCCCACAUAUGAUUGACAUUUAUUGAUCAUUAACAGAUAUAAUCUGUAUAGCUGUCCUUCAAACUGAUUUAUUUAUUAUUUUCUGUGUGCGUACGCGUGUGUGUGUGUGCAUGUGUAUGCGUGUAUGUGAAAAAUUAAGGCAAUCACUGGACCCAGGGGACCCCCAGGUCCAGAUGGACCUCAGGGCCUGAAGGUAAUAUAAUUUUCUUUCUAAACAAGUUGCUUCAGUGUGGUCACUGGGUUGAUAAAUGUUUUCAAUGAACAGAGUCAAUGAAUCAAGCUACGUAUGUAACAAACAUUUUGCAAGUUGCAAACAUUAAUCUCUGAAGAUAUUUGAUCAUUUUUAUGCCAUUGAUGAGUCGUUAUUAUCUCAUUAUCUGGACAUUGUACCUCAAUUAAUGAGCAAGUAGAAAUUAAUGUGUUGGUUUUUGGCGUUAUAAUCUCAUUUGUUCUCCUCCAGUUUGUUGAUUGCAAAUUAUUAAGUAAGCAUGACCACUGUGACCACAGAUCACAGUGCAUCAGGAUGUUUCUAAUGUGAUUUUCAUGCCAAAUUACAACAAGACAACACAUUAAAUUUCAAAGAUCUGAUUACUCAUUUUAUUAGGAAAAAAGGAGAACAUUUAAGCCAAAGUUUGCUAAAAAUCCUCAGAGUAACUCUGCUCAAUGUUGUGAUUUGUGUCUUCAUUUUGGCACCUGCUCUCAGUUUUCAGUGUGGACAAAAUGCAUAGACAUUUGUGCAAAGACAAAUCAGUACAGACACUGUGUAAUCAAGAGAACCCCUGCCCCUGCAAACAUUUACUGCACUUAAUCAUCACAGCCUUUUCUAUCUGUAUACAUCACCUACAGCGCUAUGUUUGAAUCAAAUCAGUGAAAUCAAAUAAUCGCCAUCACAACUAUCAGAGAAUGGCAGUAAAAUUUUUUCAUCCAUAUUUCCAGGGGGAAUCUGGACCUGAAGGAAGUACUGGACCUCCAGGAGAGGGAGGCCCUGAGGUAAACUCUGUUUCAAUGAAACAUUUUGUUCAACAUAGUGUCCAAAAAAAGUCUUUAUUAUACUCUGUGUUUAUUUUGUUUACAGGGAAUAAUUGGUUCGAGAGGCGUCAGAGGAGACACUGGGGGGGCAGGACCACCUGUAAGUAUUCCUGAAUCUGACUGUUUCUCACUUCCAUGCGUAUUAUGCAGACAUGUUCUAUAAUGAGGACUGAGGUUACCCUCAUUUUUUAAUCUCACCCACUUUCUGUCAUACACUUGUGUAGAUUUUCUGCAUUAGCAUAGUUAAACUUUUUUUGUUUCCCAGCAGUUCAGCUAAUUAAGGCAACAUUUAAAGUACACGAUUCCCCCCACAGAUCCAUCACAGGAAAUUGUCGGUUAAGUUUUCAAAGGGGAGCUAUGCUUUAAAUAGAUUUGGAGAGAAAUCCAGUUAAUUAAAGAGUAAAAUGUAAAGCUUGUAAAUUGGGCAGAUCUACAAGGACCCAGGGAGGUCUGCCAGCGUUGUUUUGCCUCAUCUGAGACUCUGAUGAUAAAAGCAAGAUUAUCUCAGAGUGUGCCAGCUUCAGAACACAAUUUUUUGGACCUGCAAGAGGCUUUAAGGGUCCUCUUUUACAUCUGGUGUAAAGUACAAAUGUCAUUACUAUUUUCUACCCAUCAGGGUCAUCAUUUUCACAUCUAGCGCCUGUGUUUUAUUAACAGCAAAUGAACUUGUGCCCACAUUUGUUUCCAUAAACGUGUUGGUCACAAUAUGCAGAAUGACCAGACUCACAGGAAGCAUGCUACUCUGAGAUUGAACCUCCAAAAAACUUGGCCCUGAAGUCGGUACGUUCUUCAUAUUCAGAGGGGGCAUUAAGAUGGGCAUGAGAGGUCACAAGGCUUAUAUCUCUGCUUACACAAAAACAAGAAUGUGCAGGAGCAGUCCUACUUCUAAUCUCGGUGUGAAUAAUGAUAGUUAAAUUGAGUGCUUGAAGGUGGAGAGCUUUUGUUUCCCCCCCUACCCUCACAUGAUAAUGAUUCUGCUAGCAGUAUGGAGCUAAUCUAGGGAAGCCUGAAGACAAGGACACCCUCACCUUUCCUCAAGUUAGCUUUCUCCUCACAUUUAUUGAAUAUCUGAUAAGUUCAGCAGCAGUCGAACACAGGAAUGUCUCGUCAUCCUCGAGGCUCACUCUGAUUUCCUUUAACUUGAACUCAAACAGAUUUUAGAUAACUCCAUAAAGUAUAUGAAACAAAACCCAAUUGUAUUGGAUUAAAUCUUUUUAAUCACUGCAUGGCAGGGCCCAGCAGGACCAGUCGGAUCUGAGGGUGAUCAGGGACCCAAAGGUGAACCAGGGCCACAGGGACAGAAAGGGGAGCCAGGAAAACCAGGUCCUCAAGGGGAACAGGUCUGUACUCUUCAUGUUGUAUAGAUUUACUGUACGGCAUUAAUAAACAAACAGCAUAUUAGAUAUCAUGUGUGUCGAUAUCUCCAGGAGGAAUGCAUUUUAAUGAUAACAUGACAUGUAUAUUUAUACUAUGUUGAAAACUCCAUAAAACAGCAUCAUUAAUGUGACUCCAUGAGCAGGGUGAAGACGGUCUGCCUGGAAUCCAAGGUCCUCCAGCUCUGCCAGGAUUAGAGGUGAAAACCAACACUGUUGAAUAGCUUCAGCACAUUAUCUUUGUUGUUUCACUUGCCAUCUUGAAAUAUUGCCUUUCCUCUCUGAAACAACUCCUUUGGUAAGUUUGUUUCUCCUUCACACUGUUUGUAGGGGCCUCCGGGAGAAAUGGGACCACAGGGGGCUCCAGGUCCCACUGGGGCUUCUGUAAGUUUAGCUGGAGAUGAUGAAAUUAUCAACCUUCAGCAGCAGAGCUUUGAUUAUACUUUUUUGUUUGGAGAAAAUAACCUAAUGGAAAACUUUCACUGCUUUACAGGGUCCAUAUGGAAAACCAGGACCUGAGGGGAACCAGGGCAUGAAAGGGGAGAAGGUGAGAUCUUUUCUUAUCAGUGAAUCUUCAUGAUAGUUCUUUAUAGAUGGAGCAGCACCAGGUUUCAGUAACAGUUGAGGUACAGAUCUUGCCUGACCUCUGUUUGUCCCAGAAACUAAAACUGUCCUCUGUGUUUUGGUGCCUUUUUCUUUGGCAAGAAAAAAAAAUAGCAGUGACUUUGCUUCACAACCAAUAAAACAGAAACUAACCGAGGCACACUGAAUCAACAAAUGUGAGCAAACAGUGAAAUAGACUUUCCAGGUGAGGGGAAAUUUGAAAGAGCUUCUGGGUUAGUAUGACUUUCAGUAUUGUGAAACUAGAACGGCAGAGUCUGGGGUUCACGCCAAGUCUCAUAAAGUUUUCGUAACAACCUGUUUAGAGAAGCCAGAAAACAAAUGCAAGGAUUACGCCAACAUCUGUGUACCUCUCGCUUUGGAGCUUUACCGAGGUUUAAUGAGCUCAUUCAACAUUGCACUGAAAUACAGAUCAGUGUAAUAGGUCUCCUUUUAAUCAUAAGCUUAAUUCUCCAACCAGUAAAGGACAUUGAACUGAUCAGUUUUUAUUUUACCUCUGAAGGGAGACGAUGGCAAGAUCGGACCACCAGGGAAGACAGGCCAUGUUGGAAGGAGGGUAAGGGCUCUGUGUUUCCGUCUGUGAGGAGUUUGCAGGUUGUAGGCAAAACUUAAUAAUUUAAUGGUAAAUGAAUACAAUAAUGAAACAGUCUUUGUAAUGCUAAUGCGAACAGUUGUUUACAACUGUUAGAGGGCUUUUGGUUGCCCUUGAAAAUGAGGCUUUUCCUGCUGUUAAUGUACAGUGUGUGCAUGGAAUGAAAAAGGAACAUCGUCAGAAACAGCCACUGUCCUUGUACAGCUUCAUACAUAAAACAUCAGAUUGUCUCCUGCAUCUCCUCUCAUUGAAAAACAUGGCAAACUUGUCUGCAGGGGAAACGAGGAAAAGCUGGAGUCAGAGGGACCAGGGGAAUCAGAGGACCAAAGGUGGGAUAAACGGGAACAGGCUGAUGGCCUGCUGCAAGUCGGGUUUAAUCAUGAUUUAAGAGCCAAAAAUAGAUUUGUGUUUGGUCUUUUAGGGCGAAAAGGGAGACACAGGACAAGCUGGCAUCCCGGGUUGGCCCGGGCUCAUUGUAAGUCCACUUUUAAGGUCAUUAAACAUCUACUCGUUCUUGAAGCUGAACAUAUCGGCACAUAUUUGUCUAUUCAUCAAUCUGUCCUGUUCAAUGAUUCCUAGAUAAGAGAGCUGUAUCAUGCAAAAGUUUGAAAAUCAAAGGUGCAUUUCAUCUGUCAAGACUGUUCCUUAAUGCUUUUAUUUUUCUUACUCAGGGAAUUCCUGGCUUACAAGGAGAGUUGGGGGAUAACGGUGGAAAGGGGAAAGAGGUAAACAGGUUUGAUGAAACUGAAGGUUUUGGAGACAGCUUGCUUCUAAAAGUUUUUUUGUACAUUGAGUCGUGUUUCUAAAAUCUCAGAACCAUUUCAAUACGCAUGGCUAAUACUGAUAGAAAAUCAUUGAAGCUUUCACAACAGAUUAUACAACCCACUCUUUGUGGAAUUCAGAGUGAAGUGUGUACAAUAUGGAUAACUUUGUAUACUGUUUUAAAGAUAUCAGAAAAGUUGUGUCUCAGCAACUCGCAUUCAAAUUCAGACGGAUGUGUUAUUGAGGUGUUUGCUUAUCCGGUCCUUUCAGCCACUGGGCUCCAUUCAGGCGUUCGUCAGCCACCAUGCGCUUUAAUCUUUCAUCGUGCAGAUCCGCUGUCUCAGUAAAAGUGCAGGAUAAACCGUGUUGUUUGUGUCCGUAGGGUGAGAAAGGAGACAUGGGACUGCCUGGACCACCUGGAGCUGAUGGCACAAAGGUGAGAGCUCUUAAGGCUUUCAUGGCAAAAACUCAAAGAUCUCAAAGGAGAAAAUGCAGACAUGAAUCUAAAGCUCCUGUAAGAUGCCUCCAGAUGGUAUACUAAUGCAAACAACACUAUCAGCAACAAGCUUUUUUUGUUUUUCUGCCAUUGCUGAUGUUGUUGUGCGAAACCACGAUGGAGUUGCAUGACAAAAGGCCUGAUUCAUUUGGAGCAAAAGAUGAUAAAUUUCUAUGCAAAUGUAAACGACAUCCACUUGGCUCACGGCCACUCACAGACUGAAAGUUAAAGUGUCCGCUGAGAGCUUGUGAUGACUGCACUAUCAGCACUGUUACACCCAAGCCUUUCAGUGAUGGAGACAAUGAUUCCAACUCUAGAUAACCUAGAAACAAUAAAUCAGUGUAUAAAGUCUUUGAAUAUUACUUUGACAUUUCUGUCUCCAUAAUAAUCAGAGACUCAAUCAGUCUGGAGCUGCCUUUGGCUCAGAUCCACACAUGCAAGCUGCACGGUGGUUCAUCAUGACGCAGUGUUUUUCCUUUUUUUAUGUAUAUAAUCCAAUCAAGCUGCUUUUGCGAACACACUCCAAAGCACAAGCUGUGCAUAAGUGUCCCUCCUUGUUCAUCCUAUGAUAAGGACUGUAUGGAUGGGAGCAUACAGGGCAGCACAGGUGUUUUUUUUCCUAAAGCAGAGUAAACUUCUUGAAGUUGAAGAAGACCAGAUCAAGAUCAGAAGAGUUGAGAGGUGCCACAUUUUGCUCAGAGGGUGCACAAAAACUGACUCAAAACUUCCAAAAGUUUCUCACAAGAGAUUUUAGAGAUUGUUGAAGUCUCUUUUCCAUUUAAAUUGAGCAGUUCUAGGUUCUGAACACAAAAAAUGUUUACUUCUAAAGGUGUAGUUCAGUUGCAUGUUUGCAUUCAAGCACUGUCGACAGGGGAGGAGCAGCCAAAUUUUAUUUAUCUGGCUCCAUCAUUUUGCCAUGUCAUGUUAGAACAGUGGUUCUCAAGUCCAGUCCUCAAGCCCCUCCUGUCCUGCAUGUUUUGGAUGAUUCCCUGCUUCAACACACCUGAUCCAAAUGAUCAGCUCGUUAUUAAGCCAUUACAGAGCUUGAUAACGAGCUAAUCAUUUGAAUCAGGUGUGUUGGAGCAGGGAAUCAUCCAAAACAUGCAGGACAGUGGGCCUCGAGGACUGGACUUGAGAACCACUGUGUGAAAAGUAUAAGAAAAGGGAAAAGAAAAAUGUUUUCCUCAAAAUAUUUUAGUUUUUCUUCAAGAAAUGAUGUGAUUUAUAUGUAAGAAGUUGGUCGAGUUUUUUCAUAAAUCAGCAAAUUUGACUUGUUGUAACUUCUUAUAAGCUGAAAGUUUUCCACAUCACAUUAUCAUAUUAUAGCAUUGAUAGGCCACUGAAAACAUGAGCGUGUCUCUUAAGAAAUACUAUCCCUUUGCUUUUUCAGGGUAUUCGUGGUCUUGUUGGGUUGCCAGGUCCACAGGGACAGAAAGGAGAGCAGGUACAUGAAUAACUACGUCUUUUUUUCUUUUAUUUGAUGUUGCAAAUCUUCACAUGUUUGACAACAUUAGCUUUUUUUCAUAUAAUCCAAGUGUAACAAAUGCAUACUUUUUAUUUUCGUAUAUUUUUUAAAAUUGUUUUUAGGGAAAUAUUGGUCUGCCAGGACCAAGGGGGACACCAGGGAUGCCAGGGCUGCCUGUAUGUUUUAUUUUUAAAUUUUCAAUUCAAUUCAGUUUUAUUGCUCUUUAAUGUUAGACAUAAGUGCAUUUAUUAGUUUUAUCCUUAAGCAUUCCAUAUGCCACCCAGAUACUUUCAUCCCAUCAUAUAUAAAACAAUAUAUAGCAGCAGAAGAUUGGAACAUGUGAGGAAAAUGCUUUUGUUUUAUAAUAACUGAGGUCAGUCCUGUAGGGUCUGUCUGCCAGGUAGUGUUUUCUUGAGCUCAGACUGUUGACUCAUUCACAGUUCAGCAGCACAUAGUGAUUGUGUUCAACCUGCUGUGUCUUAAGGGGGAAAAUCCAACAGCUGAGGUUAUAAAAUCUGUGAAACUGUGGCUGAUGGGGUCUUAAUGCAGCAAAUGAAAGCACUCAGAAAAUCACCAUUCUUAAAUCCACUUCACAGAGAAAAACCACACUCAUGACCUUUUCAUCUCUUUUUCUCUCCUCUGUUGCAGGGUUUGUUUGGAUUAAAGGUAUGAUAUUAUCUUCUCAUGGGCUCCUGUCCUGACAGAUCAAACUCACUCCGCUCUUUUCUCACUGUUAUCUCAAGCGAACUCCCCCUGGGAGAUUAUUUUACAUUACACUGCGACCACUCUGCUUUGUUUUGAUGGCACCUAUAAUCAUAAAGCCGUCACCCUCGGGAAGUGACAUCACAAUGUAAUGGGUUUUUGCUGUGGAUUCUGUUUUAAUCUAUAUCAGCACGGGUUAUAGAAAAUGGUUUGAUAUUUCCAUUCAGAACUGUGCUUGUGUGUGUAAUUUCUGUCAUGCUUAUCACAUUUUGAAUUUCCCUGCAGGGUUUGAAAGGCUACCCAGGUUUGCCUGGAUUACCCGGCAGAAGGGGGCUCCCGGUGAGUACAAGAGAGUAAGAAAGCAGAGGAUGAGACAAAGUGGAUUAAAGACAGAUUAUAUAAACAAAACAAAACAAAAAAACAGUUUAUCUCAAAAAUGAUAACACGAACAGAUACAUAUGGCUAAAUCUGACAGUGGUGCUGUUUGCAGACCUUUUCUUAACGUUACUGUAACUUAAGCUUCACUAGUUAUUGUCAGAGACUCAGUUAUUUUACAUGAUCCUACAGUUUAACACCACAUCGCUUCAUUUAAGGAGCAACCUACAUAUGAAAAGUCUAAAGACAUUAUCCAGUUUUGUCUCACUCCUCCAAGCUCAGUUAUUCUUUGUGCUGAAUCAUUUAAGUGUUUAAAUUUGUCUUGACUAGUGUAAGGGUUUGUAUGACCAUGGACACCUGGAAAAGUGGUGGGCAUUGAAAAAAUACAACGUACAGGCCUGGAGAAGUUUUGAAAAAUGAUUUAACCCAGAAAAAAAUGAGAAGUGAUGUUUAAAUUGCCUUUUUUAUAAUCUGUAUAAUACAGUCCAUUAACAUCUUACUGUUGUGUCAGCAUUACUUAGAUAAAUGCUAAUUUUAUAUGAUUGUGAAAAUGUGUUGCAGGUGCAUGAAAGUUUUGGAAAAGUUUUGCUAAACCCCAAGUGUAUUUAAUGUUUUGUUUUUUUUUAGUUUAGAAACGAAUCAGGAGACAUGUUUCAACCAGCAUUAAUUUGACUUUAUUUUCUGUAAGCGUGGGAACACUUACCAUGUGUAGUAGAAUUUAUAACCAUUUAUAAUUACAUUCAUGAGAGUUAAUACCUAAAAAACACAUACUGCCUUCUGAAGCACACAAUGUCAUCAGUUUUACAUGCUUUAUAACAGACUCUGAAUGGCUCAUAACACACCCUCAGUAAAAGUAAGAUCUAAAGUUUCCAAAACUAUGAACUUUGUUUGAAUAUUGUUGAUGUGUGUACCAUGUAAAUCUUUUGUGUUUUAGGGCCCACCCGGGGUCCCUGGACCUCCAGGAGAGUCACUGAACAUGACAUUGUCUCAAAUAAAGGUAAAUUAUUUAUAGAUUUAAUGUCUAAUGAAGAACUCUCUAUCAAUGCAAAAGUCAAACAUUUUCUAUUAGAACUUUUUCUUUAUAAACAGUCAUAAAAUAAAGAAAUGAAACACCUUAAUUUUCACCCUCUAAAAUCAACUUGUCUUUAAACCUGCAUGUGGGUGUGUAUUUAUUUGAUUCCCUCUUCGUGUGCAGGACCUGAUGUAUUUGUCGGAUAAGCCCAACUAUCCUCUGAUCCAGACUCUGCUAGACUCUCUGCAGCAGGAGCUUCGGCUGCUGUUGGAUCCUCCUGAUGGCAGCAAGGAGCAUCCUGCUACCACCUGUCAAGAGCUGUGGAUCUGUCACCCUGAAUACAGCAGUGGUCAGUUACUGAGAAAAAUGAAUCCACACAUAAGCCAUAAGGGAAUUAACUAUAUUUUAGUUUUUUAGCAUUUUUUUUCUUAUCACACACUUUUUUUGUCACUUCAAUUAAGAAAAGAAUACACAAUCCUUUAAAAAACUACUAAUAUUUUCACUUAGUACAGCCACUGUCACUGAAAUUCUACAUUCAUAUCCCCCUUUACUUCUGUGAAAACCUGUGAUUUAUGAUUACACAUUUAAUACAUAUAUAUUAUUUCAUUCCUUCAAAACAAGUUGUAGCUCAUGAUUGUUCCGUUAUCACCAUUAUCAUAAUGUUAUCAAGAUUACAUUAUGAUAAUAUCUUGGCCAGUGGAAAUAACAACCCUUUUUGAGUGUUUGUGUGUUUAUUUUGCCUUGAUUGACCCAGCGCUCAGACGUUGUACAUUUCUGCCGCCUAACUGUCUCAGGGGCACUGUUGAGGUUUUAUUGCCACUUUGCCCAAGCUGGUGUCAGAUUUUAUCUUUCCUGGACAACAGCCACUGUUAAAGCAGGCCAUUUUAAAUCACACUGAUACACAGGAGGGUUAAGAAAAGAUUUGUGGUUAUUUUUCAUACUCUUGUAUCUAAAGAUAACAUGAAAAUCUUCACUUGUUUAUGUCUUCAAAAUACAAAACAAGUCAAAGUACUUCUACAUUUAUAGACAGAGGUAUUCUGUUCUAUAUCUAAUGAGGAAUUGAUCCUUAUUUCCUAUCUUAAGAUCUACAUUUCUUGUGCCUAGUAGUGUGCUCAGCAGUUGCCUGUAGGAUCAAUAUCUCAUUUUAUUUUACACUUUGUUUCUCUACCUUUAAAUAAUGCAAUAAGGGGUCAUGCUCCUGUAUGGCUCAGUGUUUCUGUAAAUGUAACUUUCAGCACUUCCAUCACUGCUGACCUCACUUAUCUCUGCAGGAAUGUAUUACAUUGACCCCAACCAGGGCAGCAAUGGUGACGCUCUGCUGGCGUACUGCAGCUUCUCCUCCGCAUCAGUGCAGACCUGCCUCCAUCCCCGAGACUCACAGGUAUGAAGACAUCACCUAAGGAAGGCUGCAGGAAAUUGCCCCUCAGGUUUAGUGACUCACUGCUAGAUUCAUAUUGUGCUGUUGUACAAGCUGAGUUCCAAUUUGGUGUGUGUCAACUCAGUUUUUAUAGUGAUGAGUGGACUUGACGCUGUGACAAAAGCACCUUUAAAGUGAUUUAUGGUGCUUUCAUGCCAGUGUUGUGCGGAGAGGUUUUACAGAAAUUGGGGGGCGUUUCCCAGUUUGGCUCAGGCGAUUUGGACAUACAUGAACACAGGAGUUUCACUCUGAUGUGGAUUGAAACAGGUGAUCUCCUCUGACUUAUCACCCUACAGUAGCAGGUGAGGUAGUUAGCAUUAAGAUAACAAUAGGCUACUCAAUGUUCCCAUUCGAUUCAGGAUAAGCAGGAGAGCAGAAGAUAGAAAAACAACAGCUGAAGUACUCAUAAAAUCCUCCACUAUUAACUAAAACUGACACUACACAAGAGCUAACCUGCAGUUGUCAACAGAAAUCUGUACCUUUGUAGAUGAAAUGGAAUGACCAACAAAGAUGAGUAUGUAAGCCUAAAGUGUACUAUAAAAGAGACUCUUGGUUGUUUACUUGGUGUUAUCAGAGAAUUACCAUAUAUUCUGGGAAAGAUAAUCUUAAUAAGUUUAAUUUUUUUGUGGAAAAAUAAUAUGAAAAUGAUCCAAAGUUGGUUCAUGAAAAAAUAAGUCAAGCUAGCAACAAGUUUUAAACUACACCAAAGGAAAGGAGUGCCACUGUGUUAUAAACCAAAUUUAGUAUAAUCAUGGAAGUCAUUACAAAGGUGUCACCUGUUUUAAUCUUAGUCUUUGUUCACAGGAGUUCUUGUAAUAAGUCAAAUAGUGCGUGAGCUGAAAAUUAAACCAGAGACCACCUGGAAUAACUACCAGCUUCAAAAAGAAAUAAAAGUCGGAGAAUUGUUGUAAUAUUGAGGAGGACAAAAAGGUUCUUGGAGAGAUAUUGAUGUAAAAGAAGCAGCAAUAAGAAAAGAAACUUUCAAAACAACACUCGAAACGUUAAGUGGAUAUUGGUGUACACAGUCAGAGAGCUUUUUUCUUAUACUGGUCAUGGUAAUUGUCACUUAGUAUUGGCAGAAUAUGUUUUUAAGAAGUGGUGAUUCUUGCCAAGUUUUUUUUUUUCCAAGUCCAAGUUAACCUAAAGAGUUUGUAUUUUGAUUCAACACAAGUUAAAAGUAUAAUUCAGUAAAAAAAUUUCAAGAUCAACCUGCGAAUAAUCCAAAUAUCUUCUCUACAAACAUGACCAAAGUUCACACAAGUACAAACAAUAAGAAAAACAAACAUUACAAAGCUGUAAACUUUUCUAAUUUGGUUUAUUGAAGCUCAUUUUAAACAAAGGCAAAAAAAAGGUUUCAUGUAAGCAACAAUUUAAACUGUAAAGCUGGUAGUGCUGAGUCAGGUCACCAGCCGUCUGGAUCUACUCUAAAAAUAUUACAGUAGUUGUUGUUGAGGCACGUUAAAGGAUUCAUCAUCUUGUAGAUGACACUGUUUAGAAAAAAGUAAUCAUCUUGCUUUGAUAGAACAAAGUAUGAUGAAAAAGUAGAUAUAGAUACAGUAGAUCCUAAGUUGAUAUCUUCAAUAUAGAUAUACUUGAUUGAUUGAUUGAUUGAUUGAUUGAUUGAUUGAUUGAUUGAUUGAUUGAUUGAAGUUUAUUUUGAACAUCUAAAAAAGAAACAACAAUAAAAAAGUAAAGAAUACAACAAAAAAUGACAACAAAGUUAUUAGAGUUCAAAAAGGAGUGGGAAGAAGUCGAGACUUAUCUAGUCCCACCCCUUAUCUACACUAAUGGUUUAAAUGUAUAUCAUAUAUGUUAUUAUAUAAUAAUACUAAUCAUCAUAGUAAAAAUAGCAAAAAAAAAGAAUUAAAAAAAUCACCACAGUGAAAAUAACAAACAACAACAACAAAACGAUGAUAAUGAUAAUUGUUACUACGAAUGUACAUCCCUGUAUCCCAUGAAAACAUAUGCUUUAUAUUUUGUUUUAAAUAACAUAAUGAUGUAGUGUCUACUGCCUUUGAAUAAUGCUCCAUUUGAGGUCUGAUUAUAUGCAGUAAAGCAGCUUCUUUUGAUAACUGUAUUUGCUGUAUUAGCGGGUAGAUGCCCUUUAAGAAGUAUUUAACAAUGUUAGCUUUGUGCAUGAAUAAUGUGUCCUCCCCUGCAGAAGGGAGCAGAACAAUGUGUGGCUAAAUAAGGCACGGCAUUCAUCCAGAGCACAUCAGCACAAUGGAGACACAGAUUUAUUCUCUCAUUACUCUGAACCCAAGUCUGAAUAAAAACAUGCAACCCCUCUCACCUCACUAUGCACACUCUUAUACAGUAAAUACCAACACAAAGAAUUGACUCAGUGAACCAAAGAAUAAUAUACGGAUUGGUCUCAGGCUGCAUGGAGUGAAUGCAUCUCUUACUGAGGUAUCCAAUUUACCUUUGGUUCAUGCUUGAGCAGAAUGUUAAUUUGGAGUUCAUUAGCAGCUGUCUGGACGUCACUGACCUUCAAAAGUCUCUUAUAUGACAGCACCUGUAUGGGUAUGCAUUCUGAUCUGCUUUGGUUUGCCUUUUCAGUUGCCCAUAAAAGCGUGGAUGGAAGAAUUCACUGAGGACGGAAAUUAUCAGUGGCUCAGCAAGCUGGAGCAGGGGUUUCAGGUGAGUCAUUCACUCUAAGAACAAAAUAAGAAUCAAAGCUGUUUUACUUUUAUCUGUUUACAGAUUUGUUUUUAAGACACGAGGUUGUAGUGUUGUUUUAGAGCAUCUAGUUUCCCAGUCAUUGAAUGUACAGCUCUGUCCAACAAAUAUUGAUCAUUAUAAACCUGCGACCAUUACUGAUGCUUUACAGUCUUAUUUCUUGUCAUUUAGUUUUACUAUCCAGGCGCCAAUGUGGUGCAGAUGCGUUUCCUGAGGUUGCACAGCACCUCUGCCAUCCAGAAGGUGACUUACUCUUGCCAUCCAGGACACAAACUGGGCCAGACUGAGAGGGAUAUCAAAUUCCUCACUGACAGCAGGAAGCAGAGUUACCUGGGAACACUGACAGAUUGCGUGGUAUGUAGAACAUUCUCUCGCUAGUUUCUCCUGAGAAGCUUGAGGGGGUUAAGCCAUGCUGUUGUAGUUUUUCUUGUUGAGGUAAAGUCUUGGCUGGCCUGGGAAUAACCAACAACAUUUCACCUGUUUCAGCUUUCACAGUAUCUUUUAUUCAAACCUUCUCAUGACUUUGAGACAUGUAUUGACCGCACAAGUAAGGCUUUUGAUUCCCAGCCAUGCCACCACAGGCAGAGGACUGUCAUGAAGGGGCAAAACAGGCUUUUUCUUUGAGUAUACUAUAUCGUUAGUAGUCAUUAAAGGUGGGGUAGGAAGGAUCUGAGGAAGUGCCAGUUUUGGGGGGAAAUCUUGAACGUAAACACUACCCCUCCAAACCAGUUCAAACAAAAAGACCAAAUUAAGACGAAAACAAUCAACGUUUCUUUUCAAACGCGAAAACUAAAUCUAAAACAGCUGCCACUAUGGUAGGUUGUUGUAUUAAAGUGUAAUUUGGUUCCUUUCUUCACAGCUCUUGCUCACCACUCUGAUUUUCCUAAUGUUGCUAAUAGCGAUGAAGAAUAUGUUUAUAAGAACCAAAAGUCUCUGGUUUUGUCAGACUUUGAAGUAAAAAAGAAAGGACUUGUUGUCUGCUUGUUCUCUCACUUCUCUUUCUCCUCUCGUACUCUGACUCACCAAGCUGUUCAGCCAGUCAGAUUGAUGUCUUUUGCUUAGUUGACCAAAAAGCUGCAGGCAAAGACUGAGUGGGAAAAAAUUUGAGAACACUGCCAAAAUGAGGGCCACAGAUGCUCACUGGCUGCCUGACAAAGGCAGAUGCCGGACUCUCAGGCUUGUAUGUCAGGACCAAAUUUGGGGUUUUCUGUUAUGAGUUUAUUAUUUUUAGAGGGAGUAGUGUUAUUUUUUUUUACUCUUAAAGUUGGAUUAAAGACCACAGCAUCCAUGGACCUGGUAUAGAUGGAUAGAGAGGCUUUGUUUUAGUGCCAAGACAGCCUCAUGGAGAUUUGGCCAUGAGCCUUGAUGCAGCUCACAGCCAGAUGUAACUUGGGAAAAGUUCUAGCAUCCCUCUGAUGAAGGGAAUAAAGUAGUUGAAGUUCUAUUUGAGACAAAACACAAAGCAAAUAUCCUACUAUGUGAGAACCGAUGAGUCAUGAUGAUUAAACCUAAAUAAGAUGUUUUCUGUUUCGCAUGUGUCAGCCCGGAGAGGGGAGCCUUUCUGGAACUCGAGAGUCUGUGUUUGAGUUUGAGGACCUCCAGCUGCUCCCUUUGAGAGACCUGGCAGUAAUGGAAGGCGGAAACUUCACACACCCCUUCGGCUUCACUAUAGGACCUGUGUGUUUCAGCUAG
This is a messenger RNA of Xyrichtys novacula (pearly razorfish), 98426 nucleotides long. The record is from the annotation of a GenBank genome assembly. Lineage: Eukaryota; Metazoa; Chordata; Actinopteri; Labriformes; Labridae.